Messenger RNA from Mandrillus leucophaeus (drill), 97912 nucleotides. RefSeq names its product titin. Lineage: Eukaryota; Metazoa; Chordata; Mammalia; Primates; Cercopithecidae. Gene Ontology annotation, biological process: protein phosphorylation. Gene Ontology annotation, molecular function: ATP binding; protein kinase activity; protein binding. The transcript has 271 exons. Bases 40 to 96885 code for a protein of 32281 amino acids. The record is from RefSeq and is a predicted model, not a curated record.
GCAUUGGUGUUUGAUCAAGCAAAAGGCGCCCACCCAUCUAUGAGUCAAGAGGGCCAAACAAAUCUUCACGUGUUAAAAACUAACCCACCAGUUCCUCCCUCUGGAGAUACAGAAUUGCUUUCCUUUCCUGUAGAAAUCCAGGUAACAGCAGCUACUCCUAUCCCAGAAGAGGAUAAAGAGAUGUUUCAAACUGAGGAGCUAGAACCUGAAGCAAUGCCUCAAGAUCAAGCUACUCAGUCACCAAAACACAAAUUUGUAUUUUUGUCUGAUGUUACUAAUGAGCCACCAAAAAUGUUACAAGAAAUGCCAAAGCAUGCCAGGUGUAGAGAAGGGGAUUCCAUCAUUCUUGAAUGUUUAAUAUCUGGUGAGCCCCAGCCAGUUGUAACAUGGUUUCAAAAUGGAGUCCUUUUAAAGCAGAAUCAGAAGUUUCAGUUUGAAGAAGUUAAUUGUAGCCACCGAUUAUAUAUUAAAGAUGUUAGUUCUCAAGAUUCUGGAAAAUAUAAAUGUGUUGCUGAAAACAAUUCAGGGACAGCUGAAAGUGUUUCAGAUCUAACAGUGGAGCCUGUCACUUGUAGGGAGAAUAGUCAAUAUGAAAAUAUUGGUGAAAUUUAUGGAAAAUAUUCCAGAGAUCAGCAAGUGCAAGUCCAGGGAGAAUCUGUAAGGGCACAUUUUUAUGAUCAUCCAGUUGGUCCUUUUACUCCCUGGGCAAAUGUAAAAGAAUAUUCAGUAAGGGACUAUUUUCAAAGCCUUGAGACCAUUAAGCAGAUAGACCAGAAAGACCAGGUGCGUUGCGUACCUUCUAGAGAAAAAAUUCCCAGAUUUGUGCGUGGUGCUUCAAGAACCAUAAAAACCAACAAGCCCAUCAGGGCUGAACUCAUACAAUGUCAGGCUGAAGGGAAAGAGAGACAUGUAAGUGAAAAAUCAAAGCUGCACCAAGCAGAGGGUACUGUUUAUCCAUUUGUUGAUGAUUUCAGUGAUAUCACUAUUAAGAAAGACGUAGGAAACAAUUUUGGAAAACUUGGUAGAUCAGAAAAGGAAAAUGUACAAGAAUAUGCCCAAAGUGACUAUUUACCAAAUAUUCACUCUGAGAGAAUUUCUGACAGUUACAAUACAAAAGAUUCAUCUGCCGUUGCACAUGAAGAAUCCCUUGGUGAAGAGAUAUACUACCCGGGGGAAAAAGUGAAGCAUAGAAUUAUCGAAUUUGAAAAAUUACAUGUAGAAAAAAGAGUUCUAGAAAAAAGACCUACCAGAACAUCAUUCGUUAAUCCUCCUCAAAAGAAGAUUGAUGACAAAGCCUUUUCAUUAAAGCAAAGAGAAUCAAGAUCAAAGAAAAUGUCUCCAAAUACUGAAUCAAAUUCAUCUAACAUUGCAAUAAAUUUAAAGCUGCUUUCCUCUCAAACUCAUAAGGAAUCUGAAACACAAGAAAGGGAACAACAGGAAAAAAUAAGUCUUAUAGAUAAACCUGCAAUUUCUAAAAGAGUUGAACAUGAAUCACCUAUUACAUUUGACUUAAAGCAGUUUCACACUCAAAUAAAACACACAGAUGUGAAAUUCCAAGAAUUAGAUAGUAGUCAACCAGAAGAAGCUUAUUUUAAAAUCCAACAUCCUGCUUCCGAAACAGCUGACACUGAGAACAUUGUGUUUGAUCUAAAACAAAUGCAUUCUCAUAUAGGAGAUCCAGCUAUGGAGUUCCAAGGGCAAGAAACUGGGGAACAGCAGGAAAUAUAUUAUAAAGAAAAAAUUCCUAGCCCUGAAACAUUACAACCUGAUACACAGAGUAUCUCUAAAAAUGUGCAAAAUAAUGUAUUUGCCAGUCAAGAAAUUUCUUCCAGUCAGGAGCUUUCGUGUAGAACUAUGGUGGAGAAAAGUAGUAUUGAUGAAAAUUCCAUUUCUUUAGAAAAAGAAGUCCGACAUGUACAGGAACAAAACUUAGACAUUUUAAAAACUGAUCUUUCUCUUAAAUCCUUUUCUGAAGAAAUCUAUAGUGAAUCAUGUGCCCUAUUUCCAACCUCAUCUGCAGAUAUAGAAGAAACUGAUCUUUCUGAGAAAAAUUGUUCUCUAGAAAAUGGAGACAGAAGUUUCAUCUCACAUUUGAAAAAAGCAGUAAGUGAGGAAAAGCCUUUAGAGGUUGGUGAAAUGGAAGAAGAAUGCACUCUAGAACCAGAGUUGGCAUCAUUUCCAAAGCAGGAUGGUGGGGCACAGGAAUAUACAGAUGCCACUUUGGAAGACCACAGAGGUGAUACUCAGGAGGCUGACACACUCCAUAGACAGCUCUCCCUGAGUCAGUGCUUCCCAUUCUUGAUGACUGAAGAAAAACAGAAUCCAGGUGAACAAAUAAUUACAAACAUUGAUGCUUCUGGAGAAGAAAAAUGUUAUGAAGAAGUCCAAAAUGAAACUUCUUUCUCCACUUUAGGAGAAAUGAUAGAAACUAGUUCUUCUCAAAAUAUUCCUAAAUUAGAUGAGGCACAUACUACUGAGGUAGCGGAAUCUGAGACCUCCCUAACACAAUAUUUACUUGCUGCUGGAAAGCAUGAGGUUCCUGAAACUAAAGACACCAGAGACCAGGCAAAGCUUGUCCAGAGUGAAUCAAUCACUUCACUGGAGGUGGAAGAAGUAACUUUCAACACUGUGUACGAAUACUACAACCAGAAACAGGAAUCACUAGGUCGUCCAUUUUCUCCUGAGUCUGACAUUUCCAUUGGUGUGGGAAGUACAACUAGUGAAGAAAUAUCUGAGUUAGAUCAGUUUUAUACCCCACCAUCAUCUGUUGAAUAUUUUGAAUCUCCAAAGUCCCCUGACUUAUAUUUUAAUCCUUCAGAUGUAACUAAACAAUCCUCAAUAUAUUCAGGAGGUGAGACAGUUGAAAGAUAUUCCACACCUUUAGGGGAAGUUACGGAAAGAUAUUCAACACCUUCCGAAGGAGAGACUCUAGAGAGAUACUCCACACCCCCAGGAGAGACUCUAGAGAGAUACUCCACACCCCCAGGAGAGACUCUAGAGAGAUAUUCUAUUCCUACUGGAGGACCAAACCCCACUGGUACUUUUAAAACAUAUCCAUCAAAAAUAGAAAGGGAAGACAGUACACCAAAUGAGCAUUUCUACACACCUACAGAAGAGAGAGGUUCAGCUGACGAAAUAUGGCGUUCCGAUUCAUUUGGCACACCCAAUGAAGCCAUUGAGCCAAAAGACAAUGAAAUGCCUCCAUCUUUUAUUGAACCUCUGACCAAAAGGAAGGUGUAUGAAAACACAACACUAGGCUUCAUUGUUGAAGUUGAAGGUCUUCCAGUUCCUAGUGUGAAGUGGUAUCGAAAUAAAUCUUUACUAGAGCCAGAUGAAAGAAUCAAAAUGGAAAGGGUGGGUAAUGUAUGUUCACUGGAAAUUUCAGACAUUCAAAAAGGAGAAGGGGGAGAGUACAUGUGUCAUGCUGUAAACAUCAUAGGGGAAGCAAAGAGCUUUGCAAAUGUAGACAUAAUGUCCCAAGAAGAAAGAGUGGUGGCACUCCCACCUCCAGUAACACAUCAGCAUGUCAUGGAGUUUGAUUUGGAAAACACCACAUCAUCAAGAACACCUUCUCCUCAAGAAAUUGUCCUGGAAGUUGAAUUAAGUGAAAAAGACGUUAAAGAAUUUGAGAAGCAGGUGAAAAUAGUGACAGUUCCUGAAUUUACUCCUGACCAUAAAAGUAUGAUUGUGAGUCUAGAUGUUCUUCCAUUUAAUUUUGUAGAUCCAAAUGUGGAUUCAAGGGAGGGAGAAAACAAAGAACUAAAAAUUGAUUUAGAAGUAUUUGAAAUGCCUCCUCGCUUUAUAAUGCCUGUUUGUGAUUUUAAAAUUCCAGAAAAUUCAGAUGCUGUGUUCAAAUGUUCAAUCAUAGGCAUCCCUACUCCCGAAGUUAAGUGGUAUAAAGAAUAUAUGUGUAUUGAGCCAGAUAACAUUAAAUAUGUGAUUAGCGAGGAGAAGGGAAGUCACACUCUUAAAAUUAGAAAUGUCUGUCUUUCUGAUAGUGCAACAUACAGGUGCAGAGCUGUGAAUUGUGUAGGAGAGGCUAUCUGUCGUGGAUUCCUCACCUUGGGAGAUUCCGAAAUAUUUGCUAUGAUAGCAAAGAAAAGUAAAGUGACUUUAAGCAGUUUGACAGAAGAAUUGGUCUUAAAGAGCAACUACACAGACAGUUUUUUUGAAUUUCAGGUGGUGGAAGGGCCUCCCAGGUUUAUCAAAGGUAUUUCUGACUGUUACGCACCAAUAGGUACAGCGGCAUAUUUUCAGUGCUUAGUUCGUGGCUCUCCAAGACCCACGGUUUACUGGUACAAAGAUGGGAAAUUGGUCCAAGGAAGAAGGUUCAGUGUUGAGGAAAGUGGCGCAGGGUUCCACAACCUGUUUAUAACAAGCUUAGUAAAGAGUGAUGAAGGAGAGUACAGUUUCAAGUACAGUGAACUUGAGUAUAUGCAGAAUAACAGUGACCGAAUAAAGAAAAAGUUUGCUAGUUCUUUUCUGUCUGCCGAGGAAGAAGAACUUCAUAGCUCUGAACUUCAUUUAUCUAAUAUAAAUGAAACACUUGAACUUUUGUCUGAACCUCCAGUUUACUCAACUAAAUUUGAUUCCAAAAAGGAAGGCGCUGUCCCAGUUUUCAUCAAAGAAGUGUCAAGUGCUGAUACAAGCAUGGGGGAUGUGGCUACACUGUCUGUAACUGUCAUUGGCAUCCCCAAACCUAAAAUUCAGUGGUUCUUUAAUGGAGUGCCAUUAACCCCUUCUGCUGACUACAAAUUUGUUUUUGACGGUGAUGAUCAUAGCCUGAUCAUUCUGUUCACCACAUUGGAGGAUGAGGGAGAGUAUACAUGUAUGGCUAGUAAUGACUAUGGACAAGCAAUAUGUAGUGCCUAUCUAAAAAUAAAUUCCAAAGGAGAAGGUCACAAAGACACAGAAACAGAAUCAGCAGUGGCAAAAUCUCUGGAAAAGCUUGGAGGUCCUUGUCCUCCUCACUUCCUUAAGGAGUUAAAAGCAGUUCGCUGUGCUCAAGGACUUCCUGCCAUCUUUGAGUACACAGUAGUUGGAGAGCCUGCCCCUACUGUUGCAUGGUUCAAAGAAAACAAGCAGCUAUGCACCAGUGUUUAUUACACUAUCAUUCAUAACCCUGACGGCUCUGGGACUUUCAUUGUCAAUGACCCUCAAAGGGAAGACAGUGGCCUCUAUAUCUGUAAAGCAGAGAAUAUGCUGGGUGAGUCCACCUGUGCAGCAGAACUUCUUGUGCUUCUGGAAGACACAGACAUGACUGAUACCCCCUGCAAAGCAAAGUCCACACCGGAGGCUCCUGAGGAUUUUCCACAGACACCCUUAAAGGGUCCCGCAGUUGAAGCAGUUGACUCAGAGCAGGAAAUUGCAACGUUUGUAAAAGACACCAUUUUGCAAGCUUCUUUAAUUACAGAAGAAAACCAGCAACUAUCUUAUGAGCAUAUUGCUAAAGCCAAUGAAUUGAGCAGUCAGCUUCCUUUGGGAGCUCAGGAAUUGCAAUCCAUUUUGAAGCAAGACAAGUCCACUCCUGAAAGCACCAGGGAAUUUCUUUGCAUCAAUGGCAGUACUCACUUUCAGCCUCUCAAGGAACCCUCUCCCAACCUACAACUGCAGACUGUACAGUCCCAGAAAACCUUCUCCAAAGAAAGCAUUCUAAUGCUUGAAGAGCCUGAGACACAGGCGGUUCUAUCAGAGACUGAGAAAAUCUUCCCAAGUGCCAUGUUCAGAGAACAAAUUAAUUCAUUAACAGUUGAGCCUCUGAAAACUGUAUUAACUGAACCUGAAGGGAAUUAUCCACAGUCUUCAAUAGAACCUCCAGUGCAUUCCUAUCUAACCUCUGUGGCUGAGGAAGUGCUUUUACCAAAAGAAAAGACAGUGUCUGAUGCCAACAAAGACCAAAGAGUGACUCUUCAAAAGCAAGAGGCACAAAGUGCACUCAUCUUGAGUCAGAGCUUAGCAGAGGGACACGUGGAGAGUCUCCAGAGUCCUGAUGUCAUGAUCUCUCAGGUAAACUAUGAGCCCCUAGUCCCUUCAGAACACUCAUGCACAGAAGGAGCUGAAAUUUUGAUAGAAAGUGCAGAUCCACUGGAAAAUGCAGGGCAAGAUUCUGCGGUGAGAAUUGAGGAAGGCAAGUCCUUAAGAUUUCCGCUAGCACUUGAAGAAAAGCAGGUACUGCUCAAAGAAGAGCAUUCUGACAAUGUGGUGAUGCCCCCAGACCAAAUCAUUGAGUCUAAAAGAGAGCCUGUGGCGAUAAAGAAAGUGCAGGAGGUACAGGGAAGGGACAUUCUUUCUAAGGAAAGCUUGCUUUCUGGUAUUCCAGAAGAACAGCGAUUAAAUCUGAAAAUUCAAAUCCGCAGGGCUUUGCAAGCAGCUGUGGCCAGUGAGCAGCCAGGUCUUUUCUCUGAGUGGCUAAGAAAUAUUGAAAAGGUGGAGGUCAUGACCGUAAACAUCACCCAAGAGCCCAGACACAUCAUGUGCACGUACCUUGUUACUUCAGCAAAGUCUAUAACAGAAGAAGUAACCAUCAUUAUUGAAGAUGUUGAUCCUCAAAUCACUAACCUGAAAAUGGAACUUAAGGAUGUUUUGUGUGCUAUUAUAUAUGAGGAAAUAAGCAUCCUAACAGCUGAGGGUCCUAGAAUUCAGCAAGGAGCCAAAACAAGUUUGCAGGAAGAAAUGGAUUCUUUUUCAGGUUCACAGAAGGUUGAACCCAUUACUGAACCAGAAGUUGAAUCUAAAUAUCUUAUCUCAACUGAAGAGGUCAGGUAUUUUAACAUGCAAAGUCAGGUUAAAUAUUUGGAUGCCACAACUGUCACUAAUGGGGUUGCUUCAGCUGUUGUCUCUGAUGAGAAACAAGAUGAGAGUUUGAAACCACCAGAGGAAAAAGAGGAGUCCUCCUCUGAAAGUGGUACUGAGGAGGUUGGUACAGUAAAGAUACAGGAACCUGAGGGUGGCUUAAUCAAAGAGGAUGGCCCCGUGAUACAUACACCCUUAAUGGACACUGUUUCUGAGGAAGGUGACAUUGUACACCUCACAACAUCCAUAACAAAUGCUAAAGAGGUGAAUUGGUAUUUUGAGAAUAAACUGGUGCCUUCAGAUGAAAAGUUCAAGUGUUUACAAGAUCAAAAUACGUAUACGCUAGUCAUCGACAAGGUAAAUACCGAAGAUCAUCAAGGAGAGUAUGUCUGUGAGGCCUUGAAUGACAACGGAAAAACAGCAACUUCAGCCAAACUCACUGUAGUAAAAAGAGCUGCCCCAGUGAUCAGGAGGAGAAUCGAACCCCUGGAAGUAGCACUGGGCCACCUAGCCAAAUUCACCUGUGAGAUCCAAAGUGCUCCGAAUGUCCGGUUCCAGUGGUUUAAAGCUGGCCGAGAAAUUUAUGAGAGUGACAAGUGUUCUAUUCGAUCUUCAAAAUAUGUCUCCAGCCUUGAAAUCCUAAGAACCCAGGUGGUUGACUGCGGCGAGUAUACAUGCAAAGCUUCCAAUGAGUAUGGCAGUGUCAGCUGUACAGCCACACUAACUGUGACAGAGGCAUAUCCACCAACCUUUCUCUCCAGACCUAAGUCCCUUACGACUUUUGUGGGUAAGGCAGCCAAGUUCCUCUGCACAGUGACAGGGACUCCUGUGAUAGAAACCAUUUGGCAGAAAGAUGGUGCUGCACUCUCACCUUCACCGAACCGGAAGAUUUCCGACGCAGAAAACAAACACAUUUUAGAACUCUCAAACCUUACCAUUCAAGAUAGAGGAGUUUAUUCUUGUAAGGCUUCUAACAAAUUUGGAGCAGACAUCUGCCAAGCAGAGUUGGUCAUCAUUGAUAAGCCACGUUUCAUUAAAGAAUUAGAGCCUGUGCAAUCUGCUAUCAAUAAGAAGGUCCACCUUGAGUGCCAAGUAGAUGAAGACAGAAAAGUCACAGUUACGUGGAACAAAGAUGGGCAAAAACUCCCCCCAGGGAAAGAUUAUAAGAUCUGUUUUGAAGAUAAAAUAGCAACACUUGAGAUUCCUCUGGCCAAACUGAGAGAUUCAGGAACCUAUGUCUGUAUAGCUUCAAAUGAGGCUGGAAGCAGCUCCUGUUCAGCCACAGUCACUGUCAGAGAACCACCAUCCUUCGUGAAGAAGGUGGAUCCCUCUUAUUUAAUGCUGCCAGGUGAAUCAGCACGCCUCCAUUGCAAGCUGAAAGGCUCACCUGUGAUCCAGGUUACUUGGUUUAAAAAUAACAAAGAACUCAGUGAAAGUAACACAGUCCGAAUGUAUUUUGUCAAUUCUGAGGCCAUACUUGAUAUUACGGAUGUAAAAGUUGAAGACAGUGGAAGUUACUCAUGUGAAGCCGUGAAUGACGUUGGCAGUGACAGCUGCAGUACUGAAAUAGUUAUCAAAGAACCUCCUUCUUUCAUCAAAACUCUUGAGCCUGCGGACAUAGUGAGAGGAACAAAUGCUCUACUUCAGUGUGAAAUCUCAGGCACUGGACCAUUUGAAAUUAGCUGGUUCAAAGAUAAGAAACAAAUUCGAAGUAGUAAAAAAUACAGAUUGUUUUCUCAGAAGUCUCUUGUGUGUCUGGAGAUCUUUUCUUUUAAUAGUGCAGAUGUUGGUGACUAUGAAUGUGUUGUUGCUAAUGAAGUUGGCAAGUGUGGCUGCAGGGCAACACACUUACUCAAAGAACCUCCAACCUUUGUAAAGAAAGUAGAUGAUUUUAUUGCACUAGCAGGACAAACUGUUACCCUGCAAGCUGCUGUGAGAGGGUCAGAACCCAUUUCUGUCACAUGGAUGAAAGGACAAGAGGUCAUUAGAGAAGACGGAAAAAUCAAAAUGAGCUUUUCCAGUGGUGUUGCAGUCUUGAUAAUCCCUGAUGUUCAGAUUAGUUUUGGAGGAAAAUACACGUGCCUGGCUGAAAAUGAAGCUGGAAGCCAAACAUCUGUUGGGGAAUUAAUAGUUAAAGAACCUGCCAAAAUCAUUGAGCGAGCAGAACUGAUCCAGGUGACAGCAGGAGAUCCCGCCACACUGGAGUACACAGUGGCAGGCACGCCAGAACUGAAGCCCAAAUGGUACAAAGAUGGGAGACCCUUGGUCGCCAGUAAAAAAUACCGAAUAAGUUUUAAAAACAAUGUUGCUCAGCUCAAAUUUUAUUCAGCUGAGCUGCACGAUAGUGGCCAAUACACAUUUGAGAUUUCCAAUGAAGUGGGCAGCAGCUCCUGUGAGACCACAUUCACUGUAUUAGAUCGAGACAUUGCUCCAUUUUUUACCAAACCCUUGCGCAACGUGGAUAGUGUUGUUAAUGGUACCUGCAGACUGGACUGCAAAAUUGCAGGCUCCCUUCCCAUGAGGGUGUCCUGGUUUAAGGAUGGCAAAGAAAUAACUUCUUCUGACAGAUACAGGAUAGCAUUUGUGGAAGGCACAGCCUCUUUGGAGAUCAUCAGAGUAGACAUGAACGACGCAGGCAAUUUCACUUGUCGAGCCACAAAUUCCGUGGGAAGCAAAGACAGCAGUGGAGCCCUGAUUGUGCAAGAACCACCCAGUUUUGUAAUUAAACCCAGCUCAAAGGAUGUUCUGCCUGGCUCAGCAGUCUGCCUGAAGAGCACUUUCCAAGGAUCUACUCCUCUCACAAUCAGAUGGUUUAAGGGCAACAAAGAGCUGGUUUCUGGUGGAAGCUGCUAUAUCACCAAAGAAGCUUUAGAGAGUUCCCUGGAACUUUAUGCAGUAAAAACCUCUGAUUCAGGCACAUACACAUGUAAAGUCAGCAAUGUCGCUGGAGGCGUGGAAUGCAGUGCAAACUUGUUUGUAAAAGAACCUGCCACAUUUGUUGAAAAGUUAGAGCCAUCACAGCUGUUAAAGAAGGGAGAUGCCACCCAGCUAGCCUGCAAAGUAACUGGUACCCCUCCAAUUAAAAUAACAUGGUUUGCAAAUGAUAGAGAAAUUAAGGAGAGCAGCAAACACAGAAUGUCUUUUGUGGAGUCUGCUGCAGUUCUAAAACUGACAGAUGUUGGCAUCGAAGACAGUGGUGAAUAUAUGUGUGAGGCCCAGAAUGAGGCUGGCAGUGACCACUGCAGUAGCAUUAUAAUAGUCAAAGAGUCACCUUACUUUACCAAGGAAUUUAAACCAAUUGAAGUCUUAAAGGAGUACGAUGUCAUGUUGCUGGCUGAGGUGGCAGGCACUCCUCCUUUUGAGAUCACUUGGUUCAAAGACAACACAACCCUGCGAAGUGGUAGAAAGUUUAAGACCUUCAUUCAGGAUCAUCUGGUUAGCCUGCAGAUCCUCAAGUUUGUAGCUGCAGAUGCUGGUGAAUACCAGUGUCGGGUGACCAAUGAGGUGGGCAGCAGCAUCUGCAGUGCCAGGGUGACUUUAAGAGAACCCCCAUCCUUCAUAAAGAAGAUUGAGAGUACCAGCUCCCUCCGAGGAGGUACAGCUGCCUUCCAGGCCACGCUGAAGGGCUCCUUGCCAAUUACGGUGACUUGGCUAAAAGACAACGAUGAAAUCACUGAAGAUGAUAAUAUAAGAAUGACCUUUGAGAACAAUGUGGCCAGUUUGUACCUCAGUGGCGUUGAAGUCAAGCAUGAUGGGAAAUAUGUCUGUCAGGCCAAAAAUGAUGCAGGAAUACAAAGAUGUUCUGCAUUACUCUCAGUAAAAGAACCUGCAACAAUCACCGAGGAAGCUGUGUCUAUAGAUGUCACCCAUGGAGACCCAGCCACUUUGCAGGUUAAAUUUUCAGGGACUAAGGAGAUUACAGCCAAAUGGUUUAAAGAUGGCCAAGAACUGACCCUGGGCUCAAAAUAUAAAAUCAGUGUUACUGAUACAGUCUCAAUACUGAAGAUUAUUUCUACAGAAAAGAAAGAUAGUGGAGAAUAUACUUUCGAGGUCCAAAAUGAUGUUGGGAGAAGCAGCUGCAAGGCUAGAAUUAAUGUAUUAGAUCUUAUCAUACCUCCUUCAUUCACCAAAAAGCUGAAGAAAAUGGACAGCAUUAAAGGCUCUUUCAUUGACUUGGAAUGUAUAGUGGCUGGGUCACAUCCCAUAAGCAUCCAGUGGUUCAAAGAUGACCAAGAAAUAUCAGCUAGUGAAAAGUACAAAUUCUCUUUUCAUGACAAUACUGCCUUCUUGGAAAUCAGUCAACUGGAAGGUACAGACAGCGGGACAUACACUUGUUCUGCCACCAAUAAGGCAGGGCACAACCAGUGCAGUGGGCAUCUGACAGUCAAAGAACCCCCUUAUUUUGUGGAAAAGCCACAGUCACAAGAUGUCAAUCCCAACACAAGGGUUCAGUUAAAGGCUCUUGUGGGUGGCACUGCACCCAUGACAAUAAAGUGGUUUAAAGAUAACAAAGAGCUACACUCAGGAGCAGCCCGCUCGGUUUGGAAGGACGACACCUCUACCAUUCUAGAGCUCUUUGCAGCCAAAGCUACCGAUUCCGGAACCUACAUUUGCCAACUAAGCAAUGAUGUUGGCACAGCAACCAGUAAAGUCACUCUCUUUGUAAAAGAACCUCCUCAAUUCAUUAAGAAGCCCAGUCCAGUCUUAGUGCUGAGGAAUGGACAGUCAACAACAUUUGAAUGCCAAAUAACAGGCACUCCUGAAAUCCGAGUGUCUUGGUAUCUAGACGGGAAUGAAAUAACAGCCAUUCAGAAGCAUGGCAUUUCCUUCAUUGAUGGUUUAGCCACUUUCCAGAUUUCUAGUGCCAGGGUAGAAAAUAGUGGGACUUAUGUCUGUGAAGCUCAAAAUGAUGCGGGCACGGCGAGCUGCAGCAUUGAACUCAAAGUGAAAGAACCCCCCACCUUUAUCAGAGAGCUGAAGCCUGUGGAGGUAGUAAAAGAUAGUGACGUGGAGCUGGAAUGUGAAGUUACAGGAACACCUCCGUUUGAAGUCACUUGGCUGAAGAAUAACAGGGAAAUUCGAAGCAGCAAAAAAUACAUAUUGACCGACAGAGUGUCUGUGUUUAACCUCCAUAUAACCAAGUGUGACCCUUCAGACACUGGGGAAUACCAGUGCAUUGUAUCCAAUGAAGGUGGCAGCUGCUCUUGCAGUGCUAGAGUUGCCCUGAAAGAACCACCAUCGUUUAUUAAGAAGAUAGAAAAUACCACUACUGUUUUGAAAACUUCUGCCACCUUUCAGAGUAUCGUGGCAGGUUCUCCUCCUAUUUCUAUAACCUGGCUAAAGGAUGAUCAGAUUCUUGAUGAAGAUGAUAACAUCUAUAUUUCAUUUGUGGACAAUGUGGCCACACUUCAAAUCAGAAGUGUGGAUAAUGGACACAGUGGGAGAUAUACGUGUCAAGCCAAGAAUGAGUCAGGAGUUGAGAGGUGUUAUGCUUUCCUUUUAGUACAAGAACCAGCUCAAAUCAUAGAGAAAGCUAAAUCAGUUGAUGUUACGGAGAAAGAUCCCGUGACUUUGGAAUGUGUUGUGGCUGGAACACCAGAACUCAAAGUGAAAUGGCUUAAAGAUGGGAAACAAAUAGUUCCCAGUAGAUACUUUUCAAUGAGUUUUGAAAACAACGUGGCCAGUUUUAGGAUUCAGUCAGUAAUGACACAGGACAGUGGUCAGUAUACUUUCAAGGUGGAAAAUGACUUUGGAAGCAGUAGCUGUGAUGCCUACCUAAGAGUGCUAGAUCAAAAUAUUCCUCCAUCAUUCACCAAAAAAUUAACCAAAAUGGAUAAAGUUCUGGGCUCUUCUAUUCAUAUGGAGUGCAAGGUUUCUGGUUCACUUCCCAUUAGUGCUCAGUGGUUUAAGGAUGGAAAAGAAAUAUCCACAAGUGCAAAAUACAGACUUGUAUGCCAUGAGAGAUCUGUGUCUCUGGAAGUUAAUAAUCUGGAAUUAGAAGAUACUGCAAAUUACACAUGCAAAGUGUCAAAUGUAGCAGGAGAUGAUGCAUGCAGUGGCAUCUUAACUGUGAAAGAACCACCAAGCUUCCUAGUGAAACCUGAGCGACAACAAGCCAUACCUGAUUCUACAGUGGAAUUCAAGGCAGUACUAAAAGGAACACCACCAUUUAAAAUAAAAUGGUUUAAGGAUGAUGUGGAACUUGUCUCAGGUCCUAAAUGUUUCAUUGGCUUGGAAGGGUCGACUAGCUUCUUAAAUCUCUACUCAGUGGAUGCUUCUAAGACUGGACAGUAUACUUGCCACGUUACCAAUGAUGUUGGUAGCGACUCUUGUACUACAAUGUUACUUGUGACAGGUGUUAGCCCAAUUCAUGAGAAAUUCUUGUUUUUUACAGAGCCACCUGUUUUUAGCAGCUUCCCUCCAGUAGUAGAAACCCUUAAAAAUGCUGAAGUCAGUCUUGAAUGUGAACUUUCGGGAACACCACCGUUUGAGGUGGUGUGGUACAAAGAUAAGCGGCAACUCAGAAGCAGCAAGAAAUACAAAAUUGCAUCCAAAAACUUCCACACAAGUAUUCACAUUCUCAAUGUGGACACUUCAGACAUCGGUGAAUACCACUGCAAAGCACAGAAUGAAGUGGGAAGUGAUACUUGCGUUUGUACUGUAAAAUUGAAAGAACCACCAAGAUUUGUCUCCAAACUGAACAGCCUCACCGUGGUAGCUGGACAGCCUGCUGAAUUACAAGCAUCCAUAGAAGGCGCCCAGCCUAUUUUUGUCCAGUGGCUUAAAGAGAAGGAAGAAGUGAUUAGAGAAAGUGAAAACAUCAGGAUUACAUUUGUGGAAAAUGUUGCAACUCUGCAGUUUGCGAAAGCAGAGCCAGCUAAUGCUGGAAAGUAUAUCUGCCAAAUCAAGAAUGAUGGUGGAAUGAGGGAGAACAUGGCCACACUGACCGUCUUAGAGCCCGCAGUCAUUGUUGAGAAGGCAGGACCGAUGACAGUGACUGUAGGAGAAACGUGCACUCUGGAGUGUAAGGUAGCUGGCACUCCAGAACUCUCUGUUGAAUGGUACAAGGAUGGAAAGCUGUUGACCAGCAGCCAAAAACACAAAUUUAGCUUCUACAACAAAAUCUCUUCCUUGAAGAUUCUCUCAGUUGAAAGGCAAGAUGCAGGCACAUACACUUUCCAGGUUCAAAAUAAUGUUGGGAAAAGCAGCUGCACAGCUGUAGUUGAUGUUUCAGACCGAACAGUUCCUCCCUCUUUCACACGAAGACUGAAAAAUACUGGUGGGGUGUUAGGUGCCUCUUGCAUCUUGGAAUGCAAAGUAGCUGGAUCAUCACCUAUCUCAGUUGCCUGGUUUCAUGAAAAAACUAAGAUUGUCAGUGGAGCAAAGUACCAGACCACAUUUUCAGAUAAUGUCUGCACAUUGCAGUUGAAUUCUCUGGAUUCAUCAGAUAUGGGCCAUUACACAUGUGUGGCUGCUAAUGUCGCUGGGUCUGAUGAAUGUCGCGCAGUGCUAACUGUACAAGAACCACCCUCUUUUGUGAAAGAACCUGAACCUUUGGAAGUACUACCAGGGAAAAAUGUAACCUUCACAAGUGUUAUUAGAGGAACCCCUCCAUUCAAAGUCGGCUGGUUCAGAGGUGCCAGAGAACUAGUGAAAGGAGACCAGUGCAACAUCUAUUUUGAAGACACUGUGGCAGAACUGGAAUUAUUUAAUGUUGACAUAUCUCACAGUGGGGAAUACACCUGUGUGGUUUCUAACAACGCUGGCCAAGCAUCUUGCACUACCCGUCUCUUUGUAAAAGAACCAGCUGCAUUUGUGAAGAGAUUAAGUGAUCAUUCUGUAGAACCAGGGAAGUCCAUAAUUCUGGAGAGCACCUACACUGGAACACUUCCAAUUUCUGUCACUUGGAAAAAGGAUGGUUUUAACAUAACUACCUCUGAAAAAUGUAACAUAGUCACAACAGAGAAAACUUGUAUCCUGGAAAUUCUGAAUAGCACAAAAAGAGAUGCAGGACAGUAUUCCUGCGAGAUUGAAAAUGAGGCAGGAAGGGAUGUUUGUGGAGCUCUGGUAUCUACAUUAGAACCGCCUUAUUUUGUCACGGAACUGGAACCUCUGGAGGCAUCAGUUGGAGAUUCGGUUUCUUUACAAUGCCAAGUUGCUGGGACACCAGAAAUUACAGUGUCUUGGUACAAAGGAGACACCAAAUUACGGCCAACUCCUGAAUACAGGACCUACUUUACAAACAAUGUGGCCACGCUUGUUUUUAAUAAGGUGAACCUCAGUGACAGCGGAGAGUACACAUGCAAAGCAGAAAAUAGUAUAGGAACUGCUUCUUCUAAGACUGUGUUCAGAAUUCAAGAGCGCCAACUCCCACCUUCCUUUGCAAGACAAUUAAAGGACAUUGAACAAACUGUGGGGUUACCUGUUACACUCACUUGUCGAUUAAAUGGCUCUGCACCCAUCCAAGUGUGCUGGUAUAGAGACGGAGUACUUUUAAGAGAUGAUGAAAAUCUACAGACAUCGUUUGUAGAUAAUGUGGCAACUUUAAAAAUUUUGCAAACUGACUUGAGUCACUCUGGCCAGUACUCUUGCUCAGCUUCCAACCCACUCGGAACAGCAUCUUCUAGUGCUAGACUCACAGCAAGAGAACCCAAGAAAUCUCCCUUCUUUGACAUCAAGCCUGUAUCUAUAGAUGUUAUUGCUGGAGAAAGUGCUGAUUUUGAGUGUCAUGUUACUGGUGCUCAACCAAUGCGAAUCACUUGGUCAAAAGAUAACAAGGAGAUCCGUCCUGGAGGAAACUAUACAAUCACAUGUGUGGGAAACACUCCUCAUUUGAGAAUUCUUAAAGUAGGCAAGGGAGACUCUGGUCAAUAUACUUGCCAAGCAACCAAUGAUGUUGGCAAAGACAUGUGCUCAGCUCAGCUCAGUGUAAAAGAACCUCCAAAGUUUGUUAAGAAAUUAGAAGCUUCAAAAGUUGCAAAGCAGGGGGAAUCCAUUCAACUGGAAUGUAAAAUAAGUGGUUCCCCAGAAAUCAAAGUUUCGUGGUUCCGAAAUGACAGUGAACUUCAUGAAAGUUGGAAAUACAACAUGUCAUUCAUUAAUUCUGUGGCAUUGCUUACCAUCAAUGAAGCUAGUGCUGAGGACAGCGGGGACUACAUUUGUGAGGCUCAUAAUGGUGUUGGUGACGCCAGCUGCAGCACAGCGUUGACAGUGAAAGCACCUCCUAUUUUCACCCAGAAGCCUUCUCCAGUAGGAGCUCUUAAAGGUUCUGAUGUGAUUCUACAAUGUGAAAUUUCGGGAACUCCCCCAUUUGAAGUAGUAUGGGUUAAAGAUCGAAAGCAAGUUAGAAGCAGCAAGAAAUUUAAAAUCACUUCGAAAAAUUUUGAUACAAGUCUUCAUAUCCUUAACCUUGAAGCCUCCGAUGUUGGGGAAUAUCACUGCAAAGCUACUAACGAGGUGGGAAGUGACACGUGUUCUUGCUCUGUCAAGUUCAAAGAACCUCCACGAUUCGUGAAAAAGCUAAGUGACACCUCAACACUUAUUGGGGAUGCUGUUGAGUUACGGGCCAUAGUGGAGGGCUUCCAGCCAAUUUCUGUUGUCUGGCUGAAAGAUAAAGGUGAAGUCAUCAGAGAAAGUGAGAACACCAGGAUUUCAUUCAUUGAUAACAUUGCAACCCUCCAGCUGGGGAGUCCAGAAGCAUCGAAUUCUGGAAAAUAUAUAUGCCAAAUCAAAAACGAUGCUGGAAUGAGAGAAUGCUCUGCAGUCUUGACUGUACUAGAACCAGCCAGAAUCAUAGAGAAGCCAGAACCCAUGACUGUCACUACUGGAAAUCCUUUUGCAUUAGAAUGUGUAGUGACUGGAACACCCGAACUCUCAGCCAAGUGGUUCAAAGAUGGAAGAGAAUUGUCUGCAGACAGCAAACAUCACAUUACAUUCAUCAAUAAAGUAGCUUCCCUCAAAAUCCCCUCUGCAGAAAUGAGUGACAAAGGGUUAUAUAGCUUUGAAGUGAAAAACAGUGUUGGCAAAAGUAACUGCACUGUAUCCGUCCAUGUUUCUGAUCGGAUUGUGCCUCCUUCCUUCAUCCGCAAGCUGAAAGACGUGAAUGCCAUCCUGGGGGCCUCAAUUGUUUUGGAGUGCCGAGUCUCUGGUUCGGCCCCAAUUUCAGUUGGCUGGUUUCAGGACGGAAAUGAGAUUGUUAGUGGGCCCAAAUGUCAGUCCAGCUUUUCAGAAAACGUCUGUACUUUGAAUCUGAGCUUGUUGGAGCCCUCCGACACAGGCAUAUACACGUGUGUGGCUGCCAACGUAGCUGGUUCCGACGAGUGCUCAGCAGUCCUGACUGUGCAAGAACCACCAUCUUUUGAACAAACCCCCGAUUCUGUGGAAGUUUUGCCUGGAAUGAGCCUCACGUUCACCAGUGUCAUCAGAGGCACCCCUCCUUUCAAGGUCAAGUGGUUUAAAGGCAGCAGGGAACUGGUGCCUGGGGAGUCAUGCAACAUCUCCCUGGAAGAUUUUGUCACAGAACUGGAGUUGUUUGAGGUGCAACCAUUGCAAAGUGGAGACUAUUCUUGCCUCGUUACUAAUGAUGCUGGCAGUGCUUCCUGUACCACACAUCUUUUUGUGAAAGAACCAGCCACCUUUGUGAAAAGACUGGCUGAUUUCAGUGUUGAGACAGGAAGCCCCAUAGUUCUCGAGGCCACAUACACUGGCACACCUCCAAUCUCAGUGAGCUGGAUAAAGGACGAGUAUCUUCUUUCACAAUCUGAGAGAUGCAGUAUUACUAUGACAGAAAAAUCUACCAUACUGGAAAUUCUUGAGAGCACAAUAGAGGAUUAUGCACAGUACAGCUGCCUGAUAGAAAAUGAGGCCGGUCAAGAUAUCUGUGAAGCUCUGGUGUCUGUCUUAGAACCACCAUACUUCAUCGAACCUCUGGAACAUGUGGAAGCAGCCAUUGGAGAACCUGCAACUUUACGGUGUAAAGUGGAUGGAACUCCAGAAAUUAGAAUUUCUUGGUAUAAAGAACACACAAAGCUACGAUCAGCUCCUGCAUAUAAAAUGCAAUUCAAAAAUAACAUUGCUUCCUUAGUAAUCAACAAAGUGGAUCACAGUGAUGUGGGAGAGUAUUCGUGCAAGGCAGAGAACAGUGUGGGGGCAGUCGCUUCUUCAGCUGUGCUUGUUAUCAAAGAGCGCAAACUUCCACCUUCCUUUGCAAGAAAACUGAAAGACGUUCAUGAGACUCUAGGCUUCCCAGUUGCAUUUGAAUGCCGCAUCAAUGGCUCAGAACCUCUUCAAGUGUCUUGGUACAAGGAUGGGGUUCUUUUGAAAGAUGAUGCUAAUUUGCAGACAUCUUUUGUUCAUAAUGUAGCAACUCUUCAGAUUUUACAAACUGACCAGAGCCACGUAGGGCAGUAUAAUUGCUCUGCUUCUAAUCCUCUUGGGACUGCUUCAUCCAGUGCCAAGCUCAUUCUCUCAGAGCAUGAAGUGCCUCCUUUCUUUGAUCUAAAACCUGUAUCAGUAGAUCUUGCUCUUGGAGAAAGUGGUACUUUUAAAUGUCAUGUAACUGGGACUGCACCAAUCAAAAUCACUUGGGCCAAAGAUAACCGAGAGAUACGCCCUGGAGGCAACUACAAGAUGACUUUGGUAGAAAAUACUGCCACUCUGACAGUUCUCAAAGUAGGCAAAGGCGAUGCCGGGCAGUACACCUGCUAUGCAAGCAACGUCGCUGGAAAAGACUCUUGUUCUGCUCAGCUGGGUGUACAAGAACCACCCAGGUUCAUUAAGAAGCUAGAACCUUCAAGAAUUGUGAAACAGGAUGAAUUUACAAGAUAUGAAUGCAAAAUUGGCGGGUCUCCAGAAAUCAAAGUUUUAUGGUACAAGGACGAGACUGAAAUUCAAGAGAGCAGUAAAUUCAGAAUGUCAUUCGUUGACUCCGUGGCUGUGCUGGAAAUGCACAAUCUCAGUGUUGAAGACAGUGGAGACUACACCUGUGAGGCCCACAAUGCAGCCGGCAGUGCCAGCAGCAGCACGUCCUUAAAAGUUAAAGAACCACCCAUUUUCCGCAAAAAGCCUCAUCCUGUCGAGACACUGAAAGGAGCUGAUGUUCACCUUGAAUGUGAGCUUCAGGGCACACCCCCAUUUCAUGUUUCUUGGCAUAAAGACAAGAGAGAACUUAGGAGCGGCAAGAAGUACAAGAUAAUGUCUGAGAACUUCCUUACCAGUAUCCACAUCCUGAAUGUUGAUGCUGCAGACAUUGGGGAAUAUCAGUGUAAAGCCACAAACGAUGUGGGGAGUGACACUUGCGUUGGUUCCAUCACUCUCAAAGCACCACCAAGCUUUGUGAAGAAGCUCAGUGACAUUUCUACUGUCGUUGGUGAAGAAGUUCAGCUGCAGACUAUCAUUGAAGGCGCUGAGCCCAUUUCAGUGGUGUGGUUCAAAGAUAAGGGGGAAGUCGUUAGAGAAAGUGACAACAUAUGGAUUUCUUAUUCAGAAAACAUUGCAACCUUACAAUUUUCAAGAGUGGAACCAGCCAGUGCUGGAAAAUACACUUGUCAGAUCAAAAAUGAUGCUGGGAUGCAAGAGUGCUUCGCCAUGCUAUCCAUUCUCGAGCCUGCAACAAUUGUAGAAAAGCCAGAAUCCAUAAAAGUUACCACAGGAGACACCUGUACCUUGGAGUGUACAGUAACUGGCACCCCUGAACUCAGUACUAAGUGGUUUAAGGAUGGAAAAGAACUAACAAGUGACAACAAAUACAAAAUAAGCUUCUUCAACAAAGUAUCUGGCCUUAAGAUCAUCAAGGUGGCACCGAGUGACAGUGGGGUAUACAGUUUUGAGGUGCAGAACCCUGUUGGUAAAGACAGCUGCACAGCUUCAGUGCAGGUUUCAGAUCGAACCGUUCCUCCUUCAUUCACAAGAAAAUUGAAAGAGACAAAUGGUCUAUCCGGUUCCUCAGUUGUAAUGGAGUGUAAAGUCUAUGGGUCACCUCCAAUCUCUGUCUCCUGGUUCCAUGAAGGAAAUGAGAUCAGCAGUGGAAGGAAAUACCAGACCACCCUGACAGAUAAUACUUGUGCUUUAACUGUGAACAUGCUGGAAGAAUCAGACAGUGGUGACUACACAUGUAUAGCUACUAAUAUGGCUGGUUCUGAUGAAUGUAGUGCUCCUUUGACUGUGAGAGAACCACCAUCUUUUGUUCAGAAACCUGAACCCAUGGAUGUUUUAACUGGGACCAAUGUAACUUUCACCAGUAUCGUAAAAGGAACACCUCCUUUCAGUGUUAGCUGGUUCAAGGGUAGCAGUGAAGUAGUACCAGGGGACAGAUGCAACGUGUCCUUGGAGGAUUCAGUUGCUGAACUGGAGUUGUUCGAUGUAGAUACAUCACAAAGUGGAGAAUAUACUUGCAUAGUUAGCAAUGAAGCUGGCAAGGCUUCUUGUACAACACAUCUCUACAUAAAAGCCCCAGCCAAAUUUGUGAAGAGGCUGAAUGAUUACAGCAUAGAGAAAGGAAAACCCCUGAUCCUAGAGGGUACAUUCACUGGAACUCCUCCCAUUUUGGUUGUCUGGAAGAAAAAUGGCAUAAAUGUAACUCCUUCUCAGAGGUGUAAUAUAACUACGACUGAAAAAUCGGCAAUCCUGGAAAUUCCAAGUAGCACAGUAGAGGAUGCAGGACAAUACAACUGCUACAUUGAAAAUGCUUCUGGAAAAGAUUCCUGUUCAGCACAAAUACUCAUACUAGAACCACCGUAUUUUGUCAAGCAGCUGGAGCCGGUUAAAGUGUCUGUUGGAGAUUCUGCCUCUCUACAAUGCCAGCUUGCUGGAACCCCUGAAAUUGGGGUAUCCUGGUAUAAAGGAGAUACAAAAUUGAGACCCACUACGACCUACAAAAUGCAUUUUAGGAAUAAUGUUGCUACACUGGUUUUCAACCAGGUUGAUAUUAAUGAUAGUGGAGAAUAUAUCUGCAAAGCUGAAAACAGCGUGGGAGAAGUUUCUGCAUCAACUUUCCUUACCGUUCAAGAACAAAAACUUCCACCAUCAUUUUCUCGACAAUUGAGAGAUGUUCAAGAAACAGUUGGACUGCCAGUUGUUUUUGAUUGUGCCAUAAGUGGAUCAGAACCUAUCUCUGUGUCUUGGUAUAAAGAUGGCAAGCCAUUGAAAGACAGCCCAAAUGUACAAACAUCAUUUUUAGACAAUACAGCCACACUCAAUAUUUUUAAAACUGACCGGAGCCUUGCAGGCCAGUAUUCUUGCACAGCUACAAACCCUAUAGGCUCUGCUUCUUCUAGUGCCCGGCUCAUUCUUACAGAGGGGAAGAACCCACCAUUCUUUGAUAUCCGUCUUGCCCCUGUGGAUGCUGUGGUGGGAGAAAGUGCUGACUUUGAGUGCCACGUCACAGGCACACAACCGAUAAAGGUCAGCUGGGCCAAAGACAACAGAGAGAUACGAAGUGGUGGAAACUACCAGAUUAGUUAUCUGGAAAACAGCGCCCACCUGACAGUCCUCAAAGUAGACAAAGGAGAUUCUGGACAAUAUACCUGCUAUGCUGUGAAUGAAGUGGGAAAAGACUCGUGCACAGCUCAGCUGAAUAUAAAAGAGCGGCUCAUCCCACCAAGUUUCACUAAAAAACUCUCAGAGACAGUAGAAGAAACAGAAGGGAAUUCUUUUAAACUUGAGGGACGUGUGGCUGGUUCCCAACCUAUAACUGUUGCCUGGUACAAAAAUAAUAUAGAGAUACAACCAACUUCUAACUGUGAAAUAACAUUCAAGAACAACACGUUAGUGCUGCAAGUCAGGAAAGCAGGCAUGAACGACGCGGGUUUGUACACAUGCAAAGUGUCCAAUGAUGCAGGCUCUGCUCUGUGCACAUCUUCAAUUGUCAUCAAAGAACCUAAGAAGCCACCUGUAUUUGAUCAGCACCUUACUCCAGUAACAGUGAGUGAAGGAGAAUACGUGCAGCUCAGCUGCCAUGUCCAGGGAUCUGAGCCAAUUAGGAUCCAGUGGUUGAAGGCUGGCAGGGAAAUAAAGCCUUCAGACAGAUGCAGCUUCAGCUUUGCUAGUGGGACAGCUGUACUGGAACUCAGAGAUGUGGCUAAAGCAGAUUCGGGAGAUUAUGUGUGUAAAGCUUCAAAUGUGGCUGGAAGUGACACUACCAAAUCAAAAGUGACCAUUAAAGACAAACCAGCUGUGGCCCCAGCAGCCAAGAAAGCUGCAGUAGAUGGAAGACUCUUUUUUGUGUCAGAACCUCAGAGUAUCAGAGUCGUAGAAAAAACCACUGCAACCUUCAUUGCAAAAGUUGGAGGUGACCCAAUCCCAAAUGUUAAAUGGACAAAAGGGAAGUGGAGACAGCUGAACCAAGGAGGUCGUGUUUUCAUCCACCAAAAAGGCGAUGAAGCAAAACUGGAGAUUAGAGACACCACAAAAACUGAUUCUGGGUUAUACCGAUGCGUGGCAUUUAACAAACAUGGUGAAAUUGAAAGUAACGUUAACUUACAGGUGGAUGAAAGGAAGAAACAAGAGAAAAUUGAAGGCGAUCUUAGAGCAAUGCUGAAAAAGACUCCAAUCUUAAAGAAAGCUGGGGAAGAAGAGGAAAUUGAUAUCAUGGAACUUCUCAAAAAUGUUGAUCCUAAAGAAUAUGAAAAAUAUGCCCGCAUGUAUGGAAUCACUGACUUCCGAGGUCUUCUUCAAGCAUUUGAACUGCUCAAGCAAAGCCAAGAAGAAGAGACACAUAGACUGGAAAUUGAAGAAAUAGAGAGGUCAGAGAAGGACGAAAAGGAAUUUGAGGAACUUGUAUCAUUUAUUCAGCAAAGACUGUCACAGACAGAGCCUGUCACUCUGAUCAAAGACAUCGAAAAUCAGACAGUUUUGAAAGAUAAUGAUGCUGUCUUUGAAAUUGACAUUAAAAUUAAUUAUCCAGAAAUCAAGCUUUCAUGGUACAAAGGAACUCAAAAACUGGAACCCAGUGAUAAAUUUGAAAUAAGCAUCGAUGGUGACCGACAUACACUCAGAGUCAAAAACUGUCAACUUAAAGACCAGGGCAAUUAUCGAUUGGUUUGUGGUCCACACAUCGCUAGCGCUAAACUAACUGUAAUUGAGCCUGCGUGGGAACGGCAUCUUCAGGAUGUGACUCUGAAAGAAGGCCAGACUUGCACCAUGACAUGCCAGUUUUCUGUACCAAAUGUAAAAUCUGAAUGGUUCAGAAAUGGCAGAAUCCUUAAACCCCAAGGUAGACAUAAAACAGAAGUGGAACACAAAGUCCACAAAUUGACCAUUGCAGAUGUUCGAGCAGAAGACCAGGGUCAGUACACCUGCAAAUAUGAAGACCUUGAAACUUCAGCAGAACUGAGAAUCGAAGCUGAACCAAUUCAGUUUACAAAGCGUAUACAGAACAUUGUGGUGAGUGAGCAUCAGUCUGCCACCUUCGAGUGUGAAGUGUCCUUUGAUGACGCCAUUGUAACAUGGUACAAAGGACCAACAGAACUGACAGAGAGCCAGAAGUACAACUUCAGGAAUGACGGUCGCUGCCAUUAUAUGACCAUCCACAACGUGACCCCAGAUGAUGAAGGUGUCUACUCGGUCAUCGCUCGGCUGGAGCCAAGAGGUGAAGCAAGAAGCACGGCAGAGUUAUACCUAACGACGAAAGAAAUCAAACUUGAGCUAAAGCCUCCUGAUAUUCCUGACUCCAGAGUUCCAAUCCCAACCAUGCCUAUUAGAGCAGUACCACCAGAAGAAAUCCCUCCUGUGGUUGCUCCUCCUAUCCCCCUUUUGCUACCAACACCCGAAGAAAAGAAACCACCAGCAAAACGUAUUGAAGUUACCAAAAAGGCUGUGAAGAAAGAUGCCAAAAAAGUUGUUGCAAAGCCCAAAGAAGAGGUGACACCACGUGAAGAGCUUGUCAAGAAGCCUCCACCUCCUACUACCUUAAUUCCAGCAAAAGGUCCUGAAAUCAUUGAUGUAUCCUCUAAAGCUGAAGAAGUAAAAAUAAUGACUAUAACCAGAAAGCAAGAGGUUCAGAAAGAAAAAGAAGCUGUGUAUGAGAAAAAGCAAGCAGUCCACAAGGAGAAGAGAGUUUUCAUUGAAUCUUUCGAAGAACCUUAUGACGAACUGGAGGUAGAACCAUACACAGAGCCAUUUGAACAACCUUAUUAUGAAGAACCAGAUGAAUACUAUGAAGAGACCAAGGUAGAAGCUAAAAGGGAAGUUCAUGAGGAAUGGGAAGAAGAUUUUGAAGAAGGGCAAGAAUACUAUGAAAGGGAAGAAGGCUAUGACGAAGGGGAGGAAGAGUGGGAAGAGGCUUACCAAGAAAGGGAAGUAAUUCAAGUUCAAAAGGAGGUCUAUGAAGAAUCACAUGAGAGAAAAGUUCCAGCCAAAGUACCUGAAAAGAAAGCACCACCACCUCCUAAAGUUAUAAAGAAGCCAGUAAUUGAAAAAAUUGAAAAGACUUCUCGAAGAAUGGAGGAAGAAAAAGUUCAAGUCACCAAAGUACCUGAAGUUUCAAAGAAGAUUGUUCCACAAAAACCUUCCCGGACUCCAGUACAGGAAGAAGUUAUUGAAGUGAAAGUACCAGCUGUGCAUACAAAGAAGAUGGUUAUUUCAGAAGAAAAGAUGUUCUUUGCUUCUCACACAGAGGAGGAGGUGUCAGUCACAGUCCCUGAGGUACAAAAGGAAACUGUUACUGAAGAGAAAAUUCACGUUGCUGUUUCCAAAAGGGUUGAACCACCACCUAAAGUCCCUGAGCUACCUAAGAAACCAGUUCCAGAAGAAGCGGUCCCUGUUCCCAUUCCUAAAAAAGUGGAGCCCCCAGCACCAAAAGUUCCUGAGGUUCCCAAGAAACCCGUGCCAGAGGAGAAAAAGCCAGUUCCUGUGCCUAAGAAGGAACCUGCUGCUCCCCCGAAAGUCCCAGAGGUGCCAAAGAAACCUGUCCCUGAAGAAAAGAUUCCUGUUCCUGUUGCAAAGAAAAAGGAAGCUCCCCCAGCUAAAGUUCCUGAAGUACAGAAGAGAGUUGUGACAGAAGAAAAAAUAACCAUUGUAACUCAAAGAGAGGAAUCUCCACCACCAGCAGUGCCAGAAAUACCAAAGAAGAAAGUUCCUGAAGAAAGAAAACCUGUUCCUCGGAAAGAGGAAGAAGUUCCACCACCAAAAGUGCCAGCUCUGCCUAAGAAGCCUGUCCCAGAGGAGAAAGUUGCAGUGCCAGUUCCUGUCGCUAAGAAAGCUCCUCCUCCCCGAGCUGAAGUCUCUAAGAAAACUGUUGUAGAAGAAAAAAGAUUUGUUGCUGAAGAAAAACUAUCCUUCGCAGUUCCUCAAAGAGUGGAAGUCACGCGGCACGAAGUAUCUGCAGAGGAGGAAUGGAGUUAUUCAGAAGAGGAGGAAGGUGUGUCCAUUUCAGUUUAUAGAGAAGAAGAAAGAGAGGAGGAGGAAGAAGCGGAGGUUACAGAAUAUGAAGUGAUGCAAGAGCCUGAGGAAUAUGUUGUGGAAGAAAAGCUGCACAUUAUUUCUAAGAGAGUGGAAGCGGAGCCAGCUGAAGUGACAGAGAGGCAGGAGAAGAAAAUUGUACUGAAACCAAAAAUUCCUGCUAAAAUAGAGGAGCCUCCACCAGCUAAAGUUCCUGAAGCACCUAAGAAAAUUGUGCCAGAAAAGAAAGUUCCUGCUCCAGUUCCUAAAAAGGAAAAGGUGCCCCCACCUAAAGUGCCGGAAGAGCCAAAGAAACCAGUUCCAGAAAAAAAGGUUCCUCCAAAAGUCAUUAAGAUGGAAGAACCUCCACCAGCCGAAGUGACUGAGAGGCACAUGCAAAUUACCCAGGAAGAAAAAGUUCUUGUUGCCGUAACUAAAAAAGAGGCGCCUCCAAGAGCAAGAGUGCCGGAGGAACCGAAGAGAGCUGUCCCAGAAGAAAAAGUUCCGAAACUCAAACCUAAAAGAGAGGAGGAACCACCAGCUAAAGUGACUGAAUUCAGAAAAAGAGUGGUUAAAGAAGAAGAAGUAUCAAUUGAAGCUCCAAAAAGAGAACCUCAACCCACCAAAGAAGUAAUUAUAAUGGAAGAGAAAGAAAGGUCUUAUACCCGAGAAGAAGCUGUUUCAGUACAACGGGAAGAAGAAUAUGAGGAAUAUGAAGAAUAUGAUUAUAAAGAAUUUGAGGAGUAUGAACCAACAGAAGAAUAUGACCAAUAUGAAGAAUAUGAGGAACGGGAGUAUGAACGAUAUGAAGAGCAUGAAGAAUACAUCACAGAACCAGAGAAGCCUAUCCCUGUAAAGCCUGUCCCAGAAGAACCAGUUCCCACAAAACCAAAGGCCCCACCAGCUAAAGUGCCGAAGAAAGCUGUCCCUGAAGAAAAAGUACCAGUGCCCAUUCCUAAGAAACUCAAACCUCCACCACCCAAAGUGCCUGAAGAACCAAAGAAAGUUGUUGAGGAAAAAAUACGUAUUUCAAUUACCAAACGUGAAAAAGAGCAGGUGACUGAACCCGCUGCUAAAGUGCCCACGAAGCCCAAGAGGGUUGUCGCAGAAGAAAAAGUACCUGUCCCUAGAAAAGAAGUAGCACCACCUGUUAGAGUGCCAGAAAUGCCUAAAGAACUUGAACCAGAAGAGGUUGCCUUUGAAGAGGAAGUAGUAACCCAUGUAGAAGAAUAUUUUGUAGAAGAAGAAGAAGAGUACAUUCAUGAAGAAGAGGAGUUCGUGACUGAGGAAGAAGUGGUGCCAGUGAUACCAGUCAAAGUGCCUGAGUUACCCAAGAAACCUGUUCCAGAAGAGAAGAAACCUGUUCCUGUUCCCAAAAAGAAGGAAGCUCCACCGGCAAAAGUGCCUGAGGUUCCUAAGAAGCCAGAGGAGAAACUUCCUGUGCUUAUUCCUAAAAAGGAGAAGGCUCCGCCAGCAAAAGUUCCUGAAGUGCCCAAGAAACCUGUACCAGAGGAGAAAGUACCAGUACCAGCUCCUAAAAAGGUGGAAGCUCCACCUGCCAAAGUGCCAGAGGUACCCAAGAAACCUGUGCCUGAGAAGAAGGUGCCAGUUCCUGUUCCUAAGAAAGUGGAGGCUCCGCCUGCGAAAGUGCCAGAGGUGCCCAAGAAGCUCAUCCCAGAAGAAAAGAAACCAACACCUGUUCCGAAAAAAGUGGAAGCACCACCACCCAAAGUGCCAAAGAAACGUGAACCAGUUCCUGUAGCUCUACCUCAGGAAGAGGAAGUUCCAUUUGAAGAAGAAAUUGUUCCUGAAGAGGAAGUUCUACCUGAGGAAGAGGAAGUUCUACCUGAGGAAGAGGAAGUUCUACCUGAAGAAGAGGAAAUUCCACCUGAGGAAGAGGAAGUUCCUCCUGAAGAAGAAUAUGUACCUGAGGAAGAAGAAUUUGUACCUGAAGAAGAAGUCCUUCCAGAAGUUAAACCUAAGGUGCCAGUACCUGCAGCAGUGCCUGAGAUUAAGAAGAAAGUGACAGAGAAGAAAGUGGUCAUUCCCAAGAAAGAGGAGGCUCCCCCUGCCAAAGUUCCUGAGGUGCCUAAGAAGGUGGAAGAAAAACGAAUCAUUCUUCCUAAAGAAGAGGAAGUUCUACCAGUUGAAGUGACUGAGGAGCCUGAAGAAGAGCCUAUUCCAGAAGAAGAAAUCCCAGAAGAACUACCUAGCAUAGAGGAAGUUGAAGAGGUGGCACCACCUAGAGUGCCUGAAGUGAUUAAGAAAGCAGUACCUGAAGCACCUACUCCUGUUCCUAAAAAAGUGGAGGCACCACCAGCUAAAGUGCCAAAGAAAAUUCCUGAGGAAAAAGUACCUGUUCCUGUCCAGAAAAAAGAGGCACCCCCAGCCAAAGUGCCUGAAGUACCAAAGAAAGUCCCAGAAAAGAAAGUCCCAGAAAAGAAAGUCCUUGUGCAUAAAAAAGAAGCUAUUCCCCCAGCUAAAGGGAGAACUGUCCUUGAAGAAAAAGUAUCAGUUGCCUUCCACCAAGAGGAAGUAGUAAAAGAAAGACUAGAAUUAGAAGUAGUAGAAGCAGAAGUGGAAGAAAUUCCAGAAGAAGAAGAGUUCCAUGAAGUUGAAGAAUAUUUUGAAGAAGAUGAGUUUCAUGAAGUAGAAGAAUUCGUCAAAGUAGAAGAACAUAGAGUUGAAGAAGAACACAGAGUUGAAGAAGUACAUAGGGUAAUAGAAGUUUUUGAGGCUGAAGAAGUGGAAGUAUAUGAAAAACCAAAAGCUCCACCUAAAGGGCCUGAGAUACCUGAGAAAAUCAUCCCUCCAAAAAAACCGCCCACUAAAGUUGUUCCUCGAAAAGAGCCACCAGCUAAAGUACCAGAGGUGCCUAAGAAAAUUGUGGUAGAAGAAAAAGUACGUGUUCCUGAAGAACCCAAAGUUCCACCAACUAAAGUGCCUGAAGUGCUGCCACCAAAGGAAGUGGUCCCAGAAAAGAAAGUACCAGUGCCUCCUCCCAAAAAGCCAGAAGCUCCACCUCCUAAAGUGCCAGAGGCUCCCAAAGAAGUUGUCCCUGAAAAGAAAGUGCCCUUGGUUCCUCCUAAAAAGCCUGAAGUCCCACCUGUUAAAGUGCCAGAGGCUCCCAAAGAGGUUAUUCCUGAAAAGAAAGUGCCCUUGGCUCCUCCUAAAAAGCCUGAAGUCCCACCUGUUAAAGUUCCAGAAGCUCCCAAAGAAGUUGUUCCUGAAAAGAAAGUGCCAGUGGCUCCUCCUAAAAAGCCUGAAGUGCCACCUGUUAAAGUGCCUGAGGCUCCCAAAGAAGUUGUUCCUGAAAAGAAAGUGCCAGUGGCUCCUCCUAAAAAGCCUGAAGUGCCACCCACAAAAGUCCCAGAGGUGCCAAAGGCAGCUGUCCCAGAAAGGAAGGUGCCUGAAGCUAUCCCUCCCAAACCGGAAAGUCCUCCUCCAGAAGCUUUCGAGGAGCCUGAGGAAGUUGCCCCGGAAGAGCCUCCUGCUGAAGUUGUGGAAGAGCCAGAGCCGGCUGCGCCUCCACAAGUGACCGUGCCACCUAAGAAACCUGUCCCAGAAAAGAAAGCACCUGCUAUCGUUGCCAAAAAACCUGAACCACCACCGGUGAAAGUGCCUGAGGUGCCCAAGGAGGUUGUUCCUGAAAAGAAGGUGCCUCCAGUGGUUCCCAAAAAGCCAGAAGCCCCACCUGCUAAAGUGCCUGAAGUUCCAAAAGAAGUUGUUCCAGAAAAGAAAGUAGCUGUUCCCAAAAAGCCAGAAGUCCCACCAGCAAAAGUGCCAGAAGUGCCAAAGAAACCUGUCUUGGAAGAGAAACCAGCUGUUCCUGUUCCGGAAAGAGUGGAGUCUCCUCCCCCAGAAGUAUAUGAAGAACCUGAGGAAAUUGCUCCUGAAGAGGAAGAGCCGGUACCUGUUGCAGAAGAGGAGGAACCAAAAGCCCCACCUCCAGCAGUGCCUGAAGAGCCCAAGAAGAUCAUCCCAGAGAAGAAAGUUCCUGUCAUCAAAAAACCAGAAGCACCACCUCCUAAAGAACCUGAACCUGAAAAGAAGGUUAUUGAGAAACCAAAACUCAAACCAAGACCCCCAGCUCCACCACCUGCUCCACCUAAGGAAGAUGUGAAGGAGAAAAUAUUCCAACUUAAAGCUGUUCCAAAGAAGAAAGUUCCUGAAAAACCUGAGGUUCCAGAAAAAGUGGAGCUUACACCUCUGAAAGUGCCUGGAGGUGAAAAGAAAGUUCGCAAAUUACUUCCUGAACGUAAACCUGAACCAAAGGAAGAAGUUGUUCUGAAAAGCGUUCUAAGAAAAAGACCUGAAGAGGAAGAGCCUAAAGUAGAACCUAAAAAACUAGAAAAAGUUAAAAAACCUGCAGUACCAGAACCACCACCUCCAAAACCUGUUGAAGAGGUUGAAGUACCUACUGUUACAAAAAGAGAAAGGAAGAUUCCUGAACCAACAAAAGUGCCUGAAAUCAAGCCAGCAAUACCUCUCCCUGGACCUGAACCGAAACCAAAGCCUGAAGCAGAAGUGAAAACAAUCAAACCACCUCCUGUGGAACCUGAACCAACCCCCAUCGCUGCCCCAGUAACAGUGCCGGUGGUUGGAAAGAAAGCAGAAGCCAAAGCACCUAAGGAAGAGGCUGCCAAGCCAAAAGGUCCUAUCAAAGGUGUAGCCAAAAAGACUCCUUCACCAAUAGAAGCCGAAAGGAGAAAAUUAAGGCCAGGAAGUGGUGGAGAGAAACCUCCUGAUGAAGCCCCAUUCACCUACCAGCUAAAGGCUGUGCCAUUGAAGUUUGUGAAAGAAAUCAAAGACAUCGUCUUGACUGAAUCAGAGUUCGUUGGCUCUUCAGCAAUCUUUGAAUGUUUGGUCUCCCCCUCCACUGCAAUUACAACCUGGAUGAAAGAUGGUAGCAAUAUCCGUGAGAGCCCCAAGCACAGGUUUAUUGCAGAUGGUAAAGACAGAAAGCUGCACAUCAUUGACGUUCAACUUUCCGAUGCUGGUGAAUACACCUGUGUUUUACGUUUGGGAAACAAAGAAAAGACCUCCACGGCUAAACUUGUUGUAGAAGAACUUCCUGUGCGUUUUGUAAAAACACUGGAAGAGGAAGUCACAGUGGUCAAAGGACAGCCAUUGUACUUGAGCUGCGAGUUAAACAAAGAGCGUGAUGUUGUCUGGAGGAAGGAUGGCAAGAUUGUGGUGGAGAAACCUGGCCGAAUUGUGCCGGGCGUCAUUGGCUUGAUGCGGGCCCUGACCAUCAACGAUGCAGAUGACACAGAUGCUGGAACAUACACAGUUACUGUGGAAAACGCCAACAACCUGGAGUGUUCAUCUUGCGUAAAAGUAGUAGAAGUCAUUAGAGAUUGGCUGGUGAAACCUAUACGAGACCAGCAUGUGAAACCCAAAGGGACAGCUAUUUUUGCCUGUGAUAUAGCAAAAGAUACUCCAAACAUUAAGUGGUUCAAAGGAUAUGAUGAAAUCCCUGCAGAACCAAAUGAUAAGACUGAAAUACUGAGAGAUGGAAAUCAUCUAUACCUCAAAAUUAAGAAUGCUAUGCCAGAAGAUAUUGACGAAUAUGCAGUGGAAAUUGAAGGAAAAAGAUACCCUGCAAAGCUGACACUUGGAGAGCGUGAAGUUGAACUGCUUAAACCAAUAGAGGACGUAACCAUUUAUGAGAAAGAAAGUGCAAGCUUUGAUGCAGAAAUCUCAGAGGCAGACAUUCCUGGACAAUGGAAACUGAAAGGAGAACUUCUAAGGCCCUCACCUACUUGUGAAAUCAAAGCAGAAGGUGGAAAACGCUUCUUAACUUUGCACAAAGUCAAACUGGACCAAGCUGGUGAAGUCCUCUACCAGGCCCUGAAUGCAAUUACAACUGCCAUUUUGACAGUAAAAGAAAUCGAACUUGACUUUGCUGUGCCCCUGAAGGAUGUCACUGUUCCAGAAAGGCGACAGGCUCGAUUCGAAUGUGUCCUCACCCGAGAGGCAAAUGUUAUAUGGUCCAAAGGACCCGAUAUAAUCAAGUCAUCUGACAAAUUCGAUAUCAUUGCUGAUGGAAAGAAACAUAUUCUUGUUAUUAAUGAUUCUCAAUUUGAUGAUGAAGGGGUCUAUACUGCUGAGGUAGAGGGCAAGAAGACCUCAGCUCGGUUAUUUGUCACAGGUAUAAGACUGAAAUUCAUGUCGCCUCUUGAAGAUCAGACAGUAAAAGAAGGUGAAACAGCAACUUUUGUAUGUGAACUUUCUCAUGAAAAAAUGCAUGUAGUCUGGUUCAAAAAUGAUGUCAAACUCCACACAAGCAGAACAGUACUCAUCUCUUCUGAGGGCAAGACUCACAAAUUGGAAAUGAAAGAAGUGACACUGGAUGAUAUAUCUCAGAUAAAAGCUCAAGUCAAGGAUCUGAGCUCCACAGCACAGCUGAAGGUCUUAGAGGCUGAUCCCUACUUCACUGUGAAAUUACAUGACAAAACUGCAGUGGAGAAGGAUGAGAUUAUUUUGAAGUGUGAAUUGAGCAAGGAUGUACCAGUGAAAUGGUUCAAAGAUGGUGAAGAGAUUGUCCCUUCACCCAAAUAUUCUAUCAAGGCAGAUGGCCUGCGCCGCAUUUUAAAAAUCAAAAAGGCAGAACUUAAAGAUAAAGGCGAAUAUGUGUGUGACUGUGGCACAGACAAGACCAAGGCAAAUGUUACUGUUGAGGCUCGACUAAUAAAAGUGGAAAAGCCUCUGUAUGGAGUAGAGGUGUUUGUUGGUGAAACAGCCCGCUUUGAAAUUGAACUUUCUGAACCUGAUGUUCACGGCCAGUGGAAGCUGAAAGGAGAGCCUUUGACAGCUUCCCCUGACUGUGAAAUCAUUGAGGAUGGGAAGAAGCAUAUUCUGAUCCUUCAUAACUGUCAGCUGGGUAUGACAGGAGAGGUUUCCUUCCAGGCUGCUAAUGCCAAAUCUGCAGCUAAUCUGAAAGUGAAAGAAUUGCCUCUUAUCUUCAUCACACCUCUCAGUGAUGUUAAAGUCUUCGAGAAAGAUGAGGCUAAGUUUGAGUGUGAAGUAUCCAGGGAACCCAAAACAUUCCGUUGGCUAAAAGGAACCCAGGAAAUCACAGGUGAUGACAGAUUUGAGCUUAUAAAGGAUGGCACUAAGCAUUCAAUGGUGAUCAAGUCGGCUGCUUUUGAAGAUGAAGCAAAAUACAUGUUUGAAGCUGAAGAUAAGCACACAAGUGGCAAACUGAUCAUUGAAGGAAUCCGGCUUAAAUUUCUCACUCCUCUCAAGGAUGUAACUGCCAAAGAGAAGGAAAGUGCUGUGUUUACUGUGGAGUUAUCUCAUGAUAACAUCCGAGUUAAAUGGUUCAAGAAUGACCAGCGCCUACACACCACCAGGUCGGUCUCAAUGCAAGACGAAGGGAAAACUCAUUCAAUCACAUUCAAAGACCUGUCUAUUGAUGAUACCUCUCAAAUUAGAGUAGAAGCUAUGGGGAUGAGUUCAGAAGCUAAACUCACUGUGCUUGAGGGAGACCCGUAUUUUACAGGAAAACUUCAAGAUUAUACUGGUGUAGAGAAAGAUGAAGUUAUUCUACAGUGUGAAAUUAGCAAAGCAGAUGCACCAGUGAAAUGGUUUAAGGAUGGGAAGGAAAUAAAGCCAUCCAAAAAUGCUGUUAUUAAGGCAGAUGGCAAGAAACGCAUGCUAAUCCUGAAGAAAGCCUUGAAAUCGGAUAUUGGACAGUACACCUGUGACUGUGGGACAGAUAAGACCUCAGGAAAACUUGACAUUGAGGAUCGGGAAAUUAAACUGGUGCGACCCCUGCACAGUGUGGAGGUGAUGGAGACUGAGACGGCCCGCUUUGAAACCGAAAUCUCUGAAGAUGAUAUCCACGCCAACUGGAAACUCAAGGGAGAGGCCCUACUCCAAACACCUGAUUGUGAAAUUAAGGAAGAAGGCAAAAUACACUCCCUUGUUUUGCACAACUGUCGCCUGGACCAGACUGGUGGGGUGGAUUUCCAAGCUGCCAAUGUUAAAUCUAGUGCUCACCUCCGAGUUAAGCCACGAGUAAUUGGUCUUCUGAGGCCUUUAAAGGAUGUCACCGUGACUGCAGGGGAAACAGCCACCUUCGACUGCGAGCUCUCCUACGAGGAUAUCCCCGUAGAAUGGUAUCUCAAAGGGAAGAAACUAGAGCCCAGCGAUAAGGUGGUCACACGUUCAGAAGGAAAAGUUCAUACACUUACUCUGAGGGAUGUAAAGUUAGAAGAUGCUGGGGAAGUCCAACUAACAGCAAAAGAUUUCAAAACUCACGCCAACCUCUUUGUGAAAGAACCCCCAGUUGAAUUCACUAAGCCUCUUGAGGACCAGACGGUCGAAGAGGGAGCCACUGCAGUGCUGGAGUGUGAAGUCUCCAGAGAAAAUGCUAAGGUGAAAUGGUUCAAAAAUGGAACAGAAAUCCUCAAAAGCAAGAAGUAUGAAAUUGUUGCUGAUGGCAGGGUCAGAAAACUUAUUAUACAUGGCUGUACCCCAGAGGAUAUUAAAACAUACACUUGUGAUGCUAAGGAUUUUAAGACUUCCUGUAACCUGAAUGUCGUGCCUCCUCAUGUGGAAUUCUUAAGACCACUCACAGACCUUCAAGUUAGAGAAAAAGAAAUGGCUCGAUUUGAGUGUGAACUUUCCCGAGAAAAUGCUAAGGUUCAGUGGUUUAAAGAUGGUGCUGAAAUUAAAAAGGGCAAAAAAUAUGACAUCAUAUCCAAGGGAGCGGUGCGCAUUCUUGUCAUCAACAAAUGUCUACUGGAUGACGAAGCUGAAUAUUCCUGUGAAGUAAGGACAGCGAGAACUUCUGGCAUGCUGACAGUUCUGGAAGAAGAAGCUGUCUUUACCAAAAAUCUUGCCAACAUUGAAGUUAGUGAAACAGACACUAUAAAACUGGUUUGUGAAGUCUCCAAACCUGGCGCAGAAGUGAUUUGGUAUAAAGGGGAUGAGGAGAUCAUUGAAACAGGAAGAUAUGAAAUACUGACUGAAGGACGGAAGAGAAUCCUGGUCAUUCAGAACGCUCACCUUGAGGAUGCCGGCAACUACAACUGUCGACUCCCAAGCUCUCGAACCGAUGGCAAAGUCAAAGUACAUGAACUGGCUGCUGAAUUUAUCUCAAAGCCUCAAAACCUUGAAAUACUUGAAGGAGAAAAGGCUGAAUUUGUCUGCUCUAUAUCAAAAGAAAGCUUUCCAGUCCAGUGGAAGAGGGAUGAUAAGAUACUUGAAUCUGGAGAUAAAUAUGACGUUAUUGCUGAUGGUAAAAAGAGGGUUCUAGUUGUGAAAGAUGCCACAUUACAAGAUAUGGGCACUUACGUCAUCAUGGUAGGGGCCGCCAGAGCAGCAGCUCACUUGACAGUCAUUGAAAAACUCAGGAUCAUAGUUCCUCUUAAGGACACCCGGGUGAAGGAACAACAAGAAGUUGUCUUCAACUGUGAAGUCAACACUGAAGGUGCCAAAGCCAAAUGGUUCAGAAAUGAAGAAGCCAUAUUUGAUAGUUCAAAAUACAUUAUUCUCCAAAAAGACCUGGUCUACACCCUCAGAAUCAGAGAUGCACGCUUAGACGACCAAGCCAACUAUAAUGUGUCUUUGACCAAUCACAGAGGUGAAAAUGUUAAAAGUGCAGCCAAUCUAAUAGUAGAAGAGGAAGACCUUAGGAUUGUUGAGCCUCUUAAAGAUAUUGAAACAAUGGAGAAGAAAUCUGUCACAUUCUGGUGCAAGGUGAAUCGUCUCAAUGUAACACUGAAGUGGACCAAAAAUGGUGAAGAAGUGCCUUUUGACAACCGUGUCUCAUACAGAAUUGAUAAAUACAAGCACUCGUUAACUAUUAAAGACUGUGGCUUCCCAGAUGAAGGUGAAUACAUUGUCACUGCUGGACAAGACAAAUCUGUUGCUGAGCUUCUCAUCAUAGAAGCCCCUACAGAAUUUGUGGAACACUUGGAAGAUCAGACAGUCACUGAGUUUGAUGACGCUGUCUUCUCCUGCCAGCUCUCCAGAGAGAAAGCCAAUGUAAAAUGGUACAGAAAUGGGAGAGAAAUCAAAGAAGGCAAAAAAUACAAAUUUGAAAAAGAUGGAAGUAUACACAGACUCAUUAUAAAAGAUUGCAGGCUGGAUGAUGAGUGUGAAUAUGCUUGUGGAGUAGAAGACAGGAAGUCUCGUGCUAGACUUUUUGUGGAAGAAAUUCCCGUUGAGAUCAUCAGGCCUCCACAAGAUAUUCUUGAAGCCCCUGGUGCUGAUGUUGUCUUUUUAGCAGAACUCAAUAAAGAUAAGGUGGAAGUCCAAUGGCUAAGAAAUAACAUGGUUGUUGUCCAGGGUGAUAAACACCAGAUGAUGAGUGAAGGAAAGAUACAUCGACUACAGAUUUGUGAUAUUAAGCCCCGCGACCAGGGUGAAUACAGAUUUAUUGCCAAAGAUAAAGAAGCCAGAGCUAAGCUUGAACUGGCAGCUGCACCGAAAAUCAAGACAGGUGACCAAGACCUUGUGGUUGAUGUUGGCCAGCCUCUGACAAUGGUGGUGCCAUAUGAUGCCUACCCCAAAGCAGAAGCUGAAUGGUUUAAAGAAAAUGAACCUUUAUCUACAAAAACCAUUGAUACUACGGCUGAACAAACUUCUUUCAGAAUUUUAGAAGCCAAGAAAGGAGACAAAGGGAGAUAUAAAAUUGUGCUUCAGAACAAACAUGGAAAAGCAGAAGGAUUCAUCAAUCUAAAAGUUAUUGAUGUUCCUGGGCCAGUACGUAACUUAGAAGUGACAGAAACAUUUGAUGGUGAAGUGAGCCUUGCUUGGGAAGAACCUUUAACUGAUGGUGGAAGCAAAAUCAUAGGUUAUGUUGUUGAAAGACGUGACAUUAAGAGAAAGACCUGGGUUCUGGCCACAGACCGUGCAGACAGUUGUGAGUUUACUGUCACUGGUCUACAGAAAGGAGGAGUUGAGUAUCUAUUCCGUGUAAGUGCAAGAAACAGAGUUGGCACUGGUGAACCAGUAGAAACUGACAUUCCUGUAGAAGCAAGGAGUAAAUAUGAUGUUCCAGGCCCUCCUUUGAAUGUAACCAUCACUGAUGUGAAUCGAUUUGGUGUCUCACUGACAUGGGAACCACCAGAGUAUGAUGGAGGUGCUGAGAUCACAAACUACAUCAUUGAAUUAAGAGACAAGACUUCUAUCAGGUGGGAUACUGCCAUGACUGUGAGAGCUGAAGACCUGUCUGCAACUGUUACUGAUGUGGUAGAAGGACAGGAGUACAGUUUCCGAGUGAGAGCCCAAAAUCGAAUUGGAGUCGGAAAACCAAGUGCAGCCACACCCUUCGUCAAAGUUGCCGAUCCAAUUGAGAGACCAAGUCCUCCUGUAAACCUAACUUCCUCAGAUCAGACUCAGUCAUCAGUUCAACUCAAAUGGGAACCUCCUCUGAAAGAUGGAGGAAGCCCAGUAUUAGGCUAUAUAAUUGAGCGAUGUGAAGAAGGAAAAGAUAAUUGGAUUCGUUGCAAUAAGAAACUUGUCCCUGAACUGACUUACAAGGUUACCGGAUUGGAAAAAGGAAAUAAAUAUUUAUAUAGAGUAUCUGCAGAAAAUAAAGCUGGUGUUUCAGAUCCAUCUGAAAUUCUUGGUCCUCUCACCGCUGAUGAUGCAUUUGUUGAACCAACAAUGGAUUUAAGUGCAUUUAAAGAUGGUCUGGAAGUUAUUGUCCCAAAUCCUAUCAAGAUCCUGGUUCCAAGUACAGGCUAUCCAAGGCCAACUGCAACCUGGUGUUUUGGAGAUAAAGUACUAGAAACAGGGGACCGUGUGAAAAUGAAGACCUUGUCUGCCUAUGCCGAACUUGUCAUUUCUCCAAGCGAACGUUCAGACAAGGGCAUUUAUACACUGAAAUUAGAAAACCGUGUGAAAACAAUUUCUGGGGAAAUCGAUGUCAAUGUAAUUGCUCGCCCAAGUGCACCCAAAGAACUGAAAUUUGGUGAUAUAACCAAGGACUCAGUACAUUUGACUUGGGAACCACCUGAUGAUGAUGGAGGAAGUCCAUUAACCGGAUACGUUAUUGAAAAACGAGAAGUCAGCCGGAAAACAUGGACUAAGGUUAUGGACUUUGUAACUGAUCUAGAAUUCACAGUUCCUGAUCUUGUUCAAGGAAAAGAGUAUUUAUUUAAAGUUUGUGCUCGUAACAAAUGUGGCCCUGGAGAACCUGCAUAUGUUGAUGAACCUGUAAAUAUGUCAGCUCCUGCAACGGUACCUGACCCACCAGAGAAUGUUAAAUGGAGAGAUCGAACAGCCAAUAGCAUCUUCUUAACAUGGGAUCCACCUAAAAAUGACGGUGGUUCACGCAUCAAAGGAUAUAUAGUUGAAAGAUGUCCACGUGGUUCUGAUAAAUGGGUUGCCUGUGGAGAACCUGUUGCAGAAACAAAGAUGGAAGUGACAGGUCUUGAGGAAGGCAAAUGGUAUGCCUACCGCGUGAAGGCCUUAAACAGGCAGGGCGCUAGCAAACCAAGCAAACCCACGGAGGAGAUCCAGGCUGUGGACACACAAGAGGCCCCAGAAAUCUUCCUCGAUGUGAAGCUCCUUGCUGGUCUCACCGUAAAAGCUGGGACCAAGAUUGAACUUCCUGCCACUGUAACCGGGAAACCUGAACCUAAAAUAACUUGGACAAAGGCUGAUACGAUUCUGAAGCAGGACAAAAGAAUUACCAUUGAAAAUGUCCCUAAGAAAUCCACAGUGACUAUUGUUGAUAGUAAGAGAAGUGACACUGGCACAUACAUCAUCGAGGCUGUGAAUGUGUGUGGCCGGGCCACUGCUGUGGUGGAAGUGAACGUCUUAGAUAAACCUGGACCACCAGCUGCCUUUGACAUCACAGAUGUAACCAAUGAGUCAUGUCUUCUAACAUGGAACCCACCACGCGAUGAUGGUGGAUCUAAGAUCACAAACUAUGUUGUGGAGAGACGAGCAACUGAUAGUGAAGUGUGGCACAAGCUCUCAUCCACCGUCAAGGAUACAAACUUCAAGGCCACCAAAUUAAUCCCCAAUAAAGAGUACAUCUUCAGAGUUGCUGCAGAAAACAUGUAUGGUGUUGGUGAACCAGUUCAGGCCUCUCCAAUAACAGCCAAAUAUCAGUUUGAUCCACCUGGACCUCCAACUCGCCUAGAACCUUCUGAUAUCACUAAAGAUGCAGUGACUCUCACGUGGUGUGAGCCAGAUGAUGAUGGUGGCAGCCCAAUCACUGGAUACUGGGUUGAAAGACUGGAUCCUGAUACGGAUAAAUGGGUUAGAUGCAAUAAGAUGCCAGUAAAGGACACAACAUACAGAGUGAAAGGUCUCACCAAUAAGAAAAAAUACAGAUUCCGUGUGUUGGCUGAAAAUCUUGCUGGACCUGGAAAACCAAGCAAAUCAACUGAACCAAUCUUAAUAAAGGAUCCCAUAGAUCCUCCAUGGCCCCCUGGAAAACCAACUGUAAAAGAUGUAGGCAAAACAUCAUUAAGGUUGCAUUGGACAAAACCAGAACACGAUGGAGGCGCAAAGAUUGAGUCUUAUAUCAUUGAAAUGCUGAAGACUGGGACAGAUGAGUGGGUCAGAGUGGCGGAAGGGGUUCCCACCACUCAGCACUUGCUCCCAGGGCUCAUGGAAGGACAGGAAUACUCAUUCCGAGUUAGAGCUGUGAAUAAGGCUGGGGAAAGUGAACCCAGUGAACCCAGCGACCCUGUGCUUUGCCGGGAGAAGCUAUAUCCUCCAUCACCACCACGCUGGCUUGAAGUUAUUAAUAUCACAAAAAAUACAGCAGACCUAAAAUGGACAGUUCCUGAGAAAGAUGGAGGGUCCCCCAUCACCAACUACAUUGUAGAAAAGAGAGACGUCAGGCGAAAAGGCUGGCAAACAGUGGAUACCACUGUCAAGGACACCAAGUGCACAGUCACCCCGCUGACUGAGGGCUCUUUAUAUGUGUUCCGAGUUGCUGCAGAAAAUGCUAUAGGACAAAGUGACUACACCGAAAUUGAGGACUCUGUGCUGGCCAAAGACACCUUUACCACUCCUGGACCACCCUAUGCCCUGGCAGUGGUUGAUGUGACAAAACGACAUGUUGACCUAAAGUGGGAGCCACCUAAAAAUGAUGGUGGAAGACCAAUUCAGAGAUAUAUCAUUGAGAAGAAAGAAAGGUUAGGUACCCGUUGGGUGAAAGCUGGAAAGACUGCAGGACCUGACUGUAACUUCAGAGUAACUGAUGUCAUUGAAGGAACAGAGGUCCAGUUUCAGGUUCGGGCUGAAAAUGAAGCUGGAGUUGGCCACCCAAGUGAACCCACAGAAAUCCUAUCCAUUGAAGAUCCAACAAGUCCUCCCUCACCACCCCUUGACCUACAUGUGACUGAUGCUGGGAGAAAACACAUUGCCAUUGCUUGGAAGCCUCCAGAGAAAAAUGGUGGAAGUCCUAUCAUAGGAUACCAUGUUGAAAUGUGUCCAGUAGGCACUGAGAAAUGGAUGCGAGUUAAUUCUCGCCCAAUAAAGGACUUGAAAUUCAAGGUUGAAGAAGGUGUUGUUCCUGACAAAGAAUAUGUCCUGAGAGUGAGAGCAGUCAAUGCUAUUGGUGUCAGCGAGCCAUCUGAAAUCUCUGAAAAUGUGGUUGCCAAAGACCCAGACUGCAAGCCAACAAUUGACCUGGAGACUCAUGACAUUAUUGUUAUUGAAGGUGAAAAGUUAAGCAUUCCUGUUCCCUUCAGAGCUGUCCCAGUUCCAACUGUUAGUUGGCAUAAAGAUGGCAAAGAAGUUAAAGCAAGUGAUAGAUUAACAAUGAAGAAUGAUCACAUCUCAGCCCACCUUGAAGUUCCCAAGAGUGUCCAUGCAGAUGCCGGAGUUUAUACCAUUACACUGGAGAAUAAGCUCGGCUCAGCAACAGCCUCAAUCAAUGUCAAAGUCAUAGGCCUACCUGGACCAUGCAAAGAUAUUAAAGCAAGUGACAUUACCAAGAGUUCUUGUAAGUUAACCUGGGAACCUCCAGAAUUUGAUGGUGGAACCCCAAUUCUUCAUUACGUCCUGGAGCGCAGAGAAGCUGGGAGAAGAACAUAUAUACCAGUCAUGUCUGGUGAGAAUAAACUGUCGUGGACUGUGAAGGAUCUCAUACCAAAUGGUGAAUACUUCUUCCGUGUUAAAGCAGUCAACAAGAUUGGUGGAGGAGAAUAUAUUGAACUGAAAAAUCCAGUCAUUGCCCAAGAUCCAAAGCAACCCCCUGAUCCACCUGUAGAUGUAGAGGUUCAUAAUCCUACAGCAGAGGCAAUGACUAUUACAUGGAAGCCACCUUUGUAUGACGGAGGAAGCAAGAUAAUGGGCUACAUCAUAGAGAAGAUUGCUAAGGGUGAAGAAAGGUGGAAGAGAUGCAAUGAACACCUGGUACCAAUCCUGACCUAUACAGCAAAAGGACUUGAACAGGGGAAAGAGUAUCAAUUCCGUGUGCGAGCAGAGAACGCCGCGGGUAUUAGUGAACCUUCUCGGGCUACUCCUCCAACCAAAGCUGUAGAUCCCAUUGAUGCCCCCAAAGUCAUUCUGAGAACAAGCCUAGAAGUGAAACGAGGUGAUGAAAUAGCACUUGAUGCAAGUAUUUCUGGAUCACCUUACCCAACUAUUACAUGGAUAAAGGAUGAGAAUGCUAUUGUACCAGAGGAAAUUAAGAAGCGUGCAGCACCCUUGGUUAGAAGAAGGAAGGGUGAAGUUCAAGAAGAAGAACCAUUUGUCCUGCCUCUGACACAGCGCUUGAGUAUUGACAACAGCAAAAAGGGAGAAUCUCAGCUACGCGUCCGAGAUUCUCUCCGACCUGACCAUGGUCUGUAUAUGAUCAAAGUUGAAAAUGACCACGGUAUCGCAAAAGCUCCUUGUACUGUCAGUGUGUUAGAUACACCGGGACCACCAAUCAACUUUGUAUUUGAAGAUAUCAGAAAGACCUCAGUCCUUUGUAAAUGGGAACCACCCCUUGAUGAUGGUGGCAGUGAAAUCAUAAACUACACUUUGGAAAAGAAAGACAAGACAAAACCUGACUCAGAAUGGAUAGUUGUCACUUCAACACUUAGACAUUGCAAAUAUUCAGUAACAAAACUGAUUGAAGGAAAAGAGUACCUCUUCCGUGUAAGAGCUGAAAAUAGAUUUGGGCCAGGUCCACCAUGUGUUUCAAAGCCACUUGUAGCUAAAGAUCCAUUUGAACCACCUGAUGCACCAGAUAAGCCCAUUGUGGAAGAUGUUACCAGCAACAGUAUGCUAGUGAAAUGGAAUGAACCAAAAGAUAACGGAAGCCCCAUUUUGGGUUACUGGCUUGAAAAACGUGAGGUUAAUAGUACACAUUGGUCUCGUGUCAACAAAAGCCUUCUGAAUGCCUUGAAAGCCAAUGUAGAUGGCUUAUUAGAAGGACUCACCUAUGUCUUCAGAGUAUGUGCUGAAAAUGCAGCUGGACCUGGAAAGUUCAGUCCACCUUCAGAUCCCAAAACAGCACAUGAUCCAAUCUCUCCGCCUGGGCCACCUAUCCCAAGAGUCACUGACACAAGCUCUACGACUAUUGAACUAGAAUGGGAACCCCCAGCUUUCAAUGGUGGUGGGGAAAUUAUUGGCUAUUUUGUUGAUAAGCAGUUGGUUGGCACAAAUGAAUGGUCACGCUGCACAGAGAAGAUGAUCAAGGUCCGUCAGUACACAGUCAAAGAAAUCCGAGAGGGUGCUGAUUAUAAACUUCGGGUGAGUGCCGUCAAUGUCGCAGGGGAAGGACCGCCUGGAGAAACAGAACCUGUUACUGUGGCUGAACCACAAGAGCCUCCAACUGUGGAACUGGAUGUUUCUGUCAAGGGUGGAAUACAAAUAAUGGCUGGGAAGACUCUUAGAAUUCCAGCUGUGGUAACGGGUCGCCCUGUACCUACAAAAGUAUGGACCAAAGAAGAAGGGGAGCUGGAUAAAGACCGCGUUGUAAUAGACAAUGUUGGAACCAAAUCUGAACUAAUUAUCAAGGAUGCACUGCGAAAAGACCAUGGCAGAUAUGUGAUUACAGCUACAAAUAGCUGUGGUUCCAAAUUUGCAGCAGCCAGGGUAGAAGUUUUUGAUGUCCCUGGUCCAGUUCUUGAUUUAAAACCUGUUGUAACAAACAGAAAAAUGUGUCUACUUAACUGGUCUGAUCCAGAAGAUGAUGGAGGAAGUGAAAUAACAGGCUUCAUCAUUGAAAGAAAAGAUGCCAAGAUGCAUACUUGGAGACAACCAAUAGAGACUGAGAGAUCUAAAUGUGACAUCACAGGGCUGCUUGAGGGACAAGAAUAUAAGUUCCGUGUUAUUGCCAAGAACAAGUUUGGCUGUGGCCCUCCUGUUGAAAUAGGACCAAUUCUUGCAGUUGAUCCACUAGGUCCUCCAACAUCUCCAGAGAGGCUGACAUACACUGAAAGGACAAAGUCCACUAUCACCCUUGACUGGAAAGAGCCCCGCAGUAAUGGUGGCAGUCCCAUCCAAGGAUAUAUCAUUGAAAAACGGCGUCACGACAAACCUGACUUUGAAAGAGUUAACAAGCAACUCUGCCCAACUACAUCUCUUCUGGUUGAAAAUCUUGAUGAACACCAAAUGUAUGAGUUCCGUGUCAAAGCUGUCAAUGAAAUUGGUGAAAGUGAACCAUCCCUGCCUCUUAAUGUAGUCAUACAAGAUGAUGAAGUGCCUCCAACUAUUAAGUUGCGUCUGAGUGUUCGAGGAGACACUAUCAAAGUUAAGGCAGGAGAGCCUGUCCACAUCCCUGCAGAUGUGACAGGCCUUCCAAUGCCUAAGAUUGAAUGGUCCAAAAAUGAAACCGUAAUUGAAAAACCCACUGAGGCACUUCAGAUAACCAAGGAAGAGGUAUCCCGAAGUGAGGCAAAAACUGAGCUUAGCAUUCCCAAAGCGGUCCGGGAAGACAAAGGCACUUACACAGUUACUGCUUCCAAUCGCCUUGGCUCAGUGUUCCGAAAUGUUCACGUUGAAGUAUAUGACCGCCCAUCCCCACCAAGAAACCUUGCUGUUACUGACAUUAAAGCUGAAUCUUGCUACUUGACAUGGGAUGCCCCUCUUGAUAAUGGUGGCAGUGAAAUCACCCAUUAUGUUAUUGACAAACGUGAUGCAAGUAGGAAGAAAACAGAAUGGGAGGAAGUCACCAACACUGCUGUAGAGAAAAGAUAUGGGAUCUGGAAACUUAUCCCCAAUGGUCAGUAUGAGUUCCGAGUCAGGGCAGUGAAUAAAUAUGGAAUCAGUGAUGAGUGCAAAUCAGAUAAAGUAGUCAUUCAAGAUCCUUAUCGCCUUCCUGGACCUCCAGGAAAACCGAAAGUUUUGGCACGCACCAAGGGAUCAAUGCUAGUGAGCUGGACUCCUCCUUUGGACAAUGGUGGCUCUCCAAUUACUGGCUACUGGCUGGAGAAAAGAGAAGAGGGAAGUCCUUACUGGUCACGUGUUAGCCGAGCACCAGUAACCAAAGUGGGAUUGAAAGGCGUGGAAUUUAAUGUUCCUCGUUUGAUUGAAGGCGUUAAAUACCAGUUCAGAGCCAUGGCAAUAAAUGCUGCAGGAAUUGGUCCUCCCAGUGAACCAUCAGAUCCAGAGGUUGCAGGAGAUCCCAUAUUUCCACCAGGGCCACCUUCUUGCCCAGAAGUAAAAGAUAAAACAAAGUCAAGCAUCUCACUAGGAUGGAAACCUCCAGCCAAAGAUGGUGGCAGCCCAAUCAAAGGAUACAUUGUAGAAAUGCAAGAAGAAGGUACUACUGACUGGAAAAGAGUAAAUGAACCAGACAAACUUAUAACUACCUGUGAAUGUGUGGUGCCUAAUCUGAAAGAGCUCAGGAAGUACAGAUUCAGAGUGAAAGCUGUCAAUGAAGCUGGUGAAUCUGAACCAAGUGAUACAACCGGGGAGAUCCCUGCCACUGAUAUUCAAGAGGAACCAGAAGUUUUCAUUGACAUUGGAGCACAGGACUGUCUGGUUUGUAAAGCUGGCUCACAGAUUAGGAUUCCUGCUGUCAUCAAGGGACGCCCAACACCAAAAUCAUCUUGGGAAUUUGAUGGAAAGGCGAAGAAAGCAAUGAAGGAUGGAGUUCAUGACAUACCCGAAGAUUCACAGCUCGAGACUGCUGAAAACUCCUCAGUAAUUAUUAUUCCGGAGUGUAAACGAUCUCAUACAGGCAAAUACAGCAUCACAGCCAAGAAUAAAGCAGGACAAAAGACUGCAAAUUGCAGAGUUAAAGUCAUGGAUGUACCAGGCCCACCCAAAGAUCUGAAAGUCAGUGAUAUCACAAGGGGUAGUUGCAGACUUUCAUGGAAGAUGCCAGAUGACGAUGGAGGAGACAGGAUCAAAGGCUAUGUUAUCGAGAAGAGAACUAUUGAUGGAAAAGCCUGGACCAAAGUCAAUCCAGACUGUGGAAGCACCACAUUUGUAGUGCCUGAUCUCCUCUCUGAACAGCAAUAUUUCUUCCGUGUGCGAGCAGAAAACCGUUUUGGUGUUGGCCCACCUGUGGAAACCAUUCAGAGGACCACUGCCAGAGAUCCGAUAUAUCCUCCUGAUCCUCCUAUUAAACUCAAAAUUGGCCUCAUCACAAAGAACACAGUGCAUCUGUCAUGGAAACCCCCAAAGAAUGAUGGGGGCUCCCCUGUUACCCACUAUAUUGUUGAGUGCCUUGCAUGGGACCCUACUGGAACAAAGAAAGAAGCCUGGAGGCAGUGCAAUAAGCGUGAUGUGGAAGAACUGCAAUUUACUGUUGAAGACCUAGUAGAGGGUGGGCAAUAUGAAUUCCGAGUCAAAGCUGUCAAUGCUGCAGGAGUCAGCAAGCCUUCAGCCACUGUUGGCCCCGUGACUGUCAAAGACCAGACAUGCCCACCAUCAAUUGAUCUAACAGAAUUCAUGGAGGUUGAAGAAGGAACUGAUGUUAACAUUGUGGCCAAAAUUAAAGGUGUGCCAUUCCCAACACUAACCUGGUUUAAAGCUCCUCCAAAGAAGCCUGAUAACAAAGAACCUGUUCUCUAUGACACCCAUGUCAACAAACUGGUGGUGGAUGAUACUUGCACUUUAGUUAUUCCACAGUCUCGCAGGAGUGACACUGGCUUAUAUACCAUCACAGCUGUAAAUAAUCUGGGAACAGCAUCAAAGGAGAUGAGACUGAAUGUCCUGGGUCGUCCUGGCCCCCCAGUGGGACCCAUAAAAUUUGAAUCUGUUUCAGCAGAGCAAAUGACACUGUCUUGGCUUCCACCUAAAGAUGAUGGUGGGUCUAAGAUUACAAACUAUGUAAUUGAGAAAAGAGAAGCUAACAGGAAGACAUGGGUCCGUGUCUCCAGUGAACCUAAAGAGUGCACGUACACGAUUCCCAAAUUGCUAGAAGGCCAUGAAUACGUAUUCCGAAUCAUGGCCCAGAAUAAAUAUGGCAUUGGAGAACCUCUUGACAGUGAACCUGAAACAGCAAGAAACCUCUUCUCUGUCCCUGGAGCACCAGAUAAACCAACAGUUAGCAGCGUGACUCGUAACUCCAUGACCGUCAACUGGGAAGAGCCAGAAUAUGAUGGAGGCUCUCCCGUGACAGGGUACUGGCUGGAAAUGAAAGACACUACUUCAAAGAGAUGGAAGAGAGUUAACCGAGAUCCUAUCAAAGCCAUGACUCUGGGUGUUUCUUAUAAAGUGACUGGUCUUAUUGAAGGUUCUGACUAUCAAUUCCGGGUAUAUGCAAUCAAUGCUGCUGGUGUGGGUCCAGCAAGUCUGCCAUCAGACCCAGUGACUGCUAGAGAUCCAAUUGCUCCUCCUGGUCCUCCAUUUCCCAAAGUGACAGAUUGGACUAAAUCAUCUGCAGAUCUGGAGUGGUCUCCCCCACUAAAAGAUGGUGGAUCCAAAGUAACUGGAUACAUCGUUGAAUAUAAAGAAGAAGGAAAAGAAGAAUGGGAAAAGGGUAAAGAUAAAGAAGUGAGAGGAACAAAGCUUGUUGUGACAGGAUUAAAGGAAGGAGCAUUCUACAAAUUUAGAGUUAGAGCAGUCAACAUUGCUGGCAUUGGAGAACCUGGAGAGGUCACAGAUGUCAUUGAAAUGAAAGACAGACUUGUUUUACCUGACCUUCAGCUAGAUGCCAGUGUCAGAGAUAGAAUUGUCGUCCAUGCUGGAGGAGUGAUCCGAAUCAUUGCCUAUGUGUCUGGAAAGCCUCCUCCAACCGUCACCUGGAACAUGAAUGAAAGAGCCUUACCUCAAGAAGCCACCAUUGAGACCACAGCUAUUAGCUCAUCCAUGGUCAUCAAGAACUGCCAGAGGAGUCAUCAAGGCGUCUAUUCUCUUCUUGCCAAAAAUGAAGCCGGAGAAAGAAAGAAGACAAUUAUUGUUGAUGUAUUAGAUGUUCCGGGUCCUGUUGGAACACCAUUCCUAGCUCACAACCUAACCAACGAGUCCUGCAAACUGACAUGGUUUUCUCCAGAAGAUGAUGGAGGCUCUCCAAUCACCAAUUAUGUCAUUGAAAAGCGUGAAUCUGACCGCAGAGCAUGGACCCCAGUGACAUAUACAGUUACCCGACAAAAUGCUACUGUCCAGGGUCUCAUUCAAGGAAAAGCCUACUUUUUCCGAAUCGCGGCUGAAAAUAGUAUUGGCAUGGGUCCAUUUGUGGAGACAUCAGAGGCACUUGUUAUCAGAGAGCCAAUAACUGUACCAGAACGUCCUGAAGACCUGGAAGUCAAAGAAGUUACUAAAAGUACUGUAACUUUGACUUGGAAUCCUCCUAAGUAUGAUGGCGGGUCAGAAAUUAUUAACUAUGUCCUAGAAAGUCGGCUCAUUGGAACUGAGAAGUUCCACAAAGUUACAAAUGACAACUUGCUUAGCAGAAAAUACACUGUUAAAGACUUAAAAGAAGGUGAUACCUAUGAGUACCGUGUCAGUGCUGUCAACAUUGUUGGACAAGGCAAACCAUCAUUUUGCACCAAGCCAAUUACUUGCAAGGAUGAGCUGGCACCCCCAACACUUCACCUCGACUUCAGAGAUAAGCUCACGAUUAGAGUUGGUGAAGCUUUUGCCCUCACUGGCCGUUACUCAGGCAAACCAAAGCCUAAGGUUUCCUGGUUCAAAGAUGAAGCUGAUGUGCUGGAAGAUGAUCGCACUCACAUAAAGACUACACCAACAACACUUGCUUUAGAGAAGAUCAAGGCCAAACGUUCAGAUUCCGGCAAAUACUGUGUGGUUGUGGAGAAUAGUACAGGCUCUAGGAAAGGUUUCUGUCAAGUUAAUGUUGUUGACCGUCCUGGUCCACCAGUAGGACCAGUUAUUUUUGAUGAGGUGACCAAAGAUUACAUGGUUAUUUCUUGGAAGCCUCCUUUAGAUGAUGGAGGCAGUGAAAUCACCAAUUAUAUUAUUGAGAAGAAGGAACUGGGUAAAGACGUCUGGAUGCCAGUGACAUCUGCAAGUGCUAAAACAACAUGCAAAGUUUCUAAACUACUUGAAGGAAAAGAUUAUAUUUUCCGGAUACAUGCUGAAAAUCUGUAUGGAAUAAGUGAUCCUCUGGUGUCUGAUUCAAUGAAAGCCAAAGAUCGUUUCAGGGUUCCUGAUGCACCUGAUCAGCCAAUUGUUACAGAAGUUACCAAAGACUCUGCAUUAGUAACCUGGAACAAGCCACAUGAUGGAGGAAAACCCAUCACAAACUACAUCCUGGAAAAGAGAGAAACUAUGUCUAAACGAUGGGCUAGAGUUACCAAAGAUCCUAUUCAUCCGUACACUAAAUUUAGGGUUCCUGAUCUUCUAGAAGGAUGUCAGUAUGAAUUCCGGGUUUCUGCAGAAAAUGAAAUUGGUAUUGGAGAUCCAAGCCCACCAUCCAAACCAGUCUUUGCUAAAGAUCCAAUUGCUAAACCAAGUCCACCUGUUAAUCCUGAAGCAAUAGAUACAACAUGCAAUUCAGUCGAUCUAACCUGGCAGCCACCACGUCAUGAUGGUGGGAGCAAGAUUCUGGGUUAUAUAGUUGAGUACCAGAAAGUUGGAGAUGAAGAGUGGAGAAGAGCCAAUCACACCCCUGAGUCAUGUCCUGAAACUAAAUAUAAAGUCACCGGUCUUCGGGACGGUCAAACCUAUAAGUUCAGAGUGUUAGCAGUCAAUGAAGCUGGUGAAUCAGAUCCAGCUCAUGUUCCAGAGCCAGUCCUAGUAAAAGAUAGACUUGAACCCCCUGAGUUGAUUCUUGAUGCCAACAUGGCAAGAGAACAACACAUUAAGGUUGGUGAUACUCUAAGACUUAGUGCCAUCAUCAAAGGAGUGCCAUUCCCAAAAGUAACUUGGAAAAAAGAAGACAGAGAUGCUCCAACUAAAGCAAGAAUUGAUGUGACUCCAGUUGGUAGCAAGCUUGAAAUUCGUAAUGCUGCCCAUGAAGAUGGUGGAAUUUAUUCUUUAACAGUGGAGAAUCCAGCUGGUUCAAAAACUGUCUCAGUAAAAGUACUUGUAUUAGAUAAACCUGGGCCACCUAGAGAUCUGGAAGUCAGUGAAAUUAGGAAAGAUUCUUGUUACCUUACUUGGAAAGAACCACUGGAUGAUGGUGGUUCUGUUAUUACCAAUUAUGUGGUUGAGAGGAGAGAUGUUGCCAGCGCCCAGUGGUCAUCUCUCUCAGCUACAUCAAAGAAAAAGAGUCACUUGGCUAAACAUCUGAAUGAAGGCAACCAGUACCUCUUCCGAGUAGCUGCAGAGAACCAGUAUGGACGUGGUCCUUUUGUUGAAACACCAAAACCAAUCAAGGCUCUGGAUCCUCUCCAUCCCCCAGGGCCACCCAAGAACCUGCACCAUGUAGAUGUUGACAAGACUGAAGUCUCCCUCGUCUGGAAUAAGCCGGAUCGUGAUGGUGGUUCUCCAAUCACUGGAUAUUUGGUGGAAUAUCAAGAAGAAGGCACCGAGGACUGGAUUAAAUUUAAGACUGUGACAAACUUAGAGUGUGUGGUUACCGGACUACAACAAGGAAAGACCUAUAGAUUCCGUGUAAAGGCUGAAAAUAUUGUGGGUCUUGGUCUCCCCGACACAACUAUCCCGAUAGAAUGUCAAGAAAAACUAGUGCCUCCAUCUGUGGAGCUAGAUGUGAAAUUAAUUGAAGGUCUUGUGGUAAAGGCUGGAACCACAGUCAGAUUCCCUGCUAUUAUAAGAGGUGUGCCUGUUCCUACCGCAAAGUGGACAACCGAUGGGAGUGAGAUUAAAACCGAUGAGCACUACACAGUUGAAACAGACAACUUCUCAUCAGUACUUACCAUUAAGAACUGCUUAAGGAGAGACACUGGAGAAUAUCAAAUCACAGUUUCCAAUGCAGCUGGUAGCAAAACAGUAGCCGUACAUCUUACUGUUCUUGAUGUUCCUGGGCCACCAACAGGUCCUAUUCAUAUUCUGGAUGUUACUCCUGAACACAUGACUAUCUCAUGGCAGCCACCUAAGGAUGAUGGAGGAAGCCCUGUGAUAAAUUACAUUGUUGAGAAACAAGAUACAAGGAAAGACACUUGGGGUGUUGUCUCUUCGGGAAGCAGUAAGACAAAGCUGAAAAUCCCACAUCUGCAGAAGGGCUGUGAAUAUGUUUUCCGAGUUAAAGCAGAGAAUAAGAUAGGUGUUGGUCCUCCCCUUGACUCCACACCUACUGUUGCUAAGCAUAAAUUUAGUCCUCCAUCUCCUCCUGGUAAACCAGUAGUUACUGACAUUACUGAAAAUGCAGCAACAGUGUCUUGGACCCUGCCAAAAUCUGAUGGUGGCAGUCCAAUAACUGGCUACUAUGUGGAACGUCGAGAAGUAACUGGUAAAUGGGUGAGGGUCAACAAAACACCUAUUGCUGACCUUAAGUUCAGAGUGACUGGACUCUAUGAAGGAAAUACAUACGAGUUUAGGGUCUUUGCUGAAAAUCUUGCAGGACUAAGCCAUCCAUCCCCAAGUUCCGAUCCAAUAAAAGCUUGCCGUCCCAUCAAACCACCUGGACCACCUAUUAAUCCUAAACUGAAAGACAAGAGCAGAGAAACAGCUGAUUUGGUGUGGACAAAGCCUCUCAGUGAUGGUGGUAGCCCCAUUCUAGGAUAUGUAGUGGAAUGUCAGAAACCUGGCACAGCACAAUGGAACAGGAUUAAUAAAGAUGAACUCAUUAGGCAAUGUGCCUUUAGAGUACCUGGACUAAUUGAAGGAAAUGAGUACAGAUUCCGUAUAAAGGCAGCUAAUAUUGUAGGAGAGGGUGAGCCAAGAGAACUAGCAGAAUCUGUGAUUGCAAAAGAUAUCCUUCAUCCUCCAGAAGUAGAACUUGAUGUUACUUGUCGUGAUGUUAUUACCGUGAGAGUAGGCCAAACUAUCCGCAUUCUAGCUCGAGUCAGAGGCAGACCUGCACCAGACAUAACUUGGACUAAGGAAGGCAAAGUAUUGGUACGAGAAAAGAGGGUGGACAUUAUUCAGGAUCUACCUCGUGUUGAGUUACAAAUUAAAGAAGCUGUUAGAGCUGAUCAUGGCAAGUAUAUCAUCUCAGCUAAGAACAGCAGUGGACAUGCCCAAGGUUCAGCCAUUGUUAACGUCCUUGACAGACCUGGGCCUUGCCAGAAUUUGAAGGUUACCAAUGUAACCAAAGAGAACUGUACAAUUUCUUGGGAAAACCCACUAGAUAAUGGCGGCUCAGAAAUAACAAACUUCAUAGUAGAAUAUCGCAAACCAAACCAGAAAGGCUGGUCAAUUGUUGCAUCAGAUGUCACUAAACGAUUAAUCAAGGCCAACCUUUUAGCCAACAAUGAAUACUAUUUCCGAGUUUGUGCAGAGAAUAAAGUAGGUGUUGGGCCAACCAUCGAAACAAAAACUCCCAUUCUGGCUAUUAACCCUAUUGACAGACCAGGUGAGCCUGAAAACCUUCACAUUGCGGAUAAAGGAAAGACAUUUGUCUACCUAAAGUGGCGGAGGCCUGAUUAUGAUGGUGGCAGUCCAAAUCUGUCAUAUCAUGUUGAGAGAAGGCUGAAGGGCUCUGAUGACUGGGAAAGAGUGCAUAAAGGAAGCAUUAAAGAAACUCACUACAUGGUUGACAGAUGUGUUGAAAACCAGAUUUAUGAGUUCAGAGUGCAAACGAAGAAUGAAGGUGGGGAAAGUGACUGGGUGAAGACAGAGGAAGUUGUUGUUAAAGAAGACUUACAAAAACCAGUACUUGAUCUGAAAUUAAGUGGGGUCCUAACUGUCAAAGCAGGGGACACCAUUAGGCUUGAGGCAGGGGUUAGAGGCAAACCAUUCCCAGAAGUUUCAUGGACCAAGGACAAAGAUGCUACAGACUUUACAAGAUCACCAAGGGUCAAGAUUGAUACCCGUGCUGAUUCAUCUAAAUUUUCUCUUACUAAAGCAAAGCGAAGUGAUGGGGGUAAAUAUGUAGUUACGGCAACUAACACAGCUGGCAGUUUUGUGGCCUAUGCCACUGUCAACGUUUUAGAUAAGCCUGGUCCUGUGAGAAAUCUGAAAAUUGUUGAUGUGUCCAGUGAUAGGUGUACUGUUCGCUGGGAUCCACCAGAAGAUGAUGGUGGCUGUGAAAUCCAAAAUUAUAUUCUAGAAAAAUGUGAGACAAAGCGAAUGGUUUGGUCUACCUAUUCUGCUACUGUCUUGACACCUGGUACUACAGUAACACGUCUCAUAGAAGGAAAUGAAUAUAUUUUCAGAGUCCGUGCAGAAAAUAAAAUAGGCACAGGGCCUCCAACAGAAAGUAAACCAGUCAUAGCCAAAACCAAGUAUAAUAAACCUGGACGCCCUGAUCCCCCAGAAGUCACUAAAGUAAGCAAAGAAGAGAUGACUGUGGUUUGGAAUCCACCUGAAUAUGAUGGUGGAAAGUCUAUAACAGGAUACUUUUUGGAGAAAAAGGAAAAGCAUUCAACACGAUGGGUCCCUGUUAACAAGAGUGCAAUUCCUGAGAGACGUAUGAAAGUACAGAAUCUCCUCCCAGACCAUGAAUAUCAGUUCCGUGUCAAGGCAGAAAAUGAAAUUGGAAUUGGAGAACCAAGCUUGCCUUCAAGACCAGUGGUGGCAAAAGACCCCAUAGAGCCACCUGGUCCACCAACCAAUUUCAGAGUGGUUGAUACAACCAAACAUUCCAUAACUCUUGGGUGGGGAAAACCAGUCUAUGAUGGUGGUGCACCGAUCAUUGGAUAUGUUGUGGAAAUGAGACCAAAAAUAGCAGAUGCAUCUCCUGAUGAAGGCUGGAAACGUUGUAAUGCUGCAGCACAGCUUGUACGCAAGGAAUUCACCGUUACCAGCUUGGAUGAAAACCAGGAAUAUGAGUUCAGGGUGUGUGCCCAAAACCAAGUUGGUAUUGGGCGCCCUGCAGAGCUAAAGGAAGCUAUCAAACCUAAAGAAAUACUAGAACCUCCAGAGAUUGAUUUGGAUGCCAGCAUGAGAAAACUGGUCACAGUGAGAGCAGGAUGCCCUAUUCGUCUCUUUGCUAUAGUAAGAGGACGACCAGCCCCUAAAGUCACUUGGCGAAAAGUGGGCAUUGAUAAUGUGGUCAGAAAAGGACAAGUUGAUCUGGUUGACACUAUGGCCUUCCUUGUCAUCCCCAAUUCUACCCGUGAUGACUCAGGAAAAUAUUCCUUAACACUUGUGAACCCAGCAGGAGAAAAGGCUGUAUUCGUAAAUGUCAGAGUAUUAGACACUCCUGGACCUGUGUCUGAUUUGAAAGUUUCAGAUGUCACUAAAACAUCAUGCCAUGUGUCCUGGGCCCCUCCUGAAAAUGAUGGUGGGAGCCAAGUGACACAUUAUAUUGUGGAGAAACGUGAGACAGACAGAAAGACAUGGUCAACCGUUACCCCAGAGGUUAAGAAAACAAGCUUCCAAGUAACCAAUCUUGUCCCUGGGAAUGAGUAUUACUUCAGAGUAACUGCUGUCAACGAGUAUGGCCCUGGCGUCCCAACAGAUGUCCCAAAACCAGUGCUUGCAUCAGAUCCUCUAAGUGAGCCGGAUCCCCCAAGGAAAUUAGAAGUGACUGAAAUGACAAAGAACAGUGCCACCUUAGCCUGGUUACCUCCCCUGCGUGAUGGAGGUGCUAAAAUCGAUGGCUACAUCAUUAGUUACAGAGAAGAAGAGCAGCCUGCAGAUCGCUGGACAGAGUACUCAGUGGUAAAAGAUCUCAGCCUUGUUGUCACUGGCCUAAAGGAAGGAAAGAAAUACAAAUUUAGAGUAGCAGCCAGAAAUGCUGUUGGAGUCAGUUUGCCAAGAGAAGCUGAAGGAGUGUAUGAAGCCAAAGAACAACUGUUGCCACCAAAGAUCCUUAUGCCAGAGCAAAUUACUAUCAAAGCUGGGAAAAAACUCCGAAUUGAAGCCCAUGUGUAUGGAAAGCCUCAUCCCACCUGUAAAUGGAAAAAAGGAGAAGAUGAAGUUGUCACAUCCAGCCACCUGGCAGUGCAUAAAGCAGACAACUCUUCAAUUCUGAUCAUAAAAGAUGUGACUAGAAAAGACAGUGGUUACUACAGCCUCACAGCAGAGAACAGUUCUGGGACAGACACUCAGAAAAUCAAAGUUGUAGUCAUGGAUGCCCCUGGCCCCCCUCAGCCUCCAUUUGACAUUUCUGAUAUAGACGCCGAUGCUUGCUCCCUGUCGUGGCACAUCCCUCUAGAGGACGGAGGCAGUAACAUCACCAAUUAUAUAGUGGAGAAGUGUGAUGUAAGCCGAGGUGACUGGGUCACGGCUCUAGCUUCAGUCACAAAAACUUCCUGCAGGGUUGGAAAGUUGAUCCCAGGCCAGGAGUACAUCUUCCGGGUCCGUGCUGAAAACCGAUUUGGCAUUUCAGAGCCUCUCACAUCUCCAAAGAUGGUUGCGGAGUUCCCAUUUGGUGUUCCUAGUGAACCAAAGAAUGCACGAGUCACCAAAGUCAACAAGGACUGUAUUUUUGUUGCAUGGGACAGACCAGACAGUGAUGGAGGGAGCCCCAUUACUGGUUAUCUGAUUGAACGCAAGGAAAGAAACAGUUUGCUGUGGGUGAAAGCCAAUGAUACUCCUGUCCGGUCAACUGAAUAUCCUUGUGCUGGCCUUAUAGAAGGUCUUGAGUAUUCAUUCAGAAUCUAUGCCCUAAACAAAGCUGGAUCCAGCCCACCCAGCAAACCCACAGAAUAUGUAACUGCAAGAAUGCCAGUUGAUCCUCCUGGGAAACCUGAAGUUAUUGAUGUCACCAAGAGUACUGUAUCUUUGAUCUGGGCACGUCCAAAGCAUGAUGGAGGCAGUAAAAUUAUUGGUUAUUUCGUAGAAGCUUGCAAACUUCCUGGUGAUAAAUGGGUACGGUGCAAUACUGCACCUCACCAGAUUCCCCAGGAAGAGUACACAGCUACUGGCCUAGAAGAGAAAGCUCAGUAUCAAUUUAGAGCUAUUGCCAGGACCGCAGUAAACAUUAGCCCACCUUCGGAACCUUCUGAUCCAGUGACUAUCCUCGCAGAAAAUGUCCCUCCCAGGAUAGACCUGAGUGUGGCUAUGAAAUCAUUGCUUACUGUGAAAGCUGGAACUAAUGUCUGCUUGGAUGCUACUGUUUUUGGUAAACCAAUGCCAACGGUUUCUUGGAAGAAAGAUGGCACACUGCUAAAACCAGCAGAAGGCAUAAAGAUGGCCAUGCAGCGGAAUCUGUGCACCUUGGAGCUAUUCAGCGUGAACCGGAAGGACUCAGGAGACUAUACCAUUACUGCUGAAAAUUCAAGUGGUUCUAAGUCAGCCACCAUUAAGCUUAAAGUGUUAGAUAAACCGGGUCCUCCAGCAUCUGUUAAAAUCAACAAAAUGUAUUCAGAUCGUGCAAUGCUUUCUUGGGAACCGCCUCUUGAAGAUGGAGGCUCAGAAAUCACCAACUAUAUUGUUGACAAACGUGAAACAAGCAGGCCCAACUGGGCUCAAGUCUCUGCAACUGUGCCUAUCACCAGCUGCAGCGUGGAGAAACUUAUAGAGGGCCAUGAGUAUCAGUUCCGUAUUUGUGCUGAAAAUAAAUAUGGAGUAGGCGAUCCAGUCUUCACUGAACCAGCAAUUGCCAAAAACCCAUACGACCCACCAGGACGCUGUGAUCCUCCUGUUAUUAGCAACAUAACCAAAGAUCACAUGACAGUCAGCUGGAAGCCACCAGCAGAUGAUGGCGGCUCACCCAUCACUGGCUAUUUGCUUGAAAAGCGGGAAACCCAGGCUGUUAACUGGACUAAGGUCAACAGAAAACCUAUUAUAGAAAGAACACUAAAAGCAACAGGUCUUCAAGAAGGUACCGAAUAUGAGUUCCGUGUUACAGCUAUAAAUAAAGCUGGACCAGGCAAACCCAGUGACGCAUCCAAGGCCGCUUAUGCUCGGGACCCUCAGUAUCCUCCUGGCCCACCGGCUUUCCCUAAAGUAUAUGAUACAACUCGUAGCUCCGUGAGUCUAUCCUGGGGCAAGCCAGCCUAUGACGGCGGCAGCCCUAUCAUUGGUUAUCUCGUUGAAGUAAAACGGGCUGACUCCGAUAACUGGGUGAGGUGCAACUUACCACAGAAUCUACAGAAAACCCGCUUUGAGGUUACUGGCCUGAUGGAAGACACACAAUAUCAAUUUCGUGUGUACGCCGUUAAUAAGAUUGGAUACAGUGACCCCAGUGAUGUGCCAGAUAAACACUACCCCAAGGACAUCUUAAUUCCACCUGAGGGAGAACUUGAUGCGGACUUAAGGAAGACACUCAUAUUACGUGCUGGAGUUACUAUGAGACUAUAUGUACCAGUAAAAGGACGCCCACCUCCAAAGAUUACUUGGUCUAAACCUAAUGUCAAUCUAAGAGACAGGAUUGGACUGGACAUAAAGUCAACUGACUUUGACACUUUCUUGCGCUGUGAAAAUGUGAACAAAUAUGAUGCAGGAAAAUACAUCUUAACCCUGGAGAACAGCUGUGGUAAAAAGGAAUAUACCAUUGUUGUGAAAGUGCUUGAUACUCCUGGGCCACCUGUCAAUGUGACUGUUAAGGAAAUAUCCAAAGACUCUGCUUAUGUUACCUGGGAGCCUCCCAUUAUUGAUGGUGGAAGCCCCAUCAUAAACUAUGUGGUACAAAAACGUGAUGCAGAGAGGAAAUCCUGGUCUACAGUGACAACUGAGUGCUCCAAAACGAGCUUCAGAGUAUCUAAUUUGGAGGAGGGAAAAUCCUACUUCUUCCGAGUGUUUGCUGAAAAUGAGUAUGGCAUUGGUGAUCCCGGUGAAACUCGUGAUGCUGUCAAAGCUUCCCAAACUCCUGGACCAGUUGUGGACCUGAAAGUGAGGUCUGUAACUAAGUCAUCUUGUAGCAUUGGCUGGAAAAAGCCUCAUAGUGAUGGUGGAAGUCGGAUUAUUGGAUAUGUAGUUGAUUUCCUGACUGAAGAAAAUAAGUGGCAACGAGUUAUGAAAUCCUUAAGCCUACAGUACUCCGCAAAAGAUCUGACUGAAGGGAAGGAAUAUACCUUCAGAGUGAGUGCUGAGAAUGAAAAUGGAGAAGGAACCCCAAGCGAAAUCACUGUUGUGGCAAGGGAUGAUGUUGUGGCUCCUGAUCUUGACUUAAAGGGUCUACCUGAUUUGUGCUACUUGGCUAAAGAAAACAGCAACUUUCGGCUUAAGAUCCCCAUAAAAGGCAAGCCAGCUCCAUCAGUCUCCUGGAAGAAAGGGGAAGAUCCUCUAGCAACUGACACUAGAGUCAGUGUUGAGUCAUCUGCAGUUAACACAACUCUUAUAGUAUACGAUUGCCAAAAAUCUGAUGCUGGAAAAUACACAAUCACACUUAAGAAUGUUGCUGGCACCAAGGAAGGAACUAUCUCCAUAAAGGUUGUUGGCAAGCCUGGCAUCCCCACUGGACCAAUCAAAUUUGAUGAAGUCACAGCAGAAGCCAUGACCUUAAAGUGGGCUCCUCCAAAGGAUGAUGGAGGUUCUGAAAUCACCAACUAUAUCCUAGAGAAGAGGGAUUCUGUGAACAACAAGUGGGUGACGUGCGCCUCAGCUGUCCAGAAAACCACCUUUAGAGUAACCAGACUUCAUGAGGGCAUGGAAUAUACCUUCAGGGUCAGUGCCGAAAAUAAAUAUGGUGUAGGGGAAGGCCUGAAAUCGGAGCCAAUUGUUGCUAGACAUCCAUUUGAUGUGCCUGAUGCUCCCCCACCUCCCAAUAUUGUGGAGGUCAGACACGAUUCAGUAUCUCUAACUUGGACUGACCCCAGGAAAACUGGUGGCUCUCCAAUUACAGGGUAUCAUUUGGAGUUCAAGGAAAGAAACAGCCUUUUGUGGAAGAGAGCUAACAAGACUCCGAUAAGGAUGAGAGACUUUAAAGUGACAGGAUUAACUGAAGGUCUUGAAUAUGAAUUCCGAGUUAUGGCAAUCAAUUUAGCAGGUGUGGGCAAGCCAAGCCUCCCAUCAGAGCCUGUCGUGGCACUGGACCCGAUUGAUCCUCCUGGAAAACCUGAGGUUAUUAACGUAACAAGGAAUUCAGUGACUCUCAUUUGGACUGAACCUAAAUAUGAUGGUGGUCAUAAGUUAACUGGAUAUAUAGUGGAGAAGCGAGAUCUACCUUCCAAGUCUUGGAUGAAAGCCAACCAUGUUAAUGUCCCAGAAUGUGCCUUUACUGUAACUGACCUUGUUGAGGGUGGAAAAUAUGAAUUCAGAAUUAGAGCAAAGAAUACAGCAGGUGCUAUCAGUGCUCCAUCAGAAAGUACAGGAACCAUUAUUUGCAAGGAUGAAUACGAGGCACCAACAAUUGUCCUUGAUCCCACAAUAAAAGAUGGGCUAACAAUUAAAGCAGGGGAUACCAUUGUUUUGAAUGCCAUUAGCAUUCUUGGCAAACCCCUUCCAAAAUCAAGUUGGUCCAAGGCAGGAAAAGACAUUAGACCAUCAGAUAUCACUCAGAUAACUUCAACCCCAACAUCUUCCAUGCUUACUAUCAAGUAUGCCACUAGAAAAGAUGCCGGUGAAUACACCAUCACUGCUACCAAUCCUUUUGGCACGAAGGAGGAACAUGUGAAGGUAACAGUCCUUGAUGUACCUGGUCCCCCAGGUCCUAUUGAAAUCAGUAAUGUUUCUGCUGAAAAAGCAACACUUACAUGGACACCUCCCUUGGAAGAUGGCGGCUCACCAAUUAAGUCCUAUAUACUUGAAAAGAGAGAAACCAGUCGACUUUUGUGGACAGUGGUUUCUGAAGAUAUUCAGUCUUGCAGGCAUGUGGCAACCAAACUUAUCCAAGGAAAUGAGUACGUCUUCCGGGUCUCAGCUGUAAACCACUAUGGCAAAGGAGAACCUGUACAGUCUGAACCUGUCAAAAUGGUAGACAGAUUUGGUCCCCCUGGCCCUCCUGAAAAACCAGAGGUCUCAAAUGUCACUAAGAACACUGCCACUGUCAGCUGGAAAAGGCCAGUGGAUGAUGGUGGCAGCGAAAUCACAGGAUAUCAUGUAGAAAGGAGAGAAAAGAAAAGCCUGCGGUGGGUGAGAGCAAUAAAAACGCCCGUUUCUGAUCUCAGAUGCAAAGUAACAGGACUGCAAGAAGGAAGCACCUAUGAAUUCCGUGUCAGUGCAGAAAACAGAGCAGGAAUUGGUCCACCCAGUGAGGCUUCAAAUUCUGUUCUAAUGAAAGAUGCAGCAUAUCCUCCAGGACCACCUUCAAAUCCGCAUGUCACUGAUACGACCAAGAAAUCUGCUUCUUUGGCAUGGGGCAAGCCUCAUUAUGAUGGUGGACUUGAAAUCACCGGCUAUGUUGUGGAGCAUCAAAAAGUAGGAGACGAGGCCUGGAUAAAAGAUACCACAGGAACUGCCCUCAGAAUCACUCAGUUCGUUGUUCCUGAUCUUCAGACUAAAGAAAAAUACAACUUUAGAAUCAGUGCCAUCAACGAUGCAGGUGUUGGGGAGCCAGCGGUGAUUCCAGAUGUUGAAAUUGUAGAACGGGAAAUGGCUCCUGAUUUUGAACUAGAUGCCGAGCUUCGAAGAACACUUGUUGUUAGAGCAGGGCUCAGUAUUAGAAUAUUUGUGCCGAUUAAAGGUCGUCCUGCUCCUGAAGUGACAUGGACCAAGGAUAACAUCAACCUGAAAAACCGAGCCAACAUUGAAAAUACAGAAUCAUUUACUCUUCUGAUUAUCCCAGAAUGUAACAGAUAUGAUACCGGUAAAUUUGUCAUGACCAUUGAAAACCCGGCUGGGAAGAAAAGUGGCUUUGUGAAUGUCAGAGUCUUGGACACGCCAGGCCCAGUCCUCAACCUGCGGCCUACAGACAUCACAAAGGACAGUGUCACCCUGCACUGGGACCUCCCUCUGAUAGAUGGAGGCUCACGUAUAACAAAUUACAUUGUAGAGAAACGUGAAGCAACACGGAAAUCUUAUUCCACAGUCACCACUAAGUGCCAUAAAUGCACAUAUAAAGUUACCGGCUUGUCUGAAGGGUGUGAAUACUUCUUCAGAGUGAUGGCAGAGAAUGAAUAUGGAAUUGGUGAGCCAACAGAAACUACAGAGCCUGUAAAAGCCUCUGAAGCACCAUCUCCACCAGACAGCCUUAACAUCAUGGACAUAACUAAGAGCACUGUCAGCCUGGCAUGGCCUAAGCCCAAACACGAUGGUGGCAGCAAGAUCACUGGCUAUGUGAUUGAAGCCCAAAGAAAAGGCUCUGACCAGUGGACCCACAUCACAACCGUGAAAGGGUUAGAAUGUGUUGUGAGGAAUCUAACUGAAGGAGAGGAAUACACCUUCCAAGUGAUGGCAGUGAACAGCGCGGGGAGAAGUGCCCCUAGAGAAAGCAGACCCGUCAUUGUCAAGGAGCAGACAAUGCUUCCAGAGCUAGAUCUCCGUGGCAUCUAUCAGAAACUGGUCAUUGCCAGAGCUGGUGACAACAUCAAAGUUGAAAUUCCAGUGCUCGGUCGACCCAAGCCCACAGUGACAUGGAAAAAAGGAGACCAAAUUCUUAAACAGACACAGAGAGUUAAUUUUGAAACCACAGCAACUUCAACCAUUUUAAAUAUCAAUGAGUGUGUCAGAAGUGAUAGUGGGCCCUAUCCAUUAACAGCAAGGAACAUUGUAGGAGAGGUUGGUGAUGUCAUCACCAUUCAAGUCCAUGAUAUCCCAGGGCCACCUACUGGACCAAUCAAAUUUGAUGAAGUUUCAUCUGAUUUUGUAACCUUCUCUUGGGAUCCCCCUGAGAACGAUGGUGGUGUACCAAUAAGCAACUACGUAGUGGAAAUGCGGCAGACUGACAGUACUACCUGGGUUGAGUUAGCAACCACCGUUAUACGUACUACCUAUAAAGCCACCCGCCUUACUACUGGAUUAGAGUAUCAGUUCCGUGUAAAAGCUCAGAAUAGAUACGGAGUCGGACCAGGCAUCACAUCAGCAUGUAUAGUUGCCAACUAUCCAUUUAAGGUUCCUGGACCUCCUGGUACCCCUCAGGUAACUGCAGUUACCAAGGAUUCAAUGACCAUUAGCUGGCAUGAGCCACUUUCUGAUGGUGGAAGUCCUAUUUUAGGAUAUCACGUUGAAAGAAAAGAACGAAAUGGUAUUCUCUGGCAGACUGUGAGCAAAGCUUUAGUACCAGGCAACAUUUUCAAAUCAAGUGGACUUACAGAUGGCAUUGCUUAUGAAUUCCGGGUGAUUGCGGAAAACAUGGCAGGCAAAAGCAAGCCAAGCAAGCCAUCAGAGCCUAUGUUGGCUCUGGAUCCCAUCGACCCACCUGGAAAACCAAUACCUCUAAAUAUUACAAGACACACAGUGACACUUAAAUGGGCUAAGCCUGAAUAUACUGGGGGCUUUAAAAUUACCAGUUAUAUUGUUGAAAAGAGAGACCUUCCUAAUGGACGGUGGCUGAAGGCCAACUUCAGCAACAUUUUGGAGAAUGAAUUUACAGUCAGUGGCCUAACAGAAGAUGCUGCAUAUGAAUUCCGUGUGAUUGCCAAAAAUGCUGCAGGUGCCAUCAGUCCACCAUCUGAGCCAUCUGAUGCUAUCACUUGCAGGGAUGACAUUGAAGCACCAAAGAUAAAGGUGGAUGUUAAAUUUAAGGACACAGUUAUAUUAAAAGCAGGUGAAGCAUUCAGACUGGAAGCUGAUGUUUCAGGCCGCCCACCUCCAACGAUGGAAUGGACCAAAGAUGGAAAAGAGCUGGAAGGCACAGCAAAGUUAGAAAUAAAAAUUGCAGAUUUCUCUACUCAUCUGGUAAACAAAGAUUCAACAAGAAGGGAUAGUGGUGCCUAUACCCUUACAGCAACUAAUCCUGGUGGCUUUGCUAAACACAUUUUCAAUGUCAAAGUUCUUGACAGACCAGGCCCACCUGAAGGACCUUUGGCUGUAAGUGAAGUGACAUCAGAAAAGUGUGUACUAUCAUGGUUGCCUCCACUGGAUGAUGGAGGUGCCAAAAUUGAUCAUUACAUAGUACAGAAACGUGAAACCAGCAGAUUGGCAUGGACAAAUGUAGCCUCAGAAGUCCAAGUAACAAAGCUAAAGGUCACUAAACUCUUGAAAGGCAAUGAAUACAUAUUCCGUGUCAUGGCUGUAAAUAAAUAUGGAGUGGGAGAGCCACUGGAAUCAGAGCCUGUGCUUGCAGUGAAUCCUUAUGGACCCCCAGAUCCGCCCAAAAACCCUGAAGUGACAGCUAUUACUAAAGACUCGAUGGUUGUCUGCUGGGGACAUCCUGAUUCUGAUGGUGGAAGUGAAAUCAUCAAUUAUAUUGUGGAACGGCAUGAUAAAGCUGGCCAACGCUGGAUUAAAUGCAACAAAAAAACUCUUACUGAUUUAAGAUAUAAAGUGUCUGGACUGACAGAAGGACAUGAAUAUGAGUUCAGGAUUAUGGCUGAAAAUGCUGCUGGAAUUAGUGCACCAAGUCCUACCAGUCCAUUUUACAAGGCUUGUGACACUGUGUUUAAACCCGGACCACCAGGUAACCCACGUGUUCUAGAUACAAGCAGAUCAUCCAUUUCAAUCGCAUGGAAUAAACCUAUCUAUGAUGGUGGUUCAGAAAUCACUGGGUAUAUGGUUGAGAUUGCCCUGCCAGAGGAAGAUGAAUGGCAGAUUGUCACUCCACCAGCAGGACUCAAGGCAACUUCUUAUACUAUCACUGGCCUCACAGAGAAUCAGGAAUAUAAGAUUCGCAUCUAUGCCAUGAAUUCCGAGGGACUUGGGGAACCUGCCCUUGUUCCUGGAACUCCGAAGGCUGAAGACAGAAUGCUGCCUCCAGAAAUUGAACUGGAUGCUGACCUGCGCAAAGUUGUUACUAUAAGGGCCUGCUGCACGCUGAGACUUUUUGUUCCAAUCAAAGGAAGGCCUGCACCUGAGGUGAAGUGGGCCCGGGAACAUGGAGAAUCUUUAGAUAAAGCUAGCAUUGAAUCCACAAGCUCUUACACACUGCUUAUUGUUGGAAAUGUAAACAGAUUUGACAGUGGCAAAUAUAUACUAACUGUAGAAAAUAGUUCAGGCAGCAAGUCUGCAUUUGUCAACGUUAGAGUUCUUGAUACACCAGGCCCUCCACAGAAUCUGAAGGUAAAGGAGGUCACUAAGACAUCUGUCACACUGACAUGGGACCCACCUCUCCUUGAUGGAGGUUCAAAAAUCAAGAACUAUAUUGUUGAAAAGCGGGAAUCAACAAGAAAAGCAUAUUCAACUGUUGCAACAAACUGCCACAAGACUUCCUGGAAGGUAGACCAGCUUCAAGAAGGCUGUAGCUACUAUUUCAGGGUUCUCGCAGAAAAUGAAUAUGGCAUUGGGCUGCCUGCUGAAACCGCGGAAUCUGUGAAAGCAUCAGAACGACCUCUUCCUCCAGGAAAAAUAACUUUGAUGGAUGUCACAAGAAAUAGUGUGUCACUCUCUUGGGAGAAGCCAGAGCAUGAUGGAGGCAGCCGAAUUCUAGGCUACAUUGUGGAGAUGCAGAGCAAAGGCAGUGACAAAUGGGCCACGUGUGCCACAGUCAAGGUCACUGAAGCCACUAUCACUGGAUUAAUUCAGGGUGAAGAAUACUCUUUCCGUGUUUCAGCUCAGAAUGAAAAGGGCAUCAGUGAUCCUAGACAACUGAGUGUGCCAGUGAUCGCCAAAGAUCUUGUCAUUCCACCAGCCUUCAAACUCCUGUUCAAUACUUUCACUGUACUGGCAGGUGAAGACCUAAAAGUUGAUGUUCCAUUCAUUGGCCGCCCUACCCCAGCUGUAAUCUGGCAUAAAGAUGAUGUACCACUGAAGCAGACAACUAGAGUAAAUGCAGAGAGCACAGAAAAUAAUUCACUACUGACAAUAAAGGAUGCCUGCCGAGAAGAUGUUGGCCAUUAUGUGGUUAAACUGACUAACUCAGCUGGUGAAGCUACUGAAACCCUUAAUGUUAUUGUCCUUGACAAACCAGGGCCUCCAACUGGACCAGUUAAAAUGGAUGAAGUGACAGCUGAUAGUAUUACUCUUUCCUGGGGCCCACCCAAGUAUGAUGGUGGAAGUUCUAUCAAUAAUUAUAUUGUUGAGAAACGGGACACUUCCACAACCACCUGGCAAAUUGUAUCAGCUACAGUUGCAAGGACAACAAUAAAGGCUUGCAGACUGAAGACUGGAUGUGAAUAUCAGUUUAGAAUUGCAGCUGAAAACAGAUACGGAAAGAGUACCUACCUCAAUUCAGAGCCUAUUGUAGCCCAAUAUCCAUUCAAAGUUCCUGGUCCUCCUGGCACUCCACUUGUCACACUGUCCUCCAGGGACAGCAUGGAAGUACAAUGGAAUGAGCCGGUCAGUGAUGGAGGAAGCAGAGUCAUUGGCUAUCAUCUAGAACGCAAGGAAAGAAAUAGUAUCCUCUGGGUUAAGUUGAAUAAAACACCUAUUCCUCAAACCAAGUUUAAGACAACUGGCCUUGAAGAAGGCGUUGAAUAUGAAUUUAGAGUCUCCGCAGAGAACAUCGUGGGCAUUGGCAAGCCGAGUAAAGUAUCAGAAUGUUAUGUGGCUCGUGACCCAUGUGAUCCACCAGGACGGCCAGAGGCAAUCAUUGUCACAAGGAAUUCUGUGACUCUUCAGUGGAAGAAACCCACCUAUGAUGGUGGAAGCAAGAUCACUGGUUAUAUUGUUGAGAAGAAAGAAUUACCUGAGGGCCGUUGGAUGAAAGCCAGUUUUACAAAUAUUAUUGACACUCAUUUUGAAGUAACUGGCCUAGUUGAAGAUCACAGAUAUGAGUUCCGGGUUAUAGCCCGAAAUGCCGCAGGAGUGUUUAGUGAGCCUUCAGAAAGCACAGGAGCAAUAACAGCUAGAGAUGAGGUAGAUCCACCACGAAUAAGUAUGGAUCCAAAAUACAAAGACACAAUCGUGGUUCAUGCUGGUGAAUCAUUCAAGAUUGAUGCAGAUAUUUAUGGCAAACCAAUACCAACCAUUCAGUGGAUAAAAGGUGAUCAGGAGCUUUCAAACACAGCUCGAUUAGAAAUAAAGAGCACUGACUUUGCCACCAGUCUCAGUGUAAAAGAUGCAGUACGUGUCGACAGUGGAAAUUACAUACUGAAGGCCAAAAAUGUUGCAGGAGAGAGAUCAGUUACUGUGAAUGUCAAGGUACUUGAUAGACCAGGGCCCCCUGAAGGACCUGUUGUUAUAUCAGGAGUUACAGCAGAAAAAUGCACACUAGCUUGGAAACCUCCACUUCAGGAUGGUGGGAGUGAUAUCAUAAAUUAUAUUGUGGAAAGGAGAGAAACCAGCCGCUUAGUUUGGACUGUGGUUGAUGCCAAUGUGCAGACUCUCAGCUGCAAGGUUACUAAGCUUCUUGAAGGCAAUGAAUAUACUUUCCGUAUAAUGGCGGUAAACAAAUAUGGUGUUGGUGAACCUCUUGAAUCUGAGCCAGUAAUUGCCAAGAAUCCAUUUGUAGUACCAGAUGCACCAAAAGCUCCAGAAGUCACAACAGUGACCAAGGACUCAAUGAUUGUUGUAUGGGAAAGACCAGCAUCUGAUGGUGGCAGUGAAAUUCUUGGAUAUGUUCUUGAGAAACGGGAUAAAGAAGGCAUUAGAUGGACAAGAUGCCAUAAGCGUCUGAUUGGAGAGUUGCGCCUGAGAGUAACUGGACUCUUAGAAAAUCACAAUUAUGAGUUCAGAGUUUCUGCUGAGAAUGCUGCUGGACUUAGUGAACCAAGCCCUCCUUCUGCAUACCAAAAGGCUUGUGAUCCUAUUUAUAAACCAGGACCUCCAAACAACCCCAAAGUCAUAGAUAUUACCAGAUCUUCAGUAUUCCUAUCUUGGAGCAAACCAAUAUAUGAUGGUGGCUGUGAAAUCCAAGGAUACAUUGUUGAAAAAUGUGAUGUGAGUGUUGGUGAAUGGACAAUGUGCACUCCACCAACAGGAAUUAAUAAAACAAACAUAGAAGUAGAAAAGCUGUUGGAAAAGCAUGAAUACAACUUCCGUAUCUGUGCUAUUAAUAAAGCUGGAGUUGGAGAACAUGCUGAUGUCCCUGGACCUAUUAUAGUUGAAGAAAAAUUGGAAGCACCAGACAUUGAUCUUGACCUAGAACUAAGGAAAAUCAUAAAUAUAAGGGCAGGUGGCUCCUUAAGGUUAUUUGUUCCUAUAAAAGGUCGUCCUACACCAGAAGUUAAAUGGGGAAAGAUGGAUGGUGAAAUUCGAGAUGCAGCUAUAAUUGAUGUCACUAGCAGUUUCACCUCUCUUGUUCUUGACAAUGUCAACCGAUAUGAUAGUGGAAAAUAUACACUUACAUUAGAAAACAGCAGUGGAACAAAGUCUGCCUUUGUUACUGUGAGAGUUCUGGACACGCCAAGUCCACCUGUUAACCUGAAAGUCACAGAAAUCACCAAAGACUCAGUAUCAAUUACAUGGGAACCUCCUUUGUUGGAUGGGGGAUCCAAAAUUAAAAAUUACAUUGUUGAGAAACGUGAAGCCACAAGAAAAUCAUAUGCUGCUGUUGUAACUAAUUGCCAUAAGAAUUCUUGGAAAAUCGAUGAGCUCCAAGAAGGUUGCAGUUAUUACUUCAGAGUCACAGCUGAGAAUGAGUAUGGUAUUGGCCUUCCUGCCCAGACUGCUGAUCCAAUUAAGGUUGCAGAAGUCCCACAACCUCCUGGAAAAAUAACUGUGGAUGAUGUCACCAGAAACAGUGUCUCUCUGAGUUGGACAAAACCUGAACAUGAUGGUGGCAGUAAAAUCAUUCAGUAUAUUGUGGAAAUGCAAGCUAAACACAGUGAGAAAUGGUCAGAGUGUGCUCGAGUAAAGUCUCUUGAGGCAGUAAUUUCCAAUCUAACUCAAGGGGAAGAAUAUCUUUUUAGAGUUGUUGCUGUAAAUGAAAAGGGGAGAAGUGACCCUCGGUCCCUUGCAGUUCCAAUAGUUGCCAAAGAUCUGGUAAUUGAGCCAGAUGUAAAACCUGCAUUCAGUAGUUACAGUGUACAGGUUGGCCAAGAUUUGAAAAUAGAAGUGCCAAUUUCUGGACGUCCUAAGCCAACAAUUACCUGGACUAAAGAUGGUCUCCCACUGAAGCAGACCACAAGAAUCAAUGUUACUGAUUCACUGGAUCUCACCACACUCAGUAUUAAAGAAACUCAUAAGGAUGAUGGUGGACAAUAUGGAAUCAUGGUUGCCAAUAUUGUUGGUCAGAAGACAGCAUCCAUCGAAAUUGUAACUCUAGAUAAACCUGAUCCUCCAAAAGGACCUGUUAAAUUUGAUGAUGUCAGUGCUGAAAGUAUUACAUUAUCUUGGAACCCUCCAUUAUAUACAGGGGGCUGCCAAAUCACCAAUUACAUUGUUCAGAAAAGAGAUACAACCACCACAGUAUGGGAUGUUGUUUCUGCUACUGUUGCUAGAACUACACUCAAAGUGACCAAACUGAAAACUGGUACAGAAUACCAAUUUAGAAUAUUUGCCGAAAACAGAUAUGGACAAAGUUUUGCCUUAGAAUCUGAUCCAAUUGUAGCUCAAUAUCCCUACAAAGAACCAGGCCCUCCAGGUACACCAUUUGCCACAGCCAUUUCCAAAGACUCCAUGGUCAUACAGUGGCAUGAACCAGUCAACAAUGGUGGAAGCCCAGUCAUAGGUUACCACCUGGAGAGAAAAGAAAGAAAUAGUAUUUUGUGGACAAAGGUCAACAAAACUAUUAUUCAUGACACCCAAUUCAAAGCACAGAAUCUUGAAGAAGGCAUUGAAUAUGAAUUCAGAGUGUAUGCAGAAAAUAUUGUUGGUAUAGGCAAAGCAAGCAAGAAUUCUGAAUGCUAUGUAGCCAGAGAUCCCUGUGACCCACCAGGAACCCCAGAACCAAUAAUGGUUAAAAGAAAUGAAAUCACUUUACAGUGGACCAAACCUGUAUAUGAUGGUGGAAGUAUGAUUACAGGCUACAUUGUAGAGAAACGUGAUUUGCCUGAUGGUCGUUGGAUGAAAGCCAGCUUUACAAAUGUCAUUGAAACUCAAUUUACUGUGUCAGGUCUUACUGAAGAUCAAAGAUACGAAUUCAGAGUCAUUGCAAAGAAUGCUGCUGGUGCAAUAAGUAAACCCUCUGACAGUACUGGACCAAUAACUGCCAAGGAUGAAGUUGAACUUCCAAGAAUUUCAAUGGAUCCAAAAUUCAGAGACACAAUUGUGGUAAAUGCUGGAGAAACAUUCAGACUUGAGGCUGAUGUCCAUGGAAAGCCCCUACCUACCAUUGAGUGGUUAAGAGGAGAUAAGGAAAUUGAAGAAUCUGCUAGAUGUGAAAUAAAGAACACAGAUUUCAAGGCUUUACUUAUUGUAAAAGAUGCAAUUAGAAUUGAUGGUGGGCAGUAUAUUUUAAGAGCUUCCAAUGUUGCAGGUUCUAAGUCAUUCCCAGUAAAUGUAAAAGUAUUAGAUAGACCAGGACCUCCAGAAGGGCCAGUCCAGGUUACUGGAGUCACUUCUGAAAAAUGCUCUUUAACAUGGUCUCCACCACUUCAAGAUGGUGGCAGUGACAUUUCUCACUAUGUUGUUGAAAAGCGAGAAACCAGUCGACUUGCCUGGACUGUUGUUGCUUCAGAAGUUGUGACCAAUUCUCUGAAAGUUACCAAACUCUUAGAAGGUAAUGAAUAUAUUUUCCGUAUAAUGGCUGUCAACAAAUAUGGUGUUGGAGAGCCUUUGGAAUCUGCACCAGUACUAAUGAAAAAUCCAUUUGUGCUUCCUGGACCACCAAAAAGCUUGGAAGUCACAAAUAUUGCCAAAGACUCCAUGACCGUCUGUUGGAACCGUCCAGAUAGUGAUGGUGGAAGUGAGAUUAUUGGUUACAUUGUAGAGAAAAGAGACAGAAGUGGCAUUCGAUGGAUAAAAUGUAAUAAACGCCGCAUUACAGAUUUGCGUCUAAGAGUGACAGGAUUAACAGAAGAUCAUGAGUAUGAAUUCAGGGUCUCUGCAGAAAAUGCUGCUGGAGUUGGGGAACCAAGUCCAGCUACAGUUUAUUAUAAAGCCUGUGAUCCUGUGUUCAAACCUGGCCCACCCACCAAUGCACACAUUGUAGACACCACCAAAAAUUCAAUCACACUUGCCUGGGGUAAACCCAUCUAUGACGGUGGCAGUGAGAUCCUGGGAUACGUAGUAGAAAUCUGUAAAGCAGAUGAAGAAGAAUGGCAAAUAGUUACUCCACAGACUGGCCUAAGAGUCACUCGAUUUGAAAUUUCAAAACUCACUGAACACCAAGAGUAUAAAAUACGAGUCUGUGCCCUCAACAAAGUUGGUUUAGGUGAGGCUACAUCAGUUCCUGGUACUGUGAAACCAGAAGAUAAACUUGAAGCACCUGAACUUGACCUUGACUCUGAAUUAAGAAAAGGAAUUGUUGUAAGAGCUGGUGGAUCUGCCAGAAUUCACAUUCCAUUCAAAGGUCGUCCAACGCCUGAGAUCACUUGGUCUCGAGAGGAAGGUGAAUUCACAGAUAAGGUCCAAAUUGAAAAGGGAGUAAACUAUACCCAACUAUCAAUAGAUAACUGUGAUAGAAAUGAUGCUGGAAAAUACAUUCUUAAGUUGGAAAACAGCAGUGGAUCAAAGUCUGCUUUUGUAACUGUGAAAGUUCUUGACACUCCAGGACCACCACAGAAUUUGGCAGUCAAAGAAGUGAGAAAAGAUUCUGUCCUCCUGGUAUGGGAGCCACCCAUCAUUGAUGGAGGUGCAAAGGUCAAGAACUAUGUGAUUGACAAACGUGAGUCAACCAGAAAAGCAUAUGCUAAUGUGAGUAGUAAAUGCAGCAAAACAAGUUUUAAAGUAGAAAAUCUUACAGAAGGAGCCAUUUAUUACUUCAGAGUCAUGGCUGAAAAUGAAUUUGGAGUUGGUGUUCCAGUGGAAACUGUUGAUGCCGUGAAAGCUGCUGAACCUCCUUCCCCACCAGGAAAGGUUACACUCACUGAUGUGUCCCAGACCAGUGCAUCACUUAUGUGGGAGAAACCUGAACAUGAUGGUGGUAGCAGAAUCCUGGGGUAUGUUGUUGAAAUGCAGCCCAAAGGAACUGAAAAAUGGAGCAUUGUGGCCGAAUCCAAAGUUUGUAAUGCAGUUGUUACUGGUUUGAGUUCUGGACAAGAAUAUCAGUUCCGUGUCAAAGCUUAUAAUGAGAAAGGAAAAAGCGAUCCAAGAGUGCUGGGUGUUCCUGUCAUAGCCAAGGACUUGACUAUACAGCCUAGUUUAAAGUUACCAUUUAACACAUAUAGUAUCCAAGCUGGAGAAGAUCUUAAAAUAGAAAUUCCAGUUAUAGGCCGACCAAGACCUAACGUUUCUUGGGUCAAAGAUGGUGAGCCUCUUAAACAGACAACAAGAGUAAACGUUGAAGAAACAGCUACCUCAACUGUUUUUCACAUUAAAGAAGGUAACAAAGAUGACUUUGGAAAAUACACCGUAACAGCAACAAAUAGUGCAGGCACAGCAACAGAAAAUCUCAGUGUCAUCGUUUUAGAAAAGCCUGGACCUCCAGUUGGCCCAGUUCGGUUUGAUGAAGUUAGUGCAGACUUUGUAGUCAUAUCUUGGGAACCUCCAGCCUAUACUGGUGGCUGCCAAAUAAGCAACUACAUUGUAGAGAAGCGAGAUACAACCACCACCACUUGGCACAUGGUAUCAGCAACAGUUGCAAGAACAACAAUUAAAAUAACCAAACUGAAAACAGGCACGGAGUACCAGUUUAGAAUUUUUGCUGAAAACAGGUAUGGAAAAAGUGCCCCACUGGAUUCUAAGCCAGUUAUUGUACAGUAUCCAUUUAAAGAACCUGGACCACCUGGAACUCCUUUUGUGACAUCAAUCUCAAAAGAUCAAAUGCUUGUGCAAUGGCAUGAGCCAGUUCAUGAUGGAGGCACCAAAAUUAUUGGCUACCAUCUUGAACAGAAAGAAAAGAACAGUAUUUUAUGGGUCAAGUUAAAUAAGACCCCCAUUCAGGACACCAAAUUCAAAACAACUGGGCUUGAUGAGGGCCUUGAGUAUGAGUUCAAAGUUUCUGCUGAAAAUAUUGUUGGCAUUGGCAAGCCUAGCAAAGUGUCGGAAUGCUUUAUUGCUCGUGAUCCAUGUGACCCACCUGGUCGCCCUGAAGCCAUUGUUAUUACAAGAAACAAUGUCACACUGAAAUGGAAGAAACCUGCCUAUGAUGGUGGUAGCAAAAUAACAGGUUACCUUGUAGAAAAGAAAGAUCUACCUGAUGGCCGCUGGAUGAAAGCCAGCUUUACCAACGUAUUAGAAACUGAAUUUACAGUGAGUGGACUUGUAGAAGACCAAAGAUAUGAAUUUAGAGUAAUUGCAAGAAAUGCAGCUGGAAACUUUAGUGAACCAUCUGAAAGUAGUGGUGCCAUUACUGCAAGAGAUGAAAUUGAUGCACCAAAUGCCUCCCUGGAUCCAAAAUAUAAAGAUGUCAUCGUUGUUCAUGCAGGAGAGACUUUUGUUCUUGAAGCCGACAUCCGUGGCAAACCUAUACCUGAUGUUGUUUGGUCAAAAGAUGGAAAAGAACUUGAAGAAACAGCUGCUAGAAUGGAAAUUAAAUCUACUAUUCAGAAAACAACUCUUGUUGUCAAAGACUGUAUACGGACUGAUGGAGGACAAUAUAUUCUGAAACUCAGCAAUGUUGGUGGUACAAAGUCUAUACCCAUCACUGUAAAGGUACUUGACAGGCCAGGGCCUCCUGAAGGGCCUCUGAAAGUUACUGGAGUUACUGCAGAAAAAUGUUACCUGGCAUGGAACCCACCUUUGCAAGAUGGUGGUGCUAAUAUUUCACAUUACAUCAUUGAAAAGAGGGAGACAAGCCGACUCUCUUGGACCCAGGUUUCAACUGAGGUACAGGCCCUUAACUACAAAGUUACUAAACUUCUUCCUGGUAAUGAGUACAUUUUCCGUGUCAUGGCUGUGAAUAAAUACGGAAUUGGAGAGCCCUUGGAAUCUGGGCCUGUUACAGCCUGUAAUCCUUAUAAGCCACCAGGUCCUCCUUCAACACCUGAAGUCUCAGCAAUCACCAAAGAUUCUAUGGUAGUAACAUGGGCACGCCCAGUAGACGAUGGAGGUGCUGAAAUUGAGGGCUACAUUCUUGAAAAACGAGAUAAGGAAGGCGUUAGAUGGACCAAGUGCAACAAGAAAACAUUAACGGAUCUCCGGCUCAGGGUAACUGGUCUUACCGAAGGCCAUUCCUAUGAAUUCAGAGUUGCUGCUGAAAAUGCAGCUGGUGUGGGAGAACCUAGUGAGCCAUCUGUUUUCUACCGUGCAUGUGAUGCCUUGUAUCCACCAGGUCCACCAAGCAAUCCAAAAGUGACGGACACUUCCAGAUCUUCUGUCUCCCUGGCAUGGAGUAAGCCAAUUUAUGAUGGUGGUGCACCUGUUAAAGGCUAUGUUGUAGAGGUCAAAGAAGCUGCUGCAGAUGAAUGGACAACUUGUACUCCACCAACAGGACUACAAGGAAAGCAGUUCACAGUGACCAAGCUUAAAGAAAAUACUGAAUAUAACUUCCGUAUUUGUGCCAUCAAUUCUGAAGGUGUAGGUGAACCUGCAACUCUACCUGGUUCAGUGGUUGCUCAGGAGAGGAUAGAGCCACCAGAAAUAGAACUCGAUGCUGAUCUCAGAAAGGUGGUCGUUCUGCGUGCAAGUGCUACUUUACGCUUAUUUGUCACUAUCAAAGGUCGACCAGAACCCGAAGUUAAAUGGGAAAAGGCAGAAGGCAUUCUCACUGAUAGGGCUCAGAUCGAGGUGACCAGCUCAUUUACAAUGUUGGUGAUUGAUAAUGUUACCAGAUUUGACAGUGGUCGGUAUAAUCUGACAUUAGAAAAUAAUAGUGGCUCCAAAACAGCUUUUGUUAACGUCAGAGUUCUUGACUCACCAAGUGCUCCUGUGAAUUUGACUGUAAGAGAAGUGAAGAAAGACUCAGUGACGUUGUCCUGGGAACCGCCACUUAUUGAUGGUGGAGCUAAGAUUACAAACUACAUUGUUGAAAAACGAGAAACUACAAGAAAAGCCUAUGCUACUGUUACAAACAAUUGCACUAAAACUACUUUCAGAAUUGAAAAUCUACAAGAAGGAUGUUCUUACUACUUCCGAGUCUUGGCUUCCAAUGAAUAUGGGAUUGGUUUGCCAGCUGAAACAACGGAACCCGUUAAAGUGUCUGAACCACCCCUCCCACCUGGAAGAGUAACUCUUGUUGAUGUGACCCGUAAUACAGCUACAAUUAAGUGGGAGAAACCAGAAAGUGAUGGUGGCAGCAAAAUUAUUGGUUAUGUGGUUGAAAUGCAGACUAAAGGGAGUGAAAAGUGGAGCACCUGCACACAAGUUAAGACUCUAGAAGCAACUAUAUCUGGCUUAACUGCAGGAGAAGAGUAUGUCUUCAGGGUAGCUGCAGUUAAUGAAAAGGGAAGAAGUGAUCCAAGACAACUUGGAGUGCCAGUAAUUGCAAGGGAUAUUGAAAUAAAGCCUUCAGUUGAGCUUCCUUUCCAUACUUUCAACGUAAAGGCUAGAGAACAACUUAAGAUUGAUGUGCCAUUCAAAGGAAGACCUCAAGCUACUGUGAACUGGAAAAAAGAUGGUCAGACUCUUAAAGAGACAACUAGAGUCAAUGUUUCUUCUUCAAAGACUGUAACAUCACUAUCUAUUAAGGAAGCUUCAAGGGAAGACGUUGGAACUUAUGAAUUAUGUGUUUCAAACAGUGCUGGAUCCAUAACAGUUCCUCUUACUAUAAUUGUCCUUGACAGACCGGGACCUCCAGGUCCUAUACGUAUUGAUGAAGUUAGUUGUGACAACAUAACCAUUUCUUGGAAUCCUCCAGAAUAUGAUGGUGGCUGCCAAAUUAGCAAUUACAUCGUUGAAAAGAGAGAAACCACCUCUACAACAUGGCACACAGUUUCACAAGCAGUUGCAAGAACAUCCAUUAAAAUAGUUCGCCUGACCACAGGAAGUGAGUAUCAGUUCCGUGUUUGUGCAGAAAACCGCUAUGGAAAGAGCUCCUACAGUGAAUCUUCAGCUGUUGUUGCAGAGUAUCCAUUCAGUCCCCCAGGUCCUCCUGGUACUCCUAAAGUUGUGCAUGCCACAAAAUCUACCAUGCUUGUAACCUGGCAAGUGCCAGUUAAUGAUGGAGGAAGUCGAGUAAUUGGCUAUCAUCUUGAGUAUAAAGAAAGAAGCAGCAUUCUUUGGUCAAAAGCAAACAAAAUCCUCAUUGCUGAUACUCAGAUGAAAGUCUCCGGCCUUGAUGAAGGACUGAUGUAUGAGUAUCGUGUAUAUGCUGAGAAUAUUGCUGGAAUCGGUAAAUGCAGUAAAUCUUGUGAACCAGUCCCUGCAAGAGAUCCUUGUGACCCUCCUGGACAACCUGAAGUCACAAAUAUCACAAGAAAAUCAGUGUCACUUAAAUGGUCUAAACCACAUUAUGAUGGUGGAGCUAAGAUCACAGGAUACAUUGUUGAACGCAGAGAACUACCAGAUGGCCGGUGGCUGAAGUGCAAUUAUACUAAUAUACAGGAAACACACUUUGAAGUAACUGAACUUACUGAAGAUCAGCGUUAUGAAUUCCGGGUUUUUGCAAAGAAUGCUGCUGACUCAAUUAGUGAGCCAUCUGAAUCCACUGGGCCUAUUACAGUUAAAGAUGAUGUUGAGGCUCCAAGAAUUAUGAUGGAUGUCAAGUUCCGAGAUGUUAUUGUUGUCAAAGCUGGAGAGGUCCUUAAGAUAAAUGCAGACAUUGCAGGGCGACCUCUGCCAGUAAUUUCCUGGGCCAAGGAUGGUGUAGAAAUUGAAGAAAGAGCAAGAACAGAAAUCAUCUCAACAGACAAUCAUACUUUGUUAACAGUUAAAGACUGUGUAAGACGAGACACUGGGCAAUAUGUACUAACACUGAAGAAUGUUGCUGGCACUCGGUCUGUGGCCAUUAAUUGCAAGGUACUUGAUAAGCCUGGUCCACCAGCAGGACCACUUGAAAUAAAUGGCCUCACUGCUGAGAAAUGCUCUCUUUCCUGGGGACGCCCCCAAGAAGAUGGUGGUGCAGAUAUCGACUAUUACAUCGUAGAAAAACGUGAAACAAGCCACCUUGCAUGGACAAUAUGUGAAGGAGAGUUACGGACGACAUCCUGUAAAGUAACCAAGUUACUCAAAGGCAAUGAAUAUAUAUUUAGAGUAACUGGUGUUAAUAAAUACGGUGUUGGUGAGCCCCUAGAGAGUGUAGCUGUAAAGGCACUAGAUCCAUUUACAGUUCCAAGUCCACCCACAUCUUUGGAAAUUACUUCUGUGACGAAAGAAUCUAUGACGCUUUGCUGGUCAAGACCUGAGAGUGAUGGAGGUAGUGAAAUAUCUGGAUAUAUAAUUGAAAGACGAGAGAAAAAUAGCCUAAGAUGGGUGCGUGUAAACAAAAAACCAGUUUAUGAUCUGAGAGUGAAAUCAACAGGACUUCGGGAAGGAUGUGAAUAUGAAUAUCGUGUUUAUGCAGAAAAUGCUGCUGGCCUAAGUCUUCCAAGUGAAACCUCUCCCUUAAUUCGAGCAGAAGAUCCAGUGUUCCUACCAUCUCCUCCAUCUAAACCCAAAAUUGUGGACUCAGGCAAGACAACUAUAACUAUUGCCUGGGUUAAGCCACUGUUUGAUGGUGGGGCCCCAAUAACUGGAUAUACUGUUGAAUACAAAAAAUCUGAUGACACUGACUGGAAAACUGCCAUUCAGAGCUUACGAGGGACAGAAUAUACAAUAAGUGGACUAACAACAGGAGCUGAAUAUAUUUUCAGAGUAAGAUCUGUCAAUAAGGUUGGUGCUAGUGACCCCAGUGAUAGCUCCGACCCUCAGAUAGCAAAGGAAAGAGAAGAAGAACCUGUAUUUGAUAUUGACAGUGAAAUGAGAAAGACAUUGAUUGUCAAGGCCGGUGCCUCAUUUACCAUGACUGUGCCUUUCCGAGGAAGACCAGUACCCAAUGUCUUGUGGAGUAAGCCAGACACUGACCUCCGCACUAGAGCUUAUAUUGAUACCACAGACUCUCGUACCUCACUGACCAUUGAAAAUGCCAACAGAAAUGACUCUGGAAAGUAUACAUUAACAAUUCAGAAUGUUUUGAGUGCUGCUUCACUGACCUUAGUUGUCAAAGUUUUAGAUUCCCCGGGUCCUCCAACCAACAUUGCUGUGCAAGAUGUAACCAAAGAGUCUGCAGUGUUAUCCUGGGAUGUUCCUGAAAACGAUGGUGGAGCACCAGUGAAGAAUUACCACAUAGAAAAACGUGAGGCCAGCAAGAAAGCAUGGGUCUCUGUGACCAACAACUGUAACCGCCUCUCCUACAAAGUUACCAAUUUACAAGAAGGAGCUAUCUACUACUUCAGAGUCUCUGGAGAAAAUGAGUUUGGUGUUGGUAUACCAGCUGAAACAAAGGAAGGAGUAAAAAUAACAGAAAAACCAAGCCCACCUGAAAAACUUGGAGUAACAAGUACAUCCAAAGACAGUGUUUCCCUGACCUGGCUGAAGCCUGAACAUGAUGGCGGAAGCAGAAUUGUACACUAUGUUGUUGAAGCACUAGAAAAAGGACAGAAAAACUGGGUUAAAUGUGCAGUGGCAAAGUCAACCCAUCACGUUGUUUCUGGUCUGAGGGAGAAUUCUGAAUACUUUUUCCGGGUGUUUGCUGAAAAUCAAGCUGGCCUGAGUGACCCGAGAGAGCUUCUGCUUCCUGUUCUUAUUAAGGAGCAACUAGAACCACCUGAAAUUGAUAUGAAGAAUUUCCCAAGUCACACCGUAUAUGUUAGAGCUGGUUCAAACCUUAAAGUUGACAUUCCAAUCUCUGGAAAACCACUUCCCAAAGUGACCUUAUCAAGAGAUGGUGUCCCCGUGAAGGCAACCAUGAGAUUUAAUACCGAAAUUACUGCUGAGAACCUGACCAUCAAUCUCAAAGAAAGUGUUACAGCUGAUGCUGGGAGAUAUGAGAUCACUGCUGCCAACUCCAGUGGUACAACCAAAGCUUUCAUUAACAUUGUUGUGCUGGACAGGCCUGGUCCUCCAACUGGCCCUGUCGUUAUUAGUGAUAUAACUGAAGAAAGUGUGACUCUCAAGUGGGAGCCACCUAAGUAUGAUGGUGGAAGUCAAGUUACCAACUACAUUCUACUUAAAAGAGAAACCAGUACUGCAGUAUGGACUGAAGUGUCUGCAACAGUUGCAAGAACCAUGAUGAAAGUCAUGAAACUGACCACAGGAGAAGAAUACCAAUUCCGCAUCAAGGCAGAAAACCGCUUUGGCAUCAGUGAUCACAUAGAUUCAGCUUGUGUGACUGUCAAACUACCAUACACAACGCCUGGACCACCAUCUACACCAUGGGUCACUAAUGUUACUCGAGAAAGCAUCACUGUGGGCUGGCAUGAACCAGUGUCAAAUGGAGGCACUGCAGUCAUAGGCUAUCACCUGGAAAUGAAAGACAGAAACAGUAUUUUAUGGCAAAAAGCCAACAAACUGGUCAUCCGCACAACUCACUUCAAAGUCACAACAAUCAGUGCUGGACUUAUUUAUGAAUUCAGGGUGUAUGCAGAAAAUGCUGCUGGAGUUGGAAAACCCAGCCAUCCUUCUGAACCAGUCUUGGCAAUUGAUGCUUGUGAACCCCCAAGAAAUGUUCGUAUCACUGAUAUUUCAAAGAACUCUGUCAGCCUUUCAUGGCAACAACCAGCUUUUGAUGGAGGUAGCAAGAUUACAGGCUACAUUGUUGAAAGACGUGACCUUCCAGAUGGCAGAUGGACGAAGGCCAGCUUCACCAAUGUUACUGAAACUCAAUUCACCAUCUCUGGCUUGACUCAGAAUUCCCAGUAUGAAUUCCGUGUCUUUGCUAGGAAUGCUGUUGGUUCCAUUAGCAAUCCAUCUGAGGCUGUAGGGCCCAUUACUUGCAUCGAUUCUUAUGGUGGUCCUGUAAUUGACUUGCCUCUAGAAUAUACAGAAGUUGUCAAAUACAGAGCAGGUACAUCUGUGAGGCUCAGAGCUGGCAUUUCUGGCAAACCUGCGCCUACAAUUGAGUGGUAUAAAGAUGAUAAAGAAUUACAAACCAAUGCACUGGUUUGUGUCGAAAAUACCACGGACCUCGCAUCUAUACUCAUCAAAGAUGCCGAUCGCCUUAACAGUGGAUGCUAUGAAUUAAAACUAAGGAAUGCCAUGGGCUCAGCCUCAGCCACCAUCAGAGUACAGAUCCUUGACAAACCGGGCCCACCUGGUGGACCAAUUGAAUUUAAGACUGUAACUGCUGAAAAGAUCACCAUUCUCUGGCGGCCUCCAGCUGAUGAUGGUGGUGCAAAAAUCACCCACUACAUUGUGGAAAAGCGUGAGACAAGCCGCGUUGUGUGGUCUAUGGUGUCUGAACAUUUGGAAGAGUGCAUCAUUACAACCACCAAAAUUAUCAAAGGAAAUGAAUAUAUCUUCCGGGUCCGAGCCGUCAACAAAUAUGGAAUUGGCGAGCCACUGGAAUCUGAUUCCGUUGUAGCCAAGAACGCAUUUGUCACACCUGGGCCACCAGGCAUACCAGAAGUGACAAAGAUUACCAAGAAUUCGAUGACUGUUGUAUGGAGCAGGCCAAUUGCAGAUGGUGGUAGUGAUAUAAGUGGCUAUUUCCUUGAAAAACGAGAUAAGAAGAGUCUAGGAUGGUUUAAAGUACUAAAAGAGACUAUCCGUGACACCAGACAAAAAGUAACAGGACUCACAGAAAACAGUGACUAUCAAUACAGAGUUUGUGCUGUAAACGCUGCUGGACAGGGUCCAUUUUCUGAACCAUCUGAAUUCUACAAAGCUGCUGAUCCUAUUGAUCCUCCAGGUCCACCUGCUAAGAUAAGAAUUGCAGAUUCAACCAAGUCAUCCAUCACCCUUGGCUGGAGUAAGCCUGUCUAUGAUGGGGGCAGUGCUGUUACUGGGUAUGUUGUUGAAAUGAGACAAGGAGAGGAAGAGGAAUGGACCAUUGUCUCUACCAAAGGAGAGGUCAGAACUACAGAAUAUGUGGUAUCCAACCUGAAACCUGGAGUCAAUUACUACUUCCGGGUAUCUGCUGUAAACUGUGCUGGACAAGGAGAACCUAUAGAAAUGACGGAACCUGUACAAGCUAAAGAUAUACUUGAGGCACCAGAGAUUGACCUGGAUGUGGCUCUCAGAACUUCUGUUAUUGCCAAAGCUGGUGAAGAUGUACAAGUGCUGAUUCCCUUUAAAGGUAGACCUCCACCUACUGUCACGUGGAGAAAAGAUGAGAAGAAUCUUGGCAGUGAUGCCAGAUACAGCAUUGAAAACACUGAUUCAUCUUCAUUACUCACCAUUCCUCAAGUUACUCGCAAUGAUACAGGAAAAUAUAUUCUCACAAUAGAAAACGGAGUUGGUGAACCUAAGUCUUCAACUGUGAGUGUUAAAGUGCUUGACACACCAGCUGCCUGUCAGAAACUACAGGUUAAACAUGUUUCUCGAGGCACAGUCACUUUGCUCUGGGAUCCUCCUCUCAUCGAUGGAGGAUCUCCAAUAAUUAAUUACAUAAUUGAAAAGAGAGAUGCCACCAAGAGAACAUGGUCUGUCGUGUCACACAAAUGUUCUAGCACAUCCUUCAAGCUAACAGAGUUGUCAGAGAAGACUCCAUUCUUCUUCAGAGUUCUUGCAGAAAAUGAAAUUGGAAUUGGGGAACCCUGUGAAACUACGGAGCCAGUGAAGGCUGCUGAAGUACCAGCUCCUAUACGUGAUCUCUCAGUGAAAGACUCAACAAAGACAUCUGUCAUCCUCAGCUGGACCAAACCUGACUUUGAUGGUGGUAGCGUCAUCACAGAAUAUGUUGUAGAAAGGAAAGGUAAAGGUGAACAGACAUGGUCCCACGCUGGCAUAAGUAAGGCAUGUGAAAUUGAGGUUAGCCAACUUAAGGAGCAGUCAGUCCUGGAGUUCAGAGUGUUUGCCAAAAAUGAGAAAGGACUGAGUGAUCCUGUCACUAUUGGGCCAAUUACAGUGAAAGAACUUAUUAUUACACCUGAAGUUGACCUGUCAGAUAUCCCUGGGGCACAAGUCACUGUGAGAAUUGGGCACAAUGUGCACCUUGAAUUACCUUAUAAAGGAAAGCCCAAACCAUCCAUCAGUUGGCUGAAAGAUGGCUUGCCACUGAAAGAAACUGAAUUUGUUCGUUUCAGUAAAACCGAAAACAAAAUUACUUUGAGUAUUAAGAAUGCCAAGAAGGAGCAUGGAGGAAAAUACACUGUUAUUCUUGAUAAUGCAGUGUGUAGAAAUGCAGUCCCCAUUACAGUCAUCACCCUUGGCCCACCAUCAAAACCCAAAGGACCCAUUCGAUUUGAUGAAAUCAAGGCUGAUAGUGUCAUCCUGUCAUGGGAUGUACCUGAAGAUGAUGGAGGAGGAGAAAUUACUUGUUACAGCAUCGAGAAGCGGGAAACUUCACAAACUAAUUGGAAGAUGGUGUGUUCAAGUGUUGCCAGGACGACUUUCAAAGUUCCUAAUCUAGUCAAAGACGCUGAGUACCAGUUUAGAGUGAGGGCAGAAAACAGAUACGGAGUCAGCCAACCACUUGUCUCAAACAUUAUUGUGGCAAAACACCAGUUCAGGAUUCCUGGUCCCCCAGGAAAGCCAGUUAUAUACAAUGUGACUUCUGAUGGCAUGUCACUAACUUGGGAUGCUCCAGUUUAUGAUGGUGGUUCAGAAGUUACUGGAUUCCACGUUGAAAAGAAAGAAAGAAAUAGCAUCCUCUGGCAAAAAGUUAAUACAUCACCAAUCUCUGGAAGAGAAUAUAGAGCUACUGGACUGGUAGAAGGUCUGGAUUACCAAUUCCGUGUAUAUGCUGAAAAUUCUGCUGGCCUAAGCUCACCUAGUGACCCAAGCAAAUUUACCUUAGCUGUUUCUCCAGUAGACCCACCUGGCACUCCUGACUACAUUGAUGUCACCCGGGAAACCAUCACACUUAAAUGGAACCCACCAUUGCGUGAUGGAGGCAGUAAGAUUGUGGCCUAUAGCAUUGAGAAACGGCAAGGAAAUGAACGCUGGGUGAGAUGCAACUUUACUGACGUCAGUGAAUGUCAGUACACAGUUACAGGACUCAGUCCUGGGGAUCGCUAUGAGUUCAGAAUAAUUGCAAGAAAUGCUGUUGGAACUAUAAGCCCGCCCUCACAGUCUUCUGGCAUUAUUAUGACAAGAGAUGAAAAUGUUCCACCAAUAGUAGAGUUUGGUCCUGAGUACUUUGAUGGUCUCAUUAUUAAGUCUGGAGAGAGCCUUAGAAUUAAAGCUUUGGUACAAGGAAGACCAGUGCCUCGAAUAACUUGGUUCAAAGAUGGAGUGGAAAUCGAAAAGAGGAUGAAUAUGGAAAUAACCGAUGUCCUUGGAUCCACCAGCCUAUUUGUUAGAGAUGCUACUCGGGACCAUCGUGGUAUAUAUACAGUGGAAGCCAAAAAUGCAUCUGGUUCUGCAAAAGCAGAAAUUAAAGUGAAAGUACAAGAUACACCAGGAAAAGUAGUUGGGCCAAUAAGAUUCACCAAUAUUACUGGGGAGAAGAUGACUCUGUGGUGGGAUGCUCCACUCAACGACGGUUGUGCUCCCAUAACCCACUACAUCAUUGAAAAACGGGAAACCAGCAGACUUGCUUGGGCACUAAUUGAGGAUAAAUGUGAAGCCCAAAGUUACACUGCCAUUAAACUAAUAAACGGCAAUGAAUACCAAUUCCGUGUUUCUGCAGUUAACAAGUUUGGUGUUGGCAGGCCACUUGAUUCUGAUCCAGUGGUUGCUCAAAUACAAUACACUGUUCCUGAUGCCCCUGGCACUCCAGAACCUAGCAACGUAACAGGCAACAGCAUUACCCUGACAUGGGCAAGGCCAGAAUCAGAUGGUGGCAGUGAAAUUCAACAGUAUAUCCUUGAAAGAAGAGAAAAGAAAAGCACAAGAUGGGUAAAAGUGAUCAGUAAACGACCAAUCUCCGAAACAAGAUUCAAAGUCACCGGUCUGACAGAAGGCAAUGAGUAUGAAUUCCACGUCAUGGCUGAAAAUGCUGCAGGAGUCGGACCUGCAAGUGGCAUCUCAAGACUCAUUAAAUGUAGAGAGCCCGUCAACCCACCAGGUCCUCCUGCAGUGGUCAAAGUAACAGACACAUCAAAGACAACUGUGAGCUUAGAAUGGUCCAAACCAGUGUUUGAUGGCGGCAUGGAAAUAAUUGGGUACAUUAUUGAAAUGUGCAAGGCCGACUUAGGAGACUGGCACAAGGUGAAUGCAGAGGCAUGCAUGAAAACAAGAUAUACAGUCACUGAUCUACAAGCAGGUGAAGAAUACAAAUUCCGAGUUAGUGCUAUCAAUGGUGCUGGAAAAGGAGACAGCUGUGAAGUGACCGGCACAAUUAAAGCAGUUGACCGGUUAACAGCUCCUGAGUUAGACAUAGAUGCAAACUUCAAACAGACUCAUAUUGUUAGAGCUGGGGCCAGUAUUCGCCUCUUCAUUGCCUACCAAGGUAGACCUACUCCUACAGCUGUGUGGAGCAAACCAGACUCUAACCUUAGCCUUCGGGCUGAUAUCCAUACAACAGACUCCUUCAGCACCCUCACUGUGGAAAACUGCAACAGAAAUGAUGCAGGGAAAUAUACCCUUACUGUGGAAAACAACAGUGGUAGUAAGUCGAUCACAUUCACCGUAAAAGUGCUAGACACUCCAGGCCCACCUGGCCCAAUUACCUUCAAAGAUGUGACCCGGGGAUCCGCUACAUUGAUGUGGGAUGCCCCCCUUCUUGAUGGUGGUGCCCGAAUCCAUCACUAUGUGGUAGAGAAACGAGAGGCAAGUCGCCGUAGUUGGCAGGUUAUCAGUGAAAAAUGCACUCGUCAGAUCCUCAAGGUCGGUGACCUGGCAGAAGGUGUUCCAUACUAUUUCCGUGUUUCUGCAGUAAAUGAGUAUGGUGUUGGUGAGCCCUAUGAAAUGCCAGAACCAAUUGUAGCCACAGAACAGCCUGCUCCACCUAGAAGACUUGAUGUUGUUGAUACUAGCAAAUCCUCUGCAGUCUUAGCUUGGCUUAAACCUGAGCACGAUGGAGGCAGCCGGAUCACUGGCUACCUGCUUGAAAUGAGACAAAAGGGAUCUGACUUCUGGGUUGAAGCUGGUCACACCAAACAGCUGACUUUCACAGUAGAGCGUCUUGUUGAGAACACUGAAUAUGAAUUCCGUGUGAAGGCCAAGAAUGAUGCUGGCUACAGUGAACCCAGGGAAGCCUUCUCUUCUGUCAUCAUUAAGGAGCCUCAAAUCGAGCCCACUGCUGACCUCACUGGAAUUACCAAUCAGCUUAUAACUUGCAAAGCAGGAAGCCCAUUUACCAUUGACGUACCAAUCAGUGGUCGUCCCGCCCCCAAAGUAACAUGGAAACUGGAAGAAAUGAGACUUAAAGAGACGGAUCGAGUGAGCAUUACAACAACAAAAGACAGGACCACCCUGACUGUAAAGGACAGCAUGAGAGGUGACUCUGGAAGAUACUUCUUGACCCUGGAAAAUACAGCUGGUGUUAAAACAUUUACCAUCACAGUUGUGGUCAUUGGAAGGCCAGGUCCAGUAACCGGCCCCAUUGAGGUCUCAUCUGUCUCGGCUGAAUCGUGUGUCCUGUCAUGGGGAGAACCUAAAGAUGAUGGAGGCACUGAAAUUACUAAUUACAUAGUUGAAAAGCGUGAAUCGGGUACAACAGCUUGGCAUCUUGUCAAUUCCAGUGUCAAGCGCACUCAAAUUAAAGUCACUCAUCUCACAAAAUACAUGGAAUAUUCUUUCCGUGUCAGUUCAGAGAACAGAUUUGGUGUCAGCAAACCUCUAGAAUCAGCACCAAUAGUUGCUGAACAUCCAUUUGUCCCACCAAGUGCUCCUACCAGACCUGAGGUCUAUCAUGUAUCUGCCAAUGCCAUGUCUAUUCGUUGGGAAGAACCCUACCACGAUGGUGGCAGUAAAAUUGUUGGCUACUGGGUUGAGAAGAAAGAACGUAACACAAUUCUUUGGGUGAAAGAAAACAAAGUGCCAUGCUUAGAGUGCAACUACAAAGUAACUGGUUUAGUAGAAGGACUGGAAUAUCAGUUCAGAACUUAUGCACUCAAUGCUGCAGGUGUUAGCAAGGCCAGCGAAGCUUCAAGACCUAUAAUGGCUCAAAAUCCAGUUGAUGCACCAGGCAGACCAGAGGUGACAGAUGUCACAAGAUCAACAGUAUCACUGAUUUGGUCUGCCCCAGUGUAUGAUGGAGGCAGCAAGGUUGUGGGCUACAUCAUAGAGCGUAAGCCAGUCAGUGAGGUAGGAGACGGUCGCUGGCUGAAGUGCAACUAUACCAUUGUAUCUGACAAUUUCUUCACCGUGACUGCUCUCAGUGAAGGAGACACUUAUGAGUUCCGUGUGUUAGCCAAGAAUGCAGCAGGCGUAAUUAGCAAAGGGUCUGAAUCUACAGGCCCUGUCACUUGCCGAGAUGAAUACGCUCCACCCAAAGCCGAACUGGAUGCCCGAUUACAGGGUGAUCUGGUUACCAUCAGAGCAGGUUCUGAUCUUGUUCUGGAUGCUGCAGUUGGUGGCAAACCUGAACCCAAAAUUAUCUGGACCAAAGGAGACAAGGAGCUAGAUCUCUGUGAAAAAGUCUCUUUGCAGUAUACUGGCAAACGAGCAACUGCUGUGAUCAAGUUCUGUGACAGGAGUGACACUGGAAAAUACACUUUAACAGUGAAAAACGCCAGUGGGACCAAGGCCGUGUCUGUCAUGGUCAAAGUGCUUGAUUCCCCUGGCCCAUGUGGAAAGCUCACCGUCAGCAGAGUAACAGAGGAGAAGUGCACUUUAGCCUGGAGCCUUCCUCAGGAAGACGGAGGAGCAGAAAUCACUCACUACAUUGUGGAAAGACGCGAGACUAGCAGGCUCAACUGGGUGAUUGUUGAAGGCGAAUGCCCAACCCUAUCCUAUGUCGUUACCAGGCUCAUCAAGAACAAUGAGUACAUAUUCCGAGUGAGGGCAGUAAACAAAUAUGGCCCUGGUGUGCCUGUUGAAUCAGAGCCAAUUGUAGCCAGAAACUCAUUCACUAUUCCAUCACCACCUGGCAUACCUGAAGAAGUUGGGACUGGCAAAGAGCAUAUCAUCAUUCAGUGGACAAAACCUGAAUCUGAUGGUGGCAAUGAAAUCAGCAACUACCUAGUAGACAAACGUGAGAAGAAGAGCCUGCGCUGGACACGUGUCAACAAAGACUACAUCGUGUAUGAUACCAGGCUGAAGGUGACGAGCCUGAUGGAGGGUUGUGAUUACCAGUUCCGAGUGACUGCAGUGAAUGCAGCUGGUAACAGUGAGCCCAGCGAAGCUUCCAACUUCAUCUCAUGCAGAGAACCAUCAUAUACCCCUGGACCACCUUCUGCUCCAAGAGUUGUGGAUACCACCAAACACAGCAUUAGUCUGGCAUGGACCAAACCCAUGUACGAUGGUGGUGCUGACAUCACAGGAUAUGUUCUGGAAAUGCAAGAGAAGGACACUGAUCAGUGGUACCGAGUGCAUACCAAAGCCACAAUAAGAAAUACUGAAUUCACUGUGCCAGAUCUUAAAAUGGGUCAGAAAUAUUCCUUCAGAGUUGCUGCCGUGAACGUGAAGGGUAUGAGCGAAUACAGUGAAUCGAUUGCUGAAAUUGAGCCCGUGGAAAGAAUAGAAAUACCAGAUCUCGAGCUUGCAGAUGAUCUAAAGAAGACUGUGACCAUCAGGGCUGGGGCCUCCUUGCGCUUGAUGGUGUCUGUAUCUGGAAGACCACCUCCUGUCAUCACGUGGAGCAAGCAGGGCAUUGACCUUGCAAGUCGGGCAAUUAUUGACACCACUGAGAGCUACUCAUUGCUAAUAGUGGACAAAGUUAAUCGGUAUGAUGCUGGAAAAUACACAAUUGAAGCUGAAAACCAAUCUGGCAAGAAAUCAGCAACAGUCCUCGUUAAAGUCUAUGAUACUCCUGGUCCCUGUCCUUCAGUGAAAGUUAAAGAAGUAUCAAGAGAUUCUGUGACUAUAACUUGGGAAAUUCCCACGAUUGAUGGUGGAGCUCCAGUCAACAAUUACAUUGUUGAGAAGCGUGAAGCUGCCAUGAGAGCAUUCAAAACAGUAACUACCAAAUGCAGCAAGACACUUUACAGAAUUUCUGGACUUGUAGAAGGAACCAUGUACUACUUCAGAGUGCUGCCAGAAAAUAUUUAUGGCAUUGGAGAACCCUGUGAAACAUCUGAUGCAGUACUGGUCUCAGAAGUGCCUUUGGUGCCUACAAAGCUAGAAGUGGUCGAUGUCACCAAAUCCACUGUUACCCUUGCCUGGGAAAAACCACUCUAUGAUGGCGGUAGCCGACUCACUGGAUAUGUUCUCGAGGCCUGCAAAGCUGGCACAGAGAGAUGGAUGAAGGUUGUCACCUUAAAACCCACAGUCCUAGAGCACACUGUGACUUCCUUAAAUGAAGGUGAACAAUACUUAUUUAGAGUGAGGGCACAAAAUGAGAAAGGUGUGUCAGAAGCAAGAGAGAUUGUCACAGCCGUGACUGUACAAGACCUCAGAGUGUUGCCAACAAUCGAUCUUUCUACGAUGCCUCAGAAGACCAUCCAUGUCCCAGCUGGCAGACCAGUAGAGCUGGUGAUACCUAUUGCUGGCCGUCCACCUCCUGCUGCUUCCUGGUUCUUUGCUGGUUCUAAACUGAGAGAAUCAGAGCGUGUCACAGUUGAAACUCACACUAAAGUAGCUAAAUUAACCAUCCGUGAAACCACUAUCAGAGAUACUGGAGAAUACACACUUGAACUGAAGAAUGUUACUGGAACUACUUCAGAAACCAUUAAAGUUAUCAUUCUUGACAAGCCUGGUCCACCAACAGGACCUAUUAGGAUUGAUGAAAUUGAUGCUACAUCAAUUACCAUUUCCUGGGAACCACCUGAAUUGGACGGUGGUGCUCCAUUGAGUGGUUAUGUGGUAGAACAACGUGAUGCUCAUCGUCCAGGAUGGCUGCCCGUUUCUGAAUCAGUGACUAGGUCCACGUUUAAGUUUACCAGACUCACUGAAGGAAAUGAGUAUGUGUUCCGUGUGGCUGCAACAAACCGCUUUGGGAUUGGCUCUUACUUGCAGUCUGAGGUCAUAGAGUGUCGCAGCAGCAUCCGUAUUCCUGGACCCCCAGAAACAUUACAGAUAUUUGAUAUUUCCCGUGAUGGUAUGACACUUACUUGGUACCCACCAGAGGAUGACGGUGGCUCCCAAGUGACUGGAUACAUUGUGGAGCGCAAAGAAGUGAGAGCAGAUCGAUGGGUCCGUGUAAAUAAAGUACCUGUGACAAUGACACGGUACCGCUCCACUGGCCUUAUUGAAGGCUUAGAAUAUGAACACCGUGUCACAGCCAUUAAUGCAAGAGGGUCUGGAAAACCAAGUCGUCCUUCCAAACCCAUCGUUGCCAUGGAUCCAAUUGCUCCUCCAGGAAAGCCACAAAACCCAAGAGUUACUGAUACAACAAGGACAUCAGUUUCCCUGGCCUGGAGCGUUCCAGAAGAUGAAGGAGGAUCUAAAGUCACAGGCUACUUGAUUGAAAUGCAAAAAGUAGAUCAACAUGAAUGGACCAAGUGUAACACCACUCCAACCAAGAUUCGAGAGUAUACUCUAACACACCUACCUCAGGGUGCGGAAUACAGGUUCCGCAUCCUAGCUUGUAAUGCUGGUGGACCUGGCGAGCCUGCUGAGGUACCAGGAACAGUCAAAGUCACUGAAAUGCUUGAAUAUCCUGAUUAUGAACUUGAUGAAAGAUACCAGGAAGGUAUCUUUGUAAGGCAAGGUGGAGUCAUCAGACUUACCAUACCAAUCAAAGGAAAACCAUUCCCAAUAUGUAAAUGGACCAAGGAAGGCCAGGAUAUUAGUAAGCGUGCCAUGAUUGCAACAUCUGAAACACACACUGAGCUUGUGAUCAAAGAAGCAGACAGGGGUGAUUCUGGCACUUACGACCUGGUUCUGGAAAAUAAAUGUGGCAAGAAGGCUGUCUACAUCAAGGUCAGGGUGAUAGGAAGUCCCAACAGUCCGGAAGGGCCACUGGAAUAUGAUGACAUCCAAGCCCGCUCUGUGAGGGUCAGCUGGAGACCUCCUGCUGAUGAUGGUGGUGCUGACAUCUUAGGUUACAUCCUCGAGAGACGAGAAGUGCCUAAAGCCGCCUGGUAUACCAUUGAUUCUAGAGUCCGAGGUACAUCUCUGGUGGUAAAAGGCCUUAAAGAGAAUGUAGAAUACCAUUUCCGUGUUUCAGCAGAAAACCAGUUUGGCAUAAGCAAGCCCUUGAAAUCUGAGGAACCAGUCAUACCAAAAACACCACUGAAUCCUCCAGAACCUCCAAGCAAUCCUCCGGAAGUACUCGAUGUAACCAAGAGUUCUGUUAGCUUGUCCUGGUCCCGGCCCAAAGAUGAUGGUGGUUCUCGAGUCACAGGCUACUACAUUGAACGCAAAGAGACAUCCACUGACAAGUGGGUCAGACACAACAAGACUCAGAUCACUACCACAAUGUACACUGUCACGGGGCUUGUUCCCGAUGCUGAGUAUCAGUUCCGAAUCAUUGCACAGAAUGAUGUUGGCCUAAGUGAGACCAGCCCUGCUUCUGAACCAGUUGUUUGCAAAGAUCCAUUUGAUAAACCAAGCCAACCAGGAGAACUUGAGAUUCUUUCAAUAUCCAAAGAUAGUGUCACUCUACAGUGGGAGAAACCUGAAUGUGAUGGUGGCAAAGAAAUUCUUGGAUAUUGGGUUGAAUAUAGACAGUCUGGAGACAGUGCCUGGAAGAAGAGCAGUAAGGAACGUAUUAAGGACAAGCAAUUCACAAUAGGGGGUUUGCUGGAAGCUACUGAAUAUGAAUUCAGGGUUUUUGCUGAGAAUGAGACUGGGCUGAGCAGACCUCGAAGGACUGCUAUGUCUAUAAAGACUAAACUCACAUCUGGAGAGGCCCCAGGAAUACGCAAAGAAAUGAAGGAUGUUACCACCAAAUUGGGUGAAGCUGCUCAACUCUCAUGCCAGAUUGUUGGAAGGCCUCUUCCUGACAUUAAAUGGUACAGAUUUGGUAAAGAGCUCAUACAAAGCCGGAAAUACAAAAUGUCUUCAGAUGGACGCACACACAUUCUUACAGUAAUGACAGAGGAACAGGAAGAUGAAGGUGUUUAUACCUGCAUAGCCACCAAUGAGGUUGGAGAAGUAGAAACCAGUAGUAAGCUUCUCCUGCAAGCAACACCACAGUUCCAUCCUGGUUACCCACUGAAAGAGAAAUAUUAUGGAGCUGUAGGUUCUACACUUCGGCUUCAUGUUAUGUACAUUGGUCGUCCAGUACCUGCCAUGACUUGGUUCCAUGGUCAGAAACUUUUGCAAAACUCAGAAAACAUUACUAUUGAAAACACUGAGCACUAUACUCAUCUUGUCAUGAAGAACGUCCAACGUAAGACUCAUGCUGGGAAAUACAAAGUCCAGCUCAGCAAUGUUUUCGGAACAGUUGAUGCCAUCCUUGAUGUGGAAAUACAAGAUAAACCAGACAAACCUACAGGACCAAUUGUGAUCGAAGCUCUACUGAAGAACUCUGCAGUGAUCAGCUGGAAACCACCCGCAGAUGAUGGAGGCUCCUGGAUCACCAACUAUGUGGUGGAAAAAUGUGAGGCCAAGGAGGGGGCUGAAUGGCAAUUGGUGUCUUCAGCCAUCUCAGUGACAACCUGUAGAAUUGUGAACCUCACAGAAAAUGCUGGCUAUUACUUCCGGGUUUCAGCUCAGAACACUUUCGGCAUCAGUGAACCUCUAGAAGUGUCCUCAGUUGUGAUCAUUAAGAGUCCAUUUGAAAAGCCAGGUGCUCCUGGCAAACCAACUAUUACUGCUGUCACAAAAGAUUCUUGUGUUGUGGCUUGGAAGCCACCUGUCAGUGAUGGAGGUGCAAAGAUUAGAAAUUACUACCUUGAGAAGCGCGAGAAGAAGCAGAAUAAAUGGAUUUCUGUGACAACAGAAGAAAUUCGAGAAACUGUCUUUUCGGUGAAAAACCUUAUUGAAGGUCUUGAAUAUGAGUUCCGUGUGAAAUGUGAAAACCUAGGUGGGGAAAGUGAAUGGAGUGAAAUAUCAGAACCCAUCACUCCCAAAUCUGAUGUUCCAAUUCAGGCACCACACUUUAAAGAGGAACUGAGAAAUCUAAAUGUCAGAUAUCAGAGCAAUGCUACUUUGGUCUGCAAAGUGACUGGUCAUCCAAAACCUAUCGUGAAAUGGUACAGACAAGGCAAAGAAAUCAUUGCAGAUGGAUUAAAAUAUAGGAUUCAAGAAUUUAAGGGUGGCUAUCACCAGCUCAUCAUUGCAAGUGUCACAGAUGAUGAUGCCACAGUUUACCAAGUCAGAGCUACCAACCAAGGGGGAUCUGUGUCUGGCACUGCCUCCCUGGAAGUGGAAGUUCCAGCUAAGAUACACUUACCUAAAACUCUUGAAGGCAUGGGAGCAGUUCAUGCUCUCCGAGGUGAAGUGGUCAGCAUCAAGAUUCCUUUCAGUGGCAAACCAGAUCCUGUGAUCACCUGGCAGAAAGGACAAGAUCUCAUUGACAAUAAUGGCCACUACCAAGUUAUUGUCACAAGAUCCUUCACAUCACUUGUUUUCCCCAAUGGGGUAGAGAGAAAAGAUGCUGGUUUCUAUGUGGUCUGUGCUAAAAACAGAUUUGGAAUUGAUCAGAAGACAGUUGAACUGGAUGUGGCUGAUGUUCCUGACCCACCCAGAGGAGUCAAAGUUAGUGAUGUCUCACGAGAUUCUGUCAACUUAACAUGGACUGAGCCGGCCUCUGAUGGUGGCAGCAAAAUCACCAACUACAUUGUUGAAAAAUGUGCAACUACUGCAGAAAGAUGGCUUCGUGUAGGACAAGCCCGAGAAACACGUUAUACUGUGAUCAACUUAUUUGGAAAAACAAGUUACCAGUUCCGGGUAAUAGCUGAAAAUAAAUUUGGUCUGAGCAAGCCUUCUGAGCCUUCAGAACCAACCAUAACCAAAGAAGAUAAGACCAGAGCUAUGAACUAUGAUGAAGAGGUAGAUGAAACCAGGGAAGUCUCCAUGACUAAAGCAUCUCACUCUUCAACCAAGGAACUCUAUGAGAAAUAUAUGAUUGCUGAAGAUCUUGGGCGUGGUGAGUUUGGAAUUGUCCACCGUUGUGUUGAAACAUCCUCAAAGAAGACAUACAUGGCCAAAUUUGUUAAAGUCAAAGGGACUGAUCAGGUUUUGGUAAAGAAGGAAAUUUCCAUUCUGAAUAUUGCUAGGCAUAGAAACAUCUUAUACCUCCAUGAAUCAUUUGAAAGCAUGGAAGAAUUAGUUAUGAUCUUUGAGUUUAUAUCAGGACUUGACAUAUUUGAGCGCAUUAACACAAGUGCUUUUGAACUUAAUGAAAGAGAAAUUGUAAGUUAUGUUCACCAGGUCUGUGAAGCACUUCAGUUCUUACACAGUCAUAAUAUUGGACACUUUGACAUUAGACCAGAAAAUAUCAUUUACCAAACCAGAAGAAGCUCUACCAUUAAAAUAAUAGAAUUUGGUCAAGCCCGUCAGCUGAAACCAGGGGACAACUUCAGGCUUCUAUUCACUGCCCCAGAAUACUAUGCACCUGAAGUCCACCAGCAUGAUGUUGUCAGCACAGCCACAGACAUGUGGUCACUUGGAACACUGGUAUAUGUGCUAUUGAGUGGUAUCAACCCAUUCCUGGCUGAAACUAACCAACAGAUCAUUGAAAAUAUCAUGAAUGCUGAAUAUACUUUCGAUGAAGAAGCAUUCAAAGAGAUCAGCCUUGAAGCCAUGGAUUUUGUUGACCGGUUGUUAGUGAAAGAGAGAAAAUCUCGCAUGACAGCAUCAGAGGCUCUCCAGCACCCAUGGUUGAAGCAGAAGAUAGAAAGAGUCAGUACUAAAGUUAUCAGAACAUUAAAACACCGGCGUUAUUACCACACCCUGAUCAAGAAAGACCUCAACAUGGUUGUGUCAGCAGCCCGGAUCUCCUGUGGUGGUGCAAUUCGAUCUCAGAGGGGAGUGAGUGUUGCUAAAGUUAAAGUAGCAUCCAUUGAAAUUGGCCCAGUUUCUGGGCAGAUAAUGCAUGCAGUUGGUGAAGAAGGAGGACAUGUCAAAUAUGUAUGCAGAAUUGAAAAUUAUGAUCAGUCUACCCAAGUGACUUGGUACUUUGGCGUCCGACAGCUGGAGAACAGUGAAAAAUAUGAAAUCACCUAUGAAGAUGGAGUGGCCAUCCUCUAUGUCAAAGACAUUACCAAAUUUGAUGAUGGUACCUACCGAUGCAAAGUAGUCAAUGACUACGGUGAAGACAGUUCUUAUGCAGAGUUAUUUGUUAAAGGUGUGAGAGAAGUCUACGAUUAUUACUGCCGUAGAACCAUGAAGAAAAUUAAGCGCAGAACAGAUACAAUGAGACUCCUGGAAAGGCCACCAGAAUUUACCCUGCCUCUCUAUAACAGGACAGCUUAUGUAGGUGAAAAUGUCCGGUUUGGAGUAACUAUAACUGUCCACCCAGAGCCUCGUGUAACAUGGUAUAAAUCAGGUCAGAAAAUCAAACCAGGUGACGAUGACAAGAAGUACACAUUUGAGUCAGACAAGGGUCUUUACCAAUUAACAAUCAACAGUGUCACUACAGAUGAUGACGCUGAAUAUACUGUUGUGGCAAGGAACAAAUACGGUGAAGACAGCUGUAAAGCAAAGCUGACGGUAACCCUACACCCACCUCCAUCAGACAGUACCUUAAGACCCAUGUUCAAAAGGUUACUGGCAAAUGCAGAAUGCCAAGAAGGCCAAAGUGUCUGCUUUGAGAUCAGAGUGUCUGGCAUCCCCCCACCAACAUUAAAAUGGGAGAAAGAUGGUCAGCCACUGUCCCUUGGACCUAACAUUGAAAUUAUCCAUGAAGGCUUGGAUUAUUACGCUCUGCACAUCAGGGACACUUUGCCUGAAGACACAGGUUAUUAUAGAGUCACAGCCACUAACACAGCUGGGUCCACCAGCUGCCAGGCUCACCUACAAGUGGAACGCCUGAGGUACAAGAAACAGGAAUUCAAGAGUAGGGAGGAGCAUGAGCGACACGUACAAAAACAAAUUGACAAAACCCUCAGAAUGGCUGAAAUUCUUUCUGGAACUGAAAGUGUGCCACUGACACAGGUAGCUAAAGAGGCUCUGAGAGAAGCUUCCAUCCUUUACAAACCAGCUGUAAGCACCAAGACUGUAAAAGGGGAAUUCAGACUUGAGACAGAAGAAAAGAAAGAGGAGAGAAAACUCCGGAUGCCUUAUGAUGUACCAGAGCCACGCAAGUACAAGCAGACUACCAUAGAAGAAGACCAACGCAUCAAGCAGUUCGUGCCCAUGUCUGACAUGAAGUGGUAUAAAAAGAUACGUGAUCAGUAUGAAAUGCCUGGGAAACUUGACAGAGUUGUACAGAAACGACCCAAGCGCAUCCGCCUUUCAAGAUGGGAACAGUUCUAUGUGAUGCCUCUUCCACGCAUUACGGAUCAAUACAGACCUAAAUGGCGUAUUCCUAAACUGUCCCAAGAUGAUCUUGAGAUAGUGAGACCAGCCCGCCGGCGUACACCUUCUCCUGAUUAUUACUUUUACUACCGACCUAGAAGACGUUCUCUUGGAGACAUCUCUGAUGAAGAAUUACUCCUCCCCAUUGAUGACUACUUAGCAAUGAAAAGAACAGAGGAAGAGAGGCUGCGUCUUGAAGAAGAGCUUGAAUUAGGUUUUUCAGCUUCACCCCCAAGCCGAAGCCCUCCACGCUUUGAGCUUUCUAGCCUACGUUACUCUUCACCACAAGCUCAUGUCAAGGUGGAGGAAACAAGAAAAGACUUCAGGUAUUCAACCUAUCACAUCCCAACGAAGGCUGAAGCUAGUACAAGUUAUGCAGAACUGAGGGAACGGCAUGCCCAGGCUGCGUACAGACAGCCAAAGCAACGGCAAAGAAUCAUGGCUGAGAAGGAGGAUGAAGAGUUGCUUCGCCCAGUUACGACCGCCCAGCGUCUCUCAGAAUACAAAAGCGAACUUGACUACAUGUCAAAGGAGGAAAAGUCUAGAAAGAAAUCAAGGCGACAAAGAGAAGUGACAGAAAUAACAGAAAUUGAGGAAGAAUACGAAAUCUCAAAACGUGCUCAAAGAGAAUCAUCCUCAUCCGCAUCUAGACUACUGAGACGACGGCGCUCCCUGUCUCCAACUUAUAUUGAGUUAAUGAGGCCGGUGUCUGAGCUGAUCCGGUCACAUCCACGACCGGCUGAGGAAUACGAAGAUGACACAGAAAGAAGGUCACCUACUCCAGAAAGAACUCGCCCACGAUCCCCCAGCCCUGUGUCUAGUGAGAGAUCACUCUCGAGAUUUGAGAGGUCUGCAAGAUUUGAUAUCUUUUCCAGGUAUGAGUCCAUGAAAGCUGCUUUAAAAACUCAGAAGACAUCAGAAAGGAAGUAUGAAGUUUUGAGUCAGCAGCCUUUCACACUGGACCAUGCCCCUCGAAUCACAUUGAGAAUGCGCUCACACAGGGUACCAUGUGGCCAAAAUACACGUUUUAUUUUAAAUGUUCAGUCUAAGCCAACUGCUGAGGUUAAAUGGUACCACAAUGGUGUGGAACUCCAAGAAAGCAGUAAGAUUCAUUACACCAAUAUGAGUGGAGUUCUGACCCUGGAAAUUCUGGACUGUCAUAUUGAUGACAGUGGAACCUACCGUGCUGUGUGCACCAACUACAAGGGCGAAGCUUCUGACUAUGCAACAUUGGACGUAACAGGAGGGGAUUAUACCACUUAUGCUUCCAGGCGCAGAGAUGAAGAGGUCCCCAGAUCUGUUUUCCCUGAGCUGACAAGAACAGAGGCGUAUGCUGUUUCAUCAUUUAAGAAAACAUCUGAGAUGGAAGCUUCGUCUUCUGUCAGGGAAGUGAAAUCACAGAUGACAGAGACAAGGGAAAGUCUCUCCUCAUAUGAACACUAUGCAUCUGCAGAAAUGAAAAGUGCUGCAUUAGAAGAAAAGUCGCUGGAAGAAAAAUCCACAACCAGAAAGAUCAAGACAACUUUGGCGGCAAGGAUUCUAACAAAGCCACGGUCCAUGACUGUCUACGAGGGCGAGUCUGCAAGGUUUUCUUGUGACACCGAUGGUGAGCCGGUACCAACUGUGACCUGGCUGCGUAAAGGACAAGUGCUAAGUACUUCUGCCCGCCACCAAGUGACCACCACAAAGUACAAAUCAACCUUUGAGAUCUCUUCAGUUCAGGCUUCCGAUGAUGGCAAUUACAGCGUGGUAGUAGAAAACAGUGAAGGGAAACAAGAAGCAGAGUUCACUCUGACUGUUCAAAAGGCCAGGGUAACUGAAAAGGCUGUGACAUCACCACCAAGAGUCAAAUCCCCAGAGCCUCGGGUGAAAUCCCCAGAAGCAGUUAAAUCUCCAAAACGAGUGAAAUCUCCAGAACCUUCUCACCCCAAAGCCAUAUCACCCACAGAGACAAAAACAACAUCAACAGAGAAAGUUCAGCACCUCCCAGUCUCUGCCCCACCAAAGAUUACUCAGUUCCUGAAAGCAGAAGCUUCUAAAGAGAUUGCAAAGCUGACCUGUGUGGUUGAAAGCAGUGUAUUAAGUGUAAAAGAGGUCACCUGGUAUAAAGAUGGCAAGAAACUGAAGGAAAAUGGGCAUUUCCAGUUUCAUUAUUCAGCAGAUGGUACCUAUGAGCUCAAAAUCCAUAACCUCACUGAAUCUGAUCAAGGAGAAUAUGUUUGUGAGAUUUCUGGUGAAGGUGGAACAUCUAAAACCAACUUCCAAUUUAUGGGGCAAGCCUUUAAGAGUAUCCAUGAGAAGGUAUCAAAAAUAUCAGAAACUAAGAAAUCAGAUCAGAAAACCACUGAGUCAACAGAAACCAGAAAAACUGAACCAAAAGCUCCUGAACCAAUUUCCUCAAAACCAGUAAUUGUUACUGGGUUGCAUGAUACAACUGUUUCUUCAGACAGUGUUGCUAAAUUUGCAGUUAAGGCUACUGGAGAACCCCGGCCAACUGUCAUCUGGACAAAAGAUGGAAAGGCUAUUACACAAGGAGGUAAAUAUAAACUCUCUGAAGACAAGGGAGGGUUCCUCUUAGAAAUUCACAAGACUGAUACUUCUGACAGUGGACUUUAUACUUGUACGGUAAAAAAUUCAGCUGGAUCUGUGUCCUCUAGCUGCAAAUUAACAAUAAAAGCUGUAAAAGAUACUGAGGCACAGAAAGUCUCUACACAAAAGACUUCUGAAAUUACAUCUCAGAAGAAAGCUGUUGUCCAAGAGGAAACUUCCCAAAAAGCCCUAAUGUCUGAAGAAAUUAAGAUGUCAGAGGCAAAAUCUCAAGAAAAGUUAGCCCUCAAAGAGGAAGCUUCAAAGGUUUUGAUUUCCGAAGAAGUCAAGAAAUCAGCAGCAACCUCCCUGGAAAAAUCCAUUGUCCAUGAGGAAAUCACUAAAACAUCACAGGCAUCAGAAGAAAUCAGAACUCAUGCUGAGAUUAAAGCAUUUUCUACUCAGAUGAGCAUAAAUGAAGGUCAAAGAGUGGUUUUAAAAGCCAACAUUGCUGGUGCCACUGAUGUGAAAUGGGUACUGAAUGGCAUAGAGCUUACCAACUCUGAGGAGUACCGAUAUGGUGUCUCAGGCAGCGAUCAGACCCUCACCAUCAAGCAAGCUAGUCACAGAGAUGAAGGAAUCCUCACCUGCAUAGGCAAAACCAAGGAAGGAAUUAUCAAGUGUCAAUAUGAUUUGAUGCUGAGCAAAGAACUCUCAGAUGCUCCAGCCUUCAUCUCCCAGCCUAGAUCUCAAAAUAUUAAUGAAGGACAAAAUGUUCUCUUUACUUGUGAAAUCAGUGGCGAGCCAUCCCCUGAAAUCGAAUGGUUUAAAAACAACCUGCCAAUUUCUGUUUCUUCAAAUGUCAGCACAAGUCGCUCCAGAAACAUAUACUCUCUUGAAAUCCGAAAUGCAUCAGUCAGCGACAGUGGAAAGUACACAAUUAAGGCCAAAAAUUUCCGUGGCCAGUGUUCAGCUACAGCUUCCUUAACGGUCCUUCCUCUAGUUGAAGAACCUUCCAGAGAGGUAGUAUUGAGAACAAGUGGUGACACAAGCUUGCAAGGAAGCUUCUCGUCUCAGUCAGUCCAAAUGUCUGCCUCCAAGCAGGAGGCCUCCUUCAGCAGUUUCAGCAGCAGCAGUGCUAGCAGCAUGACUGAGAUGAAAUUUGCAAGCAUGUCUGCCCAAAGCAUGUCCUCCAUGCAAGAGUCCUUUGUAGAAAUGAGUUCCAGCAGCUUUAUGGGAAAAUCUAGUAUGACACAACUGGAAAGUUCAACUAGUAAAAUGCUUAAAGCAGGCAUAAGAGGAAUUCCGCCUAAAAUUGAAGCUCUUCCAUCUGAUAUCAGCAUUGAUGAAGGCAAAGUUCUAACGGUAGCCUGUGCUUUCACGGGUGAGCCUACCCCAGAAGUAACAUGGUCCUGUGGUGGAAGAAAAAUUCACAAUCAAGAACAACAGGGGAGGUUCCACAUUGAAAACACAGAUGACCUGACAACGCUGAUCAUCAUGGACGUACAGAAACAAGAUGGUGGACUUUAUACCCUGAGUUUAGGGAAUGAAUUUGGAUCUGACUCUGCCACUGUGAAUAUACAUAUUCGAUCCAUUUAAGAGGGCCUGUGCCCUUAUACUCUACACUCAUUCUUAACUUUCUGCAAACGUUUCACAUGGACUAAUCUUUCUGAUCUGUAAAUAUUUAAAGAAAAAAAAAGUAGUUUUGUAUCAACCUAAAUGAGUCAAAGUUCAAAAAUAUUCAUUUCAAUCUUUUCAUAAUUGUUGACCUAAGAAUAUUAUACAUUUGCUAAUGACAUGUACAUACUGUAUAUAGCCGGAUUAACGGUUAUAAAGUUUUGUACCAUUUAUUUUAUGACAUUUUACAAUGUAACUUUUGAAACUAACUGUUGGUAGGAGAAAGUUUCUUAUGGAACGAAUACCCUGCUCAACAUUUAAUCAAUCUUUGUGCCUCAACAUACUGUUGAUGUCUAAGUAUGCCUCAGUGGGUUGAGAAAUUCCCCACUGAAGAUGUCCUGUCCACCUAAAAGAGAAUGAUGCUGUGCACAUCACUUGAUAUGUGCACCAAUACCUAUUGAAUCAGAAAUGUAAGGCAUUGGUGAUGUUUGCAUUUACCCUCCUGUAAGCAACACUUUAAUGUCUUACAUUUUCUCUGAUGAUGUCACACAAAAUUAUCAUGACAAAUAUUACCAGAGCAAAGUGUAACGGCCAACACUUUGUUCGCUCAUUUUACACUGUCUCUGACAUAAGGAGUGCCUGAAUAGCUUGGAAAAGUAACAUCUCCUGGCCAUCCCUUCAUUUAACCAAGUUAUUCAAGUAUUCCUAUGCCAGAGCAGUGCCAACUCUUGGAGGUCCCAGGGUGCAGCCAAUGCCUUUGUGUGGUAGUUCUAAAUUUUAAUUGCACCUGAAAAACCUGGGCACCUAAGCAAUGAGCCACAGCAAAAACUGAAGAACAACAACAAAAUAAAGCUGUCGUUAAAUUUUAAACAACAAUAUUACUAAUUGCCCAAAAUGUCAAUUUGAUGUAGUUCUUUUCAUGCAAGUAUAAAUUCAAUUGUUAGUUAUAAUUGUUGGACCUCCUUGAGAUAGUAACAACAAAAUAAAGCAAGCUAUCUGCACCUCAAAA